AAGCGGCUGCGCUGCAGGCUGGGUCUGGGCAGUGCCGCGGUCCCGGCUGCGCAACCUUCGUUUUCCUCCAGAAAGCACACAGCACACACACACCCGGACCCGCUCCUCCCCACCCUGCACCCCCGCGCCCCGCACGCCUGCUCCUGCCCUAAUCCCCAGCAGCUGCGCUCCCUCCCUCCCUCCGAUCAAUAAGCCUUUCACUUUUUGCCUCUUGUUUGUUCCGUGGGGAGCGGGAUCGAUGGGAGGAGGGGGCGUCUCCUCGUUUCCGCUCCCCCUCGUUGGCCGCUCCUUCUCCAAUUAGUCAGCCCUGGAGCCUGCGGGCGGGGGGGGGGUGUAUUGCGUGUGAGAGCGUGUGCGUGUAGGGGGUUGUUGUGCCGUCGCUGCCCGUUGGACCCGAGCACCAGCCGACGACGCGGGAGGAACGCAGUCCUCUUGUCGUCUUCUUCCCUCUCUCAACUUUUUCCUCCCCUCUCUCGUUUUCCUUUGCUUUCCUUUUGCAUCUUUAGCGAGCAGUUUUUCAGAUCAGCGGAGAUGGAGGAAGGUAGGAAUUAGGCGGGGAGCAGUCAAUGGGCAGCUGCCUUGGGCACUAGCAAGGGGUGCUCACUUGGAGGAAGUGGGUGGCAGGGAGAGAGAGAGAGAGAGAGAGAGAGAGAGAGAGAGAACCUGCCCUGCCUGAAGAGCUUGAGCAGCCCUGAGCAGCAGCAGCAACCCCAGCAGAGGCUGCCUUGUGCUGCCUCCUUUCCUUGGCACAGACUUUGCCAGCUUGCAAGCGAUUCAAACAAGUGGCUCCAGCAUCACUUUGGAGUGGUGGCUCCAGAGAGCGAAGAGGCUCCCGCUGCCCGGCUCUUCCUUCCUUCCUUCCUUCCUCCUUGCCGCUUGCCUGUCUUUCGCGAGCUUCCCCCGCUUCUUCCUCCCUCCUUCUCCCUCUAUUUUUUUUAUUUGAGGAUGAAAUAAUGUUGACAUGCCUUGAAUUAUUAAGUAUCCCCUGGAUUUUAUUAGCACACGAUGCCUAAAUGCUGCCUGUAUCUGGUGGGGUCUUAACCGGGUGUGCAGAGGAGCGGCAGCGGCACACACAGCGGCACAGGGAGCGGCGGCAGCGGCGGGCAGCUCUGACAGCUGGGCUUGUGCAGAUAAGCGGACGGAAGCACCAGGAGAUCACUAGUGAGACAAGGCACCGAGGCAGAGCCCUCCGCCCGGGAGCUCCCAAGAGGCUGGGCCAGGCUCCCCGGUCCUGCUUCACCUCCUCAGCUGGGCUGACUAAUUUAGGGGCGUCCUGCAGCAGCCAGGGGAGAGCGGCCGGUGCCGGGCACCCCAGGCUCCCGCUGCCUCCCCUCGCUGGGGGGGUAGCGUGCUGCCUGGUGCCUCAGCACAGAUGCCGAUUGAGAUUGUCUGCAAAAUCAAAUUUGCAGAGGAGGAUGAGAAGCAGGCGGCGAAAGAGGAAGGGGACAAGGAGAGCUUGCUAGAGGAGCCCAGCCAGCCACACCACCGUGACCUGGCCACCUUUGCCGGGGCCAGCACCCUGCACGGCCUGGGCCACAUUUGCCGCCCAGGGCAGCUGGGGGUCCGCCAGGCCCUCUGGGCGCUCGCAUUUGUGGCCUCUCUGGCCUUCUUCCUGUACCAGGCGGCCCGGUCAGCGCUCUUCUACCUGGAGCACCCGCACGUCACCACCCUGGACGAGGAGGCGACCCAGAAGAUGAUAUUCCCGGCUGUGACCAUCUGCAACAUCAACCGCUUCCGCCACUCGGCCCUUACUGACGCUGACAUCUUCCACCUGGCCAACAUGACAGGGCUGCCGCCCAAGGACCGUGAUGGACACAAGGCCUCUGACCUGCUCUACCCCGACCCUGACAUGGCCGAUAUUGUCAACCGCACUGGGCACCAGCUUGAGGACAUGCUCAAGAACUGCAGCUUCAGCGGCGAGAACUGCUCUGCGGGGAACUUCACGGUGGUGAGUACUCCUUGUGCCUUUCCUGCGCUCUCUAGGGCAUUCUGUCAAACACUGGUUGGAAUGAAUGCAUUCCUGGUACCCAUGUUUAUGCUAAGGUUGAGUUUGCGCCUCAAGUUUCACUGUGGGAGAAAGUAAUAUAGGAAACUGCCUUAUAUCGAGUUGUGACACUUGUUCUGCCUAGCUUAGCAUUGUCUACACUGACUGGCAGCGGCUCUCCGAGGUUUCAGAGAGGAAGUCUUUCCCAGCCCUACCUGGAGAUGCCUGAGAUUGUAUGUGGGACCUUUUGUGUGCAAAGCAGAUGCUCUGGCAGUGAGCUGUGGCCCUUCCCCAAAGACCAGAUUUUGUGGCCCAUGAACAGCUCUAGAGCAUGGGUGAUGGGACGCCAGGUACGUCAGGUAAGAUGCAGGCAGGGAAUACCGCUGUAUGCAAGACAUAUGAAGAAAAAGAGAGGCAUGGAGAUAAGCAGAUCGGGCACUAAAGGAAAUGCCCACUUCUGGUCUGGGCAAUUCUUUUUCUCUUGCUAGAGUAGCUUGAGACAAGGAAGAGGGGAUAACCCUGUAAGUUACGUGAGGAAAGCUGUAAGUCUGGGAUGGGGAACCUGUGGCCCUCCAGGUGUUGUUGGACUCCCAUCAUCCCUGACCAUUGGCCCAGCUUUCUGGGGUGGAGGGGAGCUGGAGUCCAACAGUCUCUGGGGGUUUGCAGGUUCCCACAAGCUUGUCACAAGCUCUCCAGAUGCUUGGAAAAGAUGGGAGCUCCCUGGGCAGUGCUGGCUACACUUGGUGGUUCCAAGAUUUUGUCUUUUGUAUCCUCAGAGAUGCCGUUCUUUCCCCAUUUGAAAGCAGACUGUGCCCCCAGCUUGGUGCCCAUGGUGGCACUGUCACGGUCCCGGCCAGGGUGGCACAGCAACCACUCCACCUUCCUCUUCAUGGCACUUUUUCUGGCAUGGCUGUGCCUGCACUAUCAGGGAGGCUUCCCGCCGGGUGGAAUGAGCUGGCCCCGCGCUUGCUCUAAUAUUGAGUCUGAAAAUCACAAAUCCCCGCUGUGGUUUGGGGAAAUAAAUGUGCUGAGCGGGCGGAAUACCUGAUGGGACCCUUUUCAGACCAUAAUGACUCUGGAAAUGAGCUGCUUCUCUCCUGCGGACAUUGGAGGCUGCUUCGCCUUCUGAUCACUGUGUGCGGAGGGGCGGGUGGGGGGGAGGGUGGUGCAGGGCAGGGAGAAGCUUAGAAGGUGAGGCUGAGAAGAGAGAAGACAGGGCCAUGCAUGAGCACGCACGCCAAGUGGAUCUAAAGACCAUCUUCCUCUCCGGGGCCUGCCACAGAUGUACUCUCUUGUCCCAAACACUGCUAUGGGGGUGCGUGUCUGGUAUGGCAGACCCAGAGGAAACACACGGCUCAGGACCCAGGAGCACACUACACCUCCCCUGGGCCCUAUGUGGAACCUGCCCCACAGUUGACAGGGGUUGUCUGCUGUCCUUGGUCGCAUGAACCCCUUGCAGGCUGUGUCAGAAUGCCAAGAGACUCUCUAAGUUUCGUGGGUCUGUGCUGCACUCACAGUUCAAUUUUUUUGCUCAAAAUCAACACUGAGAAUAUUCUGCAGUCUGUAAAUAUUGGACAAAUGAAGCUGUAACCCCUGGAAAUCCUGCUCUAAGUAAUACUGCACACCUCUUGACUUUGUAACCUUUUUGCUGCUGCUGUUACUGGAAUGUAGCUACAGAGGGCUUUUCUUCGGAGCAGCAGGAUGGGGGUGUUUAAUAUUCCCCUCCCCUGUGUUGUUUUCUUGAUCCACACCUGCCCCCUCCUCCAGCUGCUGUUUGCUCCAUUAAGGCAAAACGCAGGACAAACAGCAGUUCAGGAAGAAAGGAUUUUUCAGCAAAAAAAAUGAUGCAGCAAGGAAGGGUUAAGCACCUCCCUUCCCAUCGCUGAAGGAACUGGCAGUCCCCUGUGAUUGCAUUUUAGUAAAAAUGAAGGAAACAAGCAAACAAAUGCAAAUAAAUAAAUGUUGGAAAAUCCAGUCACAAUUCUCCCACAUAAGUUGUCAUGGACCCCAGAAUUUCACCAGAAAUUGCCUACAUUUUCAAACAAGAUUUUUGACUCAUGGAGGGCUAGAAACUUGCUUUUUUAUUGUUAAAUGGAAGCUUUUAUCCCCCCCCCCCCCGCAUGCUAAAUUCUGGCCCAGGACUAAAUUCUGUGCUUAUGGAUGGGGGAUGCCCCUCCAGUGGGCAGCCAGUGCCAGAGUCAUUGCUUUGAUGGUUUCAGGAGGGAUAUCCCGCGAUGGCCCCUUGGGGGCAGCACAUUUGAAGGGCAGCGGGGUGGGGGAACAGGACCUAAAUCUUCACUUUUGGGCCGGUUUUGUUAGUAGCGUGGGAUAUUCCUGAUCUCUGAUUUUAACCAGUUUCGGCAGCUGCAGCUCUGGAUUCUGAGGAAUCCACGAAAACGAAGGGAAAUGGGGCGUUUGUGGGGUGGGGUGGGUGUGUAGAAAUUAGGGACCAAGUGGCCGUGUGGUUCGGAAAGGCCCCUGAGGAGGCAAACAUAGUCACCGUUCUCCUUUGGAAGGAGCUGCCGCCAGCGCCUGCCCUCGCUGUGGCUGCUCUCCCUUGCCUCGGCUGCUGAGCUGCCUGCCGCUCGCGUCGUUGCAUCGCAUGAUGAAUCCCCUUUAAAGAUCCUGUAAGUAAGAGCCGCGCUCGGUAAAUGAUCUCCCUCUAUUUAGCGUCACAAAUCCACAUUCUUUAUGGGACGGCAAAUUAAGGGGCCGCCGGGAAGAUUCCCCAGCGUAAGCAUCUCGUGUGCAGUAAAGCCCGGCCAGCGUAGUAAAUCUUGGUGGGCCGUUUGCUGAGCCGCAGCAGCGAGCCUCCCUCUCCCCGCACCGGCCCCAACUCCUGGGCACCCUCUGCUCUGUUGGAGCUGGGGUGGGUGGGAGGACUUGCCUUGGUGAGUGGGCUAUGCACACAGGAAACGUCUUGCUCCUCCACCACCUUCCCUGCAGUGAUGGCUGCUGAAUGUGUGUGUGUGUGAACCCUGUACCUUCGGCUCAAGAACAGCCCCCCCCCCUUUCCAUCACUUGAAUUGUGCAGGGAAAAUCAAUUGGCUCUUUGUCCUCUGCUGGACAGGAGAUUCCCCAGCAGCCUUGUCCUUCCCUUGUACUAGCUGAGCAGGGUGGGUGGGAGCGAGGGAUUGGCAGGUUCUGCUUCAGCCCCUUUUCUUCCCCAGUAUCUGCGCAGGGGGAGGGGGCGUGGAGGGGUCACCGGCACUUGCCUCUGGGCAAAAAUGGGAUGGGCACUUAACUCCUUCGGCACUCAUCAGGCUCAGUAGCAGCCCCUAACCAGCCACUUGGGCUGGACGAUGCUUUGUGGCUCAGUUUGCCCUACCUUGGCUGUUGUGAGUGGAUCUGGACCCCAUUGUCCAUAAGCAGAGGGGGUCCUAUCCUAGGGCUGCCAGGGACAGCCCCCUAUUUACAGGGCGGUCUGCAGCUUCCCAUCAAUGCCAGCCCUAAAUUUUUGGGCCCUUUAUCGCAUAUGUUUAUGUAAAGGAGUGCAAGGUGCAAAGAGCUUUUCAAGGAUAAGAGGUGCAGUUGAUGGAGAGGUUAUGAAGGGAGGGCAGAAGGAAGUGAUUGGGAGGGGCUUUGCUCUGCAGAGGGGGGGGGCAAUGGAAGCUUGUGCAGAUCCACAGGAGGGGGAUAUGCUCAGGCACACCAGUGUGCACACUCAGAAGAACAAUUACCCAGCUGGCACCUGCUCUGCAGGGGUUCCUCUUCCAGCACUUGUAGGGGAGGCUAAUGCAUUUCUAAAAAAUUGGAAUCGAUGUCAAAGGUGGUGUGUUUUUUGGUUCUUCUUCUUCUCCUUCUCUAUUUCUUAUUAUUUUAAAUCCCUUGCUGCCAAUCUCAUCAUCCUGGGUUUUUUUUUUGGGGGGGGAGCAUUCUGGGGAAGGUUCCUAAGUAUUGGUUGUUGUUUCUAUUUCCCAUCUGAUCAAGUCUCUUUUCUUCAGUCCUGGGGAAUUUGUGGGGCGUUUGGAAGGAAACUCUCCAUGGGAAUAGCAGAGUCUCCGAGCUGUAACCACCCGGAGUAGUUUGUGUGUAUGUGUGUGUUUGUGGAGGCAAAGGUGACGUGGGUGUGCAGACAAUCAAAAUGCUGCAAUUGUGUCUUGCAAAUCAUCCAAAGAAUUAGAGGACGACAUGUGGAUGAGAUAGCGUGGAGAGAGCAGGAAGGGCUGCGAUCCUGAUUAAAAAGUGCUGCCUAAGAGAGGACUUUCCUGCAGGUCCACAUUUUCAGAGGGCUUUGUUGAUGUGAGGGUGCUUCCUCCACUAAACUGCUUUGCUUCAGCUUCUCCAAAGUGGUUCCUUGCCUGGAACUCAGGGCGUUUAGAGGUGAGAAUGAGCCAGGGUCAGAGAGUGUAGGCAGAUGUUGAUCCUAAGGCAUCCCUGGCUCUACACAGCAGGGAUCCCUGCCUGGUGGACUGUGGGCUUGAAGCACAAAAGAACACAUGUGUGUUCGCUCUCUCUCUCUCUCUCUCUCUCUCUCUCUCUCUCUCUCACACACACACACACACACACACCACCCCCUCCCCCAAAUUGCUGUUGCUCAGCCUGGCUUUGCCGCCUCGUUCCCCAGCUGUAUAAUCAGUGGCACCCCGUCUCGGUGCUGGGGCUGGCGAUGACCUUUCCUCCACAAUCGUACUUAAUAAAUGUCACAUUUUCCAGCCUAUUUUUACUCUGGGUAAAUGAGUUCCCUGCGCCGCCUCCCCCUCCACCUGCCACCUCCUGCCUGCCCAUUGGUGCAGCUCCCUGGCCACCACUGUUCAGAGGCAGCCGUGCAAUCCAUUUCCCUAACCCCAGCCCGCACAAUGGAGAGAAGUGAGAAAAGGAGGCUGCAGGCAGUCCCAGGCAGUCCCGUUAGUGUUGGUGGCUUGUAGUUGGGAGGUAGGUGGCAGAGGGGGAGAGAGGGAGGAUAGCCUGCUUCCUGCCAGCAGAAGGAACAUGGGUCCGCCUGAGGAGAGAACAAAUCCCAGAAGGAUGUAAGAGUGGGCAGAGGCGAUUUCUGCUUUGUUAAACAAGCGGCUGGAUUUAUGUGGCCUGUGGCAAGCAUUUGGACUUGUUGGCAACCCAUGCAUUUUGGCAUCUCACAGAGGGAAAAGGUGGGGUUGGGGGCUGCCUUUGCAUAUAAGGGUCAUCCUCCCUUUCUUGAGCCCUCUUGCCUCUCCACCAUCUUUUACUCUUCACCCCCAGUGCAAAUUGCAUCCUUAGCAAGUGUACUGUCCUCUGAUGGCUUAAGGAGCUAUCAUUGCCACACUGCUUUGUCAUGCUGGCUGCACCGCCUCUUCUCUAGAGUUCCCUUGCUAGCCCCAAAGCCCGCACAGAGAGGUGUCAGCGUCUGUUGCAGAUGACAUCUCCAUAUCCCAUCCAAUUUGAUGUUUGCUUAGCAACAUAGGAAGCUGUCUUGUACCAAGUCAGAGACUUGGUUCUUCUAACUCAGUAUUGCCUACACUGAUUGGCAGCAGCUCUCCAGGGUUUCAAGCAAGGGGAUUCUCCCAAUCCCAUAUGGAGUUGCUGGGGAUUGAACCUGAGACCUUCUGAAUGCAAAGCAGAUAUUCUAUUACUGAGUUGUGGAUUUGCUUCUUUAUUAUCUAUUCCUCCUUCCUUCCAAGGAGCUCAUGGCAACAUAGGUGGUUCUCUCAGUCUUCCCAACCCAUUUUAUCCUCAUGGCAACCCUGUGAUGUAGGUUACGUUACAAGAGAGUGACUGGUUCAAGGUCACCAUCUUGUCUUGUGCUAAUGCUGACAUAUUUCUGAAGGCUUGCUGUGUUUGGGGUGUUGUAGCAAAAAUGAUAAAUGCUGGUUUACAGACUUAAAAAAAAUGUUGCAGCACAAUAUCUGGUUCAUCAGUUGUGUGGCAUGGAGCAAUGCACGCAUCCGAUGAAGGCAGACCACAAAAACUUCUUAUGCCACAAUAUGUCUUCAGCAUGCCACAGGACUCUUCAUUGCUUGUGCUCAUCCUGGGGCCCAUAGACUGCCUGGAAAUCCAUGUGGAUUUUAGAACCAAUAAUUUGUGAGUUACCCUGUUGCUCUAAGGUGAGAAGAUGGGAAUGUACCUCCCCUUUUCCAUAAACAAUUUUAUUUUGAACACCCAUAAGGUCAUUUGAACAUCUCUCAGCUUGUUCACACAUGUAAAUGUACAUCAUUGGUUAUUCAGUCCUUGGUGAUACUCAGAACAUGUGAAGUCUCUUGCCUGGAAACAAUUCAUUCAGCCUUGUGUGAUAUGCAAGGUCUGUCUUCUACGAUGACUUCAUUCACUCAAGCAAGUCAUAUUGACUGUACAGUCAGCGAGUGGUGGUCACACUUGUGUGCUGUUCUUUGGCAAGAUAAUGACUUAGAGGUGUGUAUACAAGUAGACUCCCCACAAUUCCUACCCCAUUCUAGUUUUACCUCCUAAGCCAAAUCCCUCUACCUAUUGUGGGGUUUUCCCAAGGACAGACCAAUCUGUUAACCCACAUGCUCUGCUACUUUGCAACAUGGAAGAGAAGGAGAGGCCACCCAUCCCUAUUCCUGGGCUCUGGAGGCUGUGUAACUUUUCUGUUCCAAAGCCGCUAGCUGCUCUGACAUGGGGCAAAGGGUAGCGGAAGGGAUCAGAGUGGAGCUGUAGCCGCAGAAGGGUUGUUGGCCUUGGCUCUGCAGUGAGAGGAGGCCGAUGCUGUGCUCCAUCCAUCAGAGCUGCCCGCAGGCUGGAAAAUGCUAAUAAGCAACCAGCAAUGAGAGGGAAUCUGUGUCCAAAGCAUCUGAAUAAGUAACCAGUCCCAGGAGCCGAUGCAGCCUUCAGGCCUCUGCACCCCUUUCUCCAUUCAACCAAUCAAUUCUGGUUCUGUGCAAAGCUACUUUCUUGGCAGGGUAUGCUUGCUGCUCUGAGUCUGCCCUGGAUGAUUUGGCCCUUUUUGUGACUCCACAAAUUGCAGAAAGCAUACCUUCUGCAGAUACAAUGUCCCCCAAUUUUGGCAUCUCUUUGGCUCGAGUGAUGCUUUCUCCAUCCUGCCAACCCAGAAGUUGUUUCGCAUGUCCCUAGCACAAGCAGACUCUUUGUGAAGGUACUCCAGCCAGAGAUGAUGAACCUGUCAUUCUCCUGAUAUUCGUAGACUCCAGUUCCCAUAAUCCCUGAUCAAUGGCCAUACUGGCCAGAACUGAUGGGAGUUGGAGGCCAACAGCAUCUAGAGGGCUGCAGGUUCCUCCAUCCCUGCCAUCAGCUCUUGGUUCAGGCCCUGCCCAGGAGUACCUGGCAAUCCAAACCUCUUUUUGACUUGCAGUAAGACCAGCUAACAGAGCAUCUUCAAACCUUACCUAUACCCCUUGGGCAAACAAGCCCUAAAAUACUAACAUUGUGUAUGACUCUCAGUGUCGGUCACUUGGACAGGAAUAGACAGGUCCAUUUUGUCAGGAUCCAGUAUAUCUGGAGUAGUCUUUGGUUGGAUGCAAAGCCCGCAUCUGUGCUACCUAAGCGUAAUUAAUGGGGCUGCCCUUGUUCUGUGGAAUAGCAUUCCUGUAGAGAUACAACAGGCACCCAGUCUCUUCACUUUCUGGAAACAAUGGAGGACAUUUUUGUUCCAACAGCUUUUCCCAGCUGGAUAAAGGGGUAUUUGCCAUGAGUAUUUCUGUAUGGUGUUAGUUUUGUUUUAAAUGUAUUUCCUGAGGAGUUUUCUUUCUUUCUUUUUUUGCAUGCUUUUAACUGUUUUAAAUGGUUUUUAUUGUGUAUCGCCUUAAGAUGGUUGUAUAGAAGACAAUUAAUAAAUUAAUGAUCAUCACAUCAUUAUCAUCAUUUUGGGUUUCCUUUGAUUAGAUGGAUUUGGAAGCCAGGAAGCCAGAGGGUGACUCAGGCUGAUCUCCCAGUCUUUGGUUGUUUCCAUAGUCUGCACUUCUACAUAUCACAAGGCAAAGGGCAACCUAACCGUAGUUGUGUUUGCUGCUGCAAUUGGCUGAGAGCCUAUGCCUCUUUCUGGACCUGCAAGAGAACCGGUUGCCAUGGGCAAUAGGCAGAGGCUGAGUGUCACAACAUCCUCAAGGCUCUGCUGAGCCCACUUAAGAGAUAUGAGAUCCUUGACCAAGCCUGGCUGGUACCCCCCUGCCCCCAGCUCAGCAUCAGCAAAACCAUGCUAUCUUCAGGGCAGAGAGCUGUCUCUAGAGUCUGACCUUCAAGGUGUAUGGGACUGGCUGGGCUCCCCUGUUCUGUCCCCCCAAUCGCUGCUGAGCGAAAACUUGGCAGAGUGGCUGGCAUGGACCCCACAUCUCCUGACAGAUAUUAAUUGUUUCCCAGGAGCAGUUAAUUAACUGGGGCAGGAGCGCAAGCAGCCUUGGGAGAGCGGAAAGCCUCAUUAACUCCUGUGGGGGUGGGGAGGAGGGCAGUGAGAGGGAAGGAAGCAGUUAGAUGGAAAUGCGGGGGCAUUCUUCAUCCAGGGUGUGUGUAUGAUGAGUCAAAGUAGGCCCCGUUGGGCGGGAAUCCAAGUCUUUAUCCCUACCCACCCAUCAAGAGAGAUAAGAUAGCAUUGCUCAUUGUCUCUCCCCCAUCUGCUUCAUAUUUCAUCCCAGAAUGAAUGAGAAGUCAGCCACACUUGGAGAAAGUCAAGCCUGGGAUAGCAACAACGGAGUGUCAGGUAGACUUGAGUCAGAAAGGGAGCAAGCAGCCUGUGAAUAUUAAGGGAGGCCGACGGCAACCCCAAAUCAGAUAGGAGGGCCUGGUGUGGUCAGUAAAUGUUACUGACACCCCACUCCGCUAACCCCAGGGCUUGGGGAGGGUGUCAGUGUAGAGCGAUUUUGCUUGCCUGGGAAUGGUGGCACAGCCCAAGAGCAGUCGCAGUUGGGAGCAGAGAUGCCGUGGGGGCCAGCAGGCUCAGCACCGUCGCCGUGAUUGAGAUCAGAUUGCUGCCACGCAUAAAAAAGCUAUCUUCAUAAUUAUAUUUAAUGAAUUGACUUUAAAAGCUCUUACGCUCUUAUCUGGGUUAAUUUAAUAUUACACACUUAAUAAGCCUGUCUGUAAUACUGUCAGAGUAUGCAUGAGCGCUGGGCCCAAGGAGCAUCCUUCAAGCCACUCUUCCCGCUCGGUGCAUGAGGGCAGCAGGUGUAUGUAUGUGCCCGGGUCCGCCUAUCCACUGGUGCCAAGAAACAACGUAACCCUCUGGUUUGGAGCCUUGAGCCACUGACUCUGCUUUCCUCACUGUGGCUUUGAGACUGGAGCAUAGUUUCCAUUUUUGUGGGGAAGCAACUCCUUCAGUUACAGAUAAGAAGGGAGGACACAGCAGCCAAAAGGAGCAUGUGACCAGAAAGCAGCUGAGCCUGGGACAGCUCUGAGAAGAUCCCUUGCUUGAUCCCUGCUAAUCUGCAGCAAGAUCCCUCUCUGAUGGAAAAUAUACUUUGGGACUUGCCCCCUGCAAGUGGGAUAAACUGCUCAGAAUCCUUUAGAGGCUUUUCUUUGUUGAAGUCUUAACUGUUCCCGCUCUGGGAUUUUUUCUGUUGCCUAUAGAGAUAGUGUUGGGUUUCCUACAGGAAUAUCAUCAGGCUCCAUCCUCUGGGUUCACAGCGAACCAAUGAAUUGGGUUAGGGCUGCUGGGCUGAGGAAUCUCUUUCCUGCAAUUCAUUCCGGAUGGUCUUCCAUUUACUUCCAUUUACCAAUCCUUUCCUUUGCCGUAGACAGAAGAGAGAGAAGGGCCACAAGUUUGCUCCCUGUCUGCUUUGGAAAACCCCUCCCUCUCUCAAGCCCUACUAUUCCCAUAAAACUACAAUCCUAGCAAGUCUGGAAAAUGCCUCUAGGAGCCAUCAUCUUUAUACAUUGAGAGAAGUGUUCCUGCUGGGCUCUUUCAGCCCAAAUAAAUGCUUUGUGGAACCAAGAGUGGCCUUGGAGCAACAUAAAUACCCCCAGAUCUCUCUCUGGAUCACUUACAAGCCUGAUCUUUCUUUAACGGAGCAGCAUGCUUGCUCACAGACACUGGUUUCUCACACAGACGGAGUCUCUUUCAAGCUGCCAGAGGAGUGCAUAGCUGCUCUGUUUUUCCUGGCAGCUGGGUGCUUUUCGAGGUCAGGGCUCCAGGACACAGAGAUACUGUCCUUGCAUCUCCUCCUUUGUCAGCCAGCACACGGCAAAUGCCAUAAAAGGAUGGACAGUUGUUGCAGUCUUGCUCUCUGAGAAUAAUGAUAAAUAUUAAGGCAAAAUCUGCUUUUAAAAAAGAGAAAAAAUGCCAACCUUUGUUGGUGUGGCAGUAGGCAAGCUUUCAAGUUACACUGAAUUCAUCAUCAGGUGAAUUAGAAAGCUUAUUCCAAAUAGCCUGCUAUAUAGCAAAGUGAUAGCCUACUAAACAAAGCCUUAGGAUUUGUUUUUGUUUUUUAAAAAGGAGGGAGGUCAUAGUCCCUGUGAGAUAAGAGGCCAAGCCAAACACUGUGACUCUGGAAAGUCUACAGCUCCACUACCUGCUUCCCUCCCCCUUUUUCCUUCCUGCUCUGAAAGAUGCAGUGGCAAGUGCCCUGAGCAUGCCCGAGGGGCCUGGCUCUGCCAUAUGGGGAUUAGUAGCUCCGGAGCUGCCAACUUGGUUGAAGAAAGAAUUGUGUGCAUCCUCAUCAGCCUGACCAGACCUGGAAGAGUUUAAAUGGGGCAGAAUCAUACAACACCUCCAGCCAUAAAUUCCCACCCACCCUUCACUUUCAUAAACUGUAAGCCGAAAGGGUUGAUUCACACAUCCUUACAACUAAAUGUGUGAACUGCCUCCGUUGAAGGAUAUAGUGUCUUGAGGCAAUGUCAAGUCAGCGAUAUGAAAGCUUUGUCUCUGGUCAUGCUUGUUUCAUGCAAGUGAGGCAUCACUAGAUGUUGUAGUUUCUGAAUUAUAAGCGAGCCCAUGUGAACUCUCUCUAAGGUGAGGUGGAGCAUCCACAUGGAACUGUGUUUCCUUGCAUGGAACAAAGUGUGUUUCCAUGGUUGGUUUUCUUGGUUGUUCUGGUAGUGUAAAACUAAACCAUGGCUUUGAAGUAUUCUGGAGUUUGCACAUUCCCUUCUCUCCCUUCCCCUUCAGGGUUCCUUCCCUUUUUGGUUUGUGCCAUGUCACAGUUGUCCUUUCAUCAAAAUGCCAUUCGGACUUGUCCUGCAGUCCAGGAUUGGAAACCAAGGUUUGAUCUCUGAUGGACAGAAAGGAAGCGAGGUCUAUGGUUUGAACUAUGCCAUAGAGUUAGGCUUCACUGGCUGUGAUAGACUAAGAUGAAGUUGUAUCUCUGUAGUUUGGAAUAUUACUCAAAUUCCCUUUUGGUUUUACAGCAGUGGUGAGCAACUCACAUUUCCACUUGUGGCCUUCAAACUCCCAUCAGUCCCAGCCAGCCAGCAUGGCCAGUAGUCAGAGAUGCUGGGAAGUUGUAGUCCAACAACAACUGGAGGGCUAGGGGUUUCUUAUCCCUGGUUUAAAGUAAGAAUGGCAAUCAACAUUUAAGGCAUCGGCAUCAGUUACACAAAUUGACUGCCCAGAAUGAGAGAAACUUACAUAAUUUGACCCCAGACAUGUGAUGUAAGGCUUUCAAACUUUAUCAUAGCACUGUUGAGUAAAGCCAUACCCCUGCUAGAAUAUAUAAAAGGCCCCUUUGCCAGGGAUCAGUGUUGUGCUGGUAUAUGCAUGCCCAUAUUGGUGGGUGUAAGCCUGCAACUUACGGGUGAUGUUGGCUUGCAUAUAUGUCAGGCGAAGUAUUUGUGAAGAGCUCUUGUUCCCUGUUCUUGUCUUGUGGUAGGGGAGUGGUACGUGAUUUUGUAUAACCUCACUGAUCUGCCUCUAAAUCCAAAACUGACUGAUGGGACUUAUUCAAUAGCUAGGAUAAUAAUGAUACCAUAAUGUACCCCAAAUAAAAGAGAUGCUCGUUGUAUUGGGAGGCGGUCGGCACACCUUAAUAUAAUUAACACCAGGUUUAAGUUAAAAUUUAGGUGCAGAAUACGAAAUCUUUUAAAAUAUGUUAGAAAGCCUGGGUGGAGAAAAAGGUGUUUACUGCUGAAAAGAUGUCAUUGUAAGCCCCAGACAGGCCUCUCUCUAGGGUACGUCACCACUGAAAAGGUCCUUUUAGGCAAGGAUGGGGAACCUGUGGCCCUUCAGAAGUUACUGGACUCCAGCUCCCAUCAUCCUUGACCAGUGACUGGUGGUGUCUAUGGCCAACUACCUUUGGAAGGCCAUGAGUUCCCCAUUUGCUCUAAGGGUUGAUCUCCUGUUCUGCAGGAGGAGUAGCAAUCUGCAUCUUACAAUCCACACUUCAAAAAAACCCAGGGAUUUUUUUGUGACUAUUACACCUCUAAGGCAGCCAUAGGAAAUGGCCCGGUAGGAGUUGUGUGAGCAGCCAUCCCUCUCCCACUGUUUCACAGAACCACCGUUUUUUUUAGCAGACUGCGUGAGGGCAAUAAAUGGACGAAGCUGUCGCAGGCUCUCAUAGAUGCCGAGACAGUGAAGAAGAAAUAGGAAAGUGGAGGGGGAUUUACAGAGUUAUGACCUGACGGAGAGAGGAGUGAGUAGCCUGCGUGUCACUUUUUUGGGGAGGGGAAGAAUGGGCAUUGAGAGAUGUUCUCUGAGAGUGUAUCUGUAUUGGAUUGAAUGUGUGCCAGAUGUUCCCAGCUGCAACUGUGGGCUGAAUCUUUGGGCUCGGGGGUUUCCUGGCAGUACAGUCAGGGUAUAUUCUGGUGCCAGGUGCCACCAGUCGUCGAUGUGUGGGAGGCGACCAUAUUUACGCACCGGGGGUUCCCGAGCUCCCUGGAACAGGGUUUGUAUGACAGUGCCUCUGCCAUUAGGCACUCCACACGGUUUAGCGUGGAGAACAGAAGGUUUACAGAGCUGCGCUAAAUGACGCAAAUGGUUUGAGGGCCGUAAAGAGGGACAGUUUUAUGUCAGACGACUCUAUAAAGCACGGCUGCUCUGCCAUUGAUGAGAUAUUGGGCUUUAUUUAUAGAAGACCCUGAUUGCGCUAGAGGCCAGCGUACUCUGAACGCCAGCCAGGGCCUGGGGAUAAGAGGGCGACUCAUUUCCAUGCAGCUGCCGUCUCCGCUUUCACACAUUAAAGGGGGGAAAUUAACAAGUUUGCAACCAGUCAGGUGGAAAAAACAAUAAUUGUUUAAAACUGUGUUUCCCCCUUUCUAAACCGCAGACCGCCUGAGACUCCCAACACGCGUGCAGCACUGAGAUAACAAAGGGCCAAAAGGUCAAGUCAGGCCUAGCAAAUGAGAGAGGGGGGGAGCCUGGAUUGUCCCCUGGCCGUUCUGCAUUGAGCUUGUGUUGGGCUCCAAGAGUCUCUGCCUCUUUGGCAGCCCAUAUUUAGUGCUUCUGCAGUGGAGGGCAGUAGAGGAAGAAGCACACGCACACAACACGUUCCUACAUGCUCACAGGGCCCUAAUGGCAAUCAUGUCUUGUGAAAGGACAACAGCUUGGGUGCACCCGGGAAACAAUAGGUCCAGCAGCAAUUUGUGCAUAUGCUUAACAGCCUCCCCCAACCUAGUGCCCUCCAGGGGUUGUGGGACUACAAUUCUCAUCAUUCCAGGCCAUUGACCAUUCUGGCUGGGGCUGAGGGUCGUGGGUUCAAGCCACACAUUGGGCAGAAGAUUACUGUGUUUCAGGGGGUUGGACUAGAUAACCCUUAUGGUUCCUUCCAACUCUACAGUCCUGUAACUCUAUGCGUCUAUGAAUACCUGGAGCCUGGCCACAGGCUGCUAGGGGAGGCUUUUUUAAUACAUUGCCCCUCGAACACCGAUUAGAGAAGCAAUACAGACAGCUCCAAGAAUCAGAGUAAUGGUUUUGUGUCUUCAUGACCUGAUUGUGACAUUUACAGUCAGCUGAAGGAAGCUUCAUAUGCCGCAAACACUGAACAAAGAGGGCAUGAGAUAGAGAGGUAUUAUUAUCGUUAUUUAUUUAUACGGAAAUUUCUGUCCUGCCCUUUUGGUGCCUACGCACCACUCAGCAGUUAACAACAAAUAAAAAUCAAACAUUAAAAAUACUGUGUGUGUGUGUGUGAGAGAGAGAGAGAGAGAGAGAGAGAGAGAGAGAGAGAGAGAGAAGUUCAACAGAUAGGUAUUCAGCCAAAGGCUCUCUUUUAUCUGUUCAAUCACUGCUUAGAGAUUUUGUAAACUAUUUCGUGGUUUAUAAAUGGAUUUAAAUAAAUAAUUGAAGCAAAUGUGUGACCAAACCAGAAAGCUGAGUCUCCCAGGGCAAAGAGUUCCACAAGUUAGGUUUAGUCACAAGGGAAGGCCUUUUUUCUAGUCCCUGUCAGCUGAGCCUCCACCAUAGUCUGGACACAAGGGUCUCUUUGUCAGAUUUUAGGACAUGGACAGGCUGGUAUGGGAGCAGGUGGCCCAUGAAGGCCAAAUUAGACAAUAUAUUAGCUUUGUAUUUGUGUUUUCAAGUACAGGUUGUUGUUUUUAAAGAAAAAAGAAAAACAAAUUGCUAGUGUGGUUGGCUUGAUUCUGGCUUAAACUUUAGUGCAGGGAUAGUUAAUGUGAUGCCCUCCAUAUGGUUUUGGACUCCCAACUCAAAUUAGCCCCAGCCAACAUGGCCAAUGAAGAGAAUAGGUAAGAGUUGUAGUCAAACUGUGUCUAGGGCAUUUUAACCUUUUGCAAGGAGGUCCAUGGUUCUGCUCUGCAUUGGGGGCCCCAUGUCAACAAUUUACCUAGGCCUGCUGCGCUUCAGCAAGGUGGCUGCAUCAUGUGUCUGCCUUCAGGCAAUGCUCCGUUGUACAUAUGCAUUUAUUUAUUACAUUUUUAUAUCAUCUUUCCAACAAAGAGCUCAGAAUAAUACAUGGUCUCUCUCACCCCCAGUUUAUCUUCCCAAGAAGAGAGAGAGAGAAGGGAGGGGGAAUAUGAAUGACUGCCCUAAGGUCAGCUAGUAAGGUUCAUGGCUAAGUGGGGAUUUGAAUCUCCCCGUUGUAAUCCAAAAUUCUAGCCACAACACCACACGAAUAUUCUCAUGAUCUCUCUCUCUCUCCCCCCCCCCCCACUUCUUGUGAUCCUACCUGCUCAAAGGAGGGGACGAGACAAUGUGAUUAUGCAAAUCAGGUUUACUUUUGUACAUGUUACACAGUUUACUCCAGUGAGCAUUUGUGUGCAGGGCAGGGAUGGGGAACAGGGCUGUGGAAACUGUUGGAAGCUCUAUGUUAAAUGUGAGCCUUUCCUGGAAGGAACUGAGAAGGCGAGGUGAAGGGAAACAGCAAGAUGGAGCAAACUCACCUGUGAAGGGGCAGGGAAGCUGCUCCAGUUCCACCCAGGUUCUCCCACCUAUGCAGAAUGAGUGUGGGAUUUGACCUCAUUGCAUUAAGAAGCCUGGUCUGAUAGGAAAGGAGAUUGUUGCCCCAGCUCCCCAGCUUUGACCUGUAAUCCCACCUCAUCUGAUCCCCUAAUGAACUGAACAGCAGCUCAGUGACCCGUCCAGCAUGUGAAUGGCUUGGCUUUCAUGGCUGAAGAGCUGCACAGCGCUGAUAGGAAUGGAAGUUGCAAGGGAUAUGAGCCUAUACUGCCAAAAAAAAAAAAAAGUGGUAGAAACAGAAUCACUUUUAGAUCCAUGUCUGUUCAAGCAGGUGUCCCAUCUGCAACAGUGCCCAGCCUUGACAUUCCCGUGUUGCUCAUCAAAGCUUUCUGAGCAAAUCCCUGCCCUCUCUCUGUCCCGUCCCUCCCUAAAAACAAUCUCUGUCAUUUCUCAGUAAUGUUAGUUGUCCUGUGAAUGUGUUGUAUCAAUUGGAACUCAUUCACUGGGUUUUUAAAUUGUUAUUCCCUUCACAAGUGAGCUUCACAGUUUGUUUGUUUUUGGUUAUAGGGUUGGAUGGUUUCUUUAUUUUUAAAGUUAAAUGUGUGUGAAAAUUCCUGCCUUUUGUUUCCUUUAAGACUGCCGCCUCUUUACAUCAUCUCAUAGUUUGCUGCCUUUUGUAUUGUACAAAGUAUUUCACAGCAAUGGAAAACAUAGAGGGGGAAUUUCAUUGCUUGGUUAGACCAUCUGGGAGGUGUGUAAGCUCUUGGGAUUAAUGGAGUUCUUGCUCAAAUAGAAUAAAAAUUAAAUGAAAACUGAUUACCAUCAUCUCAGGAAUUAUGAAAAUUAUAAAAAUAUUGUGGCACCUAGAAGAUUUGCACAUUUAUUAUGACAUAAGCUGGGGGGCAAUCUUUCUGGGCUUGGGACACAUUUGGAGAUCUAAGAAACAGAUGUGGGCACCACAAAAUACUAAUUUCAUAGUAGAGAAACUGACAGUGCUCAGAGACCCUCCCAAAACAACCAGGCAGAACAGCUACACACUCCCCAGAACGAAUAAAAUGAAAAUGAAAAAACAGGGACACACACCCAACAACAACUCAAAUAAAUAAAUAAGUCUCAAUUUAAAAUAGAAAGGGUGGAAUUGUGCCGCUCAGUGAUGAAUGUUCUAUCUAUGCAAGCAUUGCAGCUUACCACAUGCAGGGUUCCCACUGAUAGAGUUCCUUAGUUGAAUACUGCCUAAAGUUUGGGAGGGGCAAGGAGCUUUGGUGGGCACUGAUGGGGUGUGUGUAUCAGGAUGCCAUACUCCCCACAAGCGUCACAUUGAGGACCCCAGACAAAAGCUUUUGUGGACUACAGUCCACUUCAUCAGAUGCACAAACAAUCCCAAAUUGGAAGAUACAUGUGAUUGCCCACUCAGGAUUACACUUCCUACAUCUGAUCUUGUUUAUUGUACUGUAUGUCCUUACUAUAUAUAUUUUUACCUUAAGUCUUGUACUCCAUUCUGGGAUUGCCUGUGGUGAUGAAGAGCAGGCUAAGAAAUGUUUUAUAUAAUUAAUAAAUAUGUAGGGAGUCUUAUGACAUCUUAAAGACUAGCACUGCCAGAGGCGCCAACUUGCGCCAAAAAUUGAAGGGGCCGACAUCAUGCGCAUGAUGUCACAUGUGUGACGCACGACGUGUUGUGUUUUGGGAGGAACCAGGGGGUGGAGCCGAACACUCUGGCGAGCGGCUGCUCUCUCACCCUCAGCCUCUGCCAUGGGCCAGGAGGAGGAGGAUGCAGCCCUCGCUCUCCACUUCCCACUGGUGGCAGGACACAUGCUGAGAUCUCCCUCAGGGUUGGCAGAUGCGGAAAGCCCAUGGUUUAGGGCCGAGGAGAGGAAGGGAGGUGGAGGCAGGUGUUAUGCAGCAGCAGCAAUAGCCAUCACGGCCCCCUUCCGAAGCCACCUUCUUGUGGCCUUGCAAGGUGUCAACAGAGAGCAACCGCCUCCUUUUCCCAACUGGCUGGCCAGCCAAUGGCUAUUAUGCACAUCCUUGUGUGAGAGGCCCCACCUCAAAAUGUAUACAACAUAUACACAAUAUAUAUACACAGUUUAAAACUUUAGAAGUGCAAACAGCAUUUCAAACAGAGCUCAUUAAAACAACAUACUAAAAAAAACCCCGAACAAUUAAACCCCGUGUUUACAAGAGCUGUGACUGAGAGCCGGCGCAUCCAGCCCCCUUGGCUCAUGCCCGGUCUUCCCUAAGCCCCAACAGAGCUCCAGUGGGUCGGGGGGGGGGGGAGAAAAGCUGAAUAGGGUGAGCAAGUGCUGGGCGGCAGCUGUAUUCCCAGUGCUUUCUUGCAGGAACAAUGCCCAUCAACUGGGGGGGGCACCUCAAAUAUUGUACGUUUGGGGGCGAAUAUUAUAUGUUUGGGGCCCUCAGCCCCUAUGAGUUGGCACCUAUGAACACUUCUGCUCUUCUGGAAAUAUACACCUUGUAUUGAAUUUUUUAAAAAUGCGUGUCUUGAUGCUAAAAUUCAGAAACCUGGUGGAUCUUGAAAAUGCCAAAGUGCAUGGAAGCCUUGCUUCCCUGGGUCACUGGGACACAAUGUGACACCUCCAUCCCUCUCUUGACUUAUCUUCUAUUAUUCUUGAUUGAUGUGUGUUAAAGGGUACUUAGCUGCUCCUUCCUCAUUGUGUCUGAAAGAUCAAAGCCUUGCCAAACUUGUUCCACUUCAAGGUACUCCUUUCCCUACUUUGUCUCCUCUGUUAAUUAUCUUGUAGCAGUUUCAUCCUCUGUCUUUGUCUCCUUUAUAAAUUGAUGUCCUAAUAUUAUUAUUGCAUCUUCUGCGGUAUGGAAAUGUUGCCUCCCCUGACUGUUUUGAUUCAGCCUGUCUGUGUGCUUAAUCUUUUCCAGUUCUGCUGUGUCUUUUCUUCCUACCUUUCUUUCCUCCUUUUUUCGUAGGUAAGGGGUUACCAAAGCUGUGCAUGGGCACCCCUUGUAUGCACAUGCCAUUGGCUUAUAGAAAAGUGCUGAAGCUAUUUUCUGUAUUAUUCUUUUUUUAUCCCUUUCAUAAUUGCUCCUAACAUCUCGGCUGCCUUUUGACAACUGCAGCCCAUUGAUCUGGUGUUUUCUGGGAGCUAGCCACAAGGACUCCCUUAAAUCUCUUUCCUCAGUGGGAGCAACCUUACACAUCAUAACUCUUAGCCCAAAAAGAAGGGUUGCUUUUCCCAGGAUGCCUCACUUUGCACUUGCUGGCAUUAAAUUUAAUCUCCCAUUUCAUUGUAUCUUUUCCCAAUUUUAUGGGAUCCUUUGGGAAAUCCUCCCAGCAGCCUGCUUUAGACUUAAAUGGUCUUGAGUAUCAACUGCAGGCAUCACCUAACCCUGCCCAAACCUCUGCUUAAAUGCCCAUCUUUUUUUCUCAGUUACUAUUGAACACUCCAUUGUUUACUUCUCUCCAGGAUGAAAAUGGACCACAGAUCCUUGCCCUUUGUGUCUUAUCUUGUAAUCAGUUGCUCAUCUAUGAAAAGCAGCCCUGAUCUUAUCUCACCCAGCUACUUAAUUUUCUUAAAAGCCUCCAGUUUCAGUACUUGUCAAGAGAACUUCCGAGAAAAUUGCUUCCCUUGUACCCAUCUUCUUAUCUGUUUUCUCUCCCCCCCCCCUCCCAACUUCACUUGGGAUCUUCCACAUCCCCUUUUUGCCUUCUUUUCUCUGUUGGUGGUUCUGCACAUCCUACGAGUAACUAUUGCUGGUGCCACAAUGGAGGGAAAUUCCUUUCCACCUAAGCACUAGUUGCCUUACAUAGUCUUACAUAGCAUUGGGGGUGGCACUAUAUGACUGGAGUAACACUCUUCUUGUGUGCUUUGGUGCAGUCCUAGCUCAGUCAUUGCAACUGAUACUACUGAUCUCUGUGCUGUACUGCUUUGCAGAUGUGAGAGCUCUGGAAUUCACAGAAGGAUUCCAGUUUUUGCAACUAUGAUGAAGGCCACAUUCCCUAAACUGGAACUAGUUUUACGUGUUGGGGGGGGGACUCCCCGGCUUGGCUUGGCUUGGCUUGGCUUGGCUUGGCUUGGCUUCUAUUCUAUUCUAUUCCCACCUAGCCCCACAAAACUGGGACUCAAGGUGGCUCACAAAAAUUCUAACAAAUGCAGAUAAAAUGCAUUUAGUUAAAAACAUAUUAAAUGUUCUUGUUAAAAAAUAAUUAAACUAUCUUUGAAACCAAAACAACAUUAAAAAAACUAUUUACUAAGACACAGAUGGGCCGGGGGGGGGGGGAGGCCCGGCCAAACACUAUAGCACACUAUUAGGAGUCCUUUCCUUAAAAGCAGUCAGUUCUCCAAGCCUGCUGGAAUAAAAAAAGUCUUCACUUGCCAGCAGAAGGUCAACAAGGAGGGAGCCAGUCUAGUUUCUCUAGGAAGAGAGUUCCAAAACCUGGGAGUAGCCACCGAGAAGGCCCUCUCCCACGUCCCUGCCAAGCAUGCCUGUGAAGGCACUUUUAGUGGCUUUCUGUCUUGCACAAUUAGGGAAGUUUAGCUCAGCUUUUUAUUUUCAGGGAUUGACAAGGGAAGGGGAUAGAUAGUGGAAUUAGGGUUGCCAGAUGUCCUUUUCCCCCCGGACACGCCCUCUUUUUCAUGGGUAGUCAUAGCAAUCCAUAGUUAAAAGCAGAAGUCGGCCAAUGGGUCCUCUUUUUUGCUUGUCAAAAUAUGGCAACCCUAGCUCCAGCUUUUCUACUUCUCAUAUCCAGGACAUGCAAAUGUGGACAAGUGGUGGGGGUCAGUGCCAGAUAGGUGGGAAUGCAGAUAGGUGUUCUGACAUGGAAAGAGGAGCUCCAUCUAUCAGCUGUUGGGAUACUUUGGCUAAUCCUACUUGUCUUCAAAGAAGUGACUAAGUGUGUGAAGAGGCAGCCUUGAUUUACAAUCCUAACUAGGUUCUAGGGCUAAGCUUAUGUCUGGGAGACAGGCGGAGUGAGCUCAGCACUUCUUUCCCAGUCCCAUUGCAUUGGAAUGGGGUGGCAUGUGAUGCAGAGAGACUGCAGAGAGGUGUAUGGGAAGAAUGUCCACCGGCUUCAAGCUAAGUAUUGGCUUGUGACCCCUGUGACUGAAGGUAGGCCCAUCUCAACAGCUGCCAGUGCCCUUGGGAGAGGGGUGGCAGCAAAGUGAUGUGAAUGGGGCCCUGAUUGAUGCAACUGCUCAUUAUCCCCUCUCCAUCCUAGGCUCUCCAGGCCACGGAUGCUGUCAAAGUAGCCUCAGCAAAGGAAGCAUCCCUGCUGUGACAGCAGCUUUGCGGUGGUUGUGCCCCACCAUGGCCCCUGACUUCCUGCUCUCUCCCCUCCACCCUUCCUCCCCAUUUGCCUGUCUGUCCACAGCCUGGGAGCUACUAAUAGCCAGCUCUGUUGUGCAGGGAGCGCAAGGGUGAUAAAUAAUCUCCAAACAGAACAAUUAAGGCUGCAUGUGGCGGCCUCUUGCUCCCCCCAUCUCCCCACACACACACUCACACUCUUGUGCACUGCGUCUGGGACUCCUAAGGCGGCGAGAAUCCCUCUUCAUUAAUCAAAGAUCAGCUACAAUUACACUCACUAAUUAUUUGCAAAGACUCUUUUGUAUUUUCUGUCUCUCCAGCAAAAUGCUGAUUGGACUCUGCAGAGGCUCCACUGCCCUUGGAGACUGAGGACGGGGGAAUGAGGAUGUGGGUGGAGGAACACUCCAAAAGCGCCCAAUCUUUGGCCUUAACUAUCUAUCCAGCAUCGCCACUAAGCAGACAGGUCUGUCCGCAGUGCAAUGGGGAGAUCAUGUCCAUGCAGUACCCAGAACCCACAGGGGCUGCAAGCUAGGGUGAGAUUGGGAUCACAACCGGGCAGGGGUUUGGGGCAUUAUACAAAUUAAGACAAAUCGUAGCUGUUUCUUUGGAAUAAUUCUUUUUCUGCUGGCUGUGCAGGAGGGCAAGUAAUAUGGCAGAUGAUCCCUUUGUCAAAUGAAGAUCUUAAAAAGGUAAAGGUAAAGGACCCCUGACAGUUAAGUCCAGCCGCGAACGACUCUGGGGUUGUGCCGCUCAUCUCGCUUUACUGGCCGAGGGAGCUGAUGUUUGUCCGCAGACAGUUUUUCCAGGUCAUGGGGCCAGCAUGACUAAGCCGCUUCUGGCGAAACCAGAGCAGCGCAUGGAAACGCUGUUUACCUUCCCAUCGGAGCGGUACCUAUUUAUCUACUUGCACUUUGACGUGCUUUCGAACUGCUAGGUUGGCAGGAGCUGGGACUGAGCGAUGGGAGCUCACCCCGUCACAGGGAUUCGAACCACCGACCUUACAGUCAGCAAGCCCAAGGCUCAGUGGUCUACACCACAGCGCCACCCACGUCCCAAAUAAUGAAGGUCUUGCUCCGUCCCUUUUGGCUCCUGAAAUGUCACUAGGCAAUACACACACACUUUCAAACUAAUCUCCACUGUCAUAUGGGCUAGACGCUUCCUUGCUUAUUGAAAUAAAGUCUGAGGCUCUUGUGGGGUGUUCGUGCACAGUGUUGCUACAUGUCUGCAUACAUAUAUGCACUGCUUAUCUGUGUGUGCAGGAAUGCAUGUUAUGUUUUUGCAACCUUUAUAAACUAAUUAUAAUAGAGUAGAAAGGGGCAUCCAAAAUGAUCAAGAGCACCUCUGUGGAAAGGCUAACUCAGAGGCCAUGUAGUGGGCCCAAACCAGUGGAACUCACUCCUAACUGAGAGUAGACAGGCACCCUCCUUGCUGAACUUCAGGGGCAUGGCUAAGACUUUCUUGUUCCCGCAGACAUUUUAAGAUAGUGCACAGUUUCAUGAUAAAUUUUAUUGUUUGAUUGUCCCAUUUUCUGUGCAUUGUUUUCAUGUGCACUAGUAAUGCAAAUAGUUGUUAUAUAGGACAUUCUCUCUUGGGAAUAUUGAGUUUGAGAUGACAAUGAAUCAUCCAGGCAGAAAUAUCAGAGAGGCAGUUGGAGGUUAAGGCCUGGACCGAGGCGGCUGUUCACAUGCAGAGAGAUAAAGUUGGGGGUCAUCUGCUUACAGCCUUGCGGGGACAGUUUGUGGGUAGGGCCAUCUCUCCAGAUAGGACCAAAGCUAUGCGCUAACCCCUUACCAGUGCUAGGCAUGGAGAGAAGUAAGGGGAAACGGAGAAAGUUCAGUGUAUCUCUUCUCCCCUUGCCCAAGUUGGAGGACCACAGAUUCACAUGGCAAAAGGCCCACUUCCUCCUGAGCAGUCCUUAAAAUAGGAGCAGAACCGAAAAUAAGGGGCUGUUUCCCACGAGAUGUAGGUGCGCCUGGGGCAGAAACAAAGGUCCUGGCUUCCUAACCCUCCCUCUUCCCCAUUUCCCACUGGAUAGUUUUAUGCUUGUCUGUGACCCCUCAGUGAUGUACAUUGUGCUCCGCGCUGGCCCUGACAGCAGCAAGGCCGUGCACUUGCUCUGUUGUCUGGGAGACUCUCCAUCACUCUGGUGCUGCUGGUGCCGAUCGUAUCUCUCAGCGCUGAGCGUUGCAAGGAUGUUUCCCUAGGAGAGUUCAGCUCGGCACCAUUGCCUCCUCCCUCAGCCCAGAGCCCCCCUUCCCCCCCUGCUUGCCUAGUUCCUGCUCCGACAUCCUGUUCUCUUAUCGCCUGACAUGGCCUUAAUUAACUCUGGCCUGAUAACGGGCCCAGCUGCUUCUGCACAAACCCCAUCCUAACACACACACAGAGACACUGACACACACUACUCAAGUCAAUCAUGUGAUUGUGCUCAGAAAGGUGAGUGUGUAUGUGUACCAUCAUGGUUGAGUGGAAGGGGUUAGUGUGUUUAGAAGUGGUGCAAAUGACCCCUUCACUUAGGCACAAAUAUAGCAAGUACACAUUUGCCAGAAUUGUGUGUGUGUGUGUGUGAGAGAGAGAGAGAGAGAGAGAGAGAGAGAGAGAGAGAGAAUCCACAUAUCCACAAUUUGCAAAUAAUAUGCAAAAUAGAAGACGUGUGACUAAAAGCCCUCAUAACUGGAAUUCAUGGUGCAAACACACAUUUUUAAUUGGUUGUACUAAAGCCAGCUAGUACAUUUUGAGCAGGCCUCAAUCUCCAAGGAAGACAGUAUGAACCUUUGUCAGUGGGUGUAACUUGGAAAGGAGCAUGAAGUAUAUUACAUCCCUUCUGCCUGCAUCAGCCUGCAAAUGGCAUUCCAGAACCUAGGGAUCUUAGGGCAGCUGUCCGUAUGAGGGGGCAAACAUGAUUGCUGUGCGCACAUUGACCUUGCACUGCAACAUGGAUUAUGUAUGUGUCUGGGAACAGCCAGUGCUUAAGCAUUAUGCGCCUACAUAUGUGUCAUCUACACAGCUAUGGUAAUCACCAUUGCAACUUCAGUCUAAACAACAUUUUAUUAUGCAGGAAAGGAGAGGAAAAAGGGGCCCUCCAGCUGCUGAUGGAUUCCAACGCCGAGCAUGGCCAGUGUUCAGGGGUGGUGGGUGUUGUAGCACAGUAACAUCUGGAGGACCACAUGUUCCUCACAUUUGUUCUAGACAACAUUGGUGAGAUGAGUGGAGCCCUUUAAAGUGAUUUUGUUGUGGAUGCCUUUCAGAAUGCUCCUAAACACAUCUAAGAGCUGGUCCUACGAUUACAUAUAGGUGGCUGCCUAGGGCAGUGCUUAUAGCAGUGAAACACAUUCAGCAAAUGAUGAAAGGAUCUUCCCUCUCCAUUUGCUGUCUAGGAAUCAAUGUGCUUCAGUGGCUCAGUGACAACAGGCAGUGAAGGAAGGACAAAGCCUGAAGCUAGAAUCAGGCAACAGGGUAAGGGAAGUGGAUGUGCAAGCAACCAAAGCAGCCUAGAGCUUAAGUCAGGAAUGAGAAGCCUGGGGGCCUCCGGAUGUUUUUGGACCACAGUUUCCAUAAUCCCUGACCCUUGACCUUUCUGACAGGGACUGAUGGGAACUGGAGUCUAGCAACAUCUGGAGGGCCACAGGUUUCCCCUUCCUUGGUCUAAGGAGACAAAUUGUAGCAUGCAGCAUGUUAGGACCUGAGGACAAUAGUACAUUCUGGGGUGCCAAAGAAAUUGUGUGAGGCAGGGCUCACCAUAGUAAUAGAAACAUAAGUUUGUAGAGUUGGAAGGUACCCCAAGGGUCAUCUAUACCCCUGCAAUGCAGAAAUCACAGCUAAAGAAUCCCUGGCAGAUGGCUAUCCAACCUUUGCUUAAAAACCUCCAGUGAAAGAGAGUCUACCACCUUCCAAGGUGGCCCAUUCCACUGUCAAGCAACUCUCACUGUCAGAAAGUUCUGGUGUUUACUUGGAAUCUCCUUUCUUGUAAUUUAAAUCUGUUGGCUUGAGUCAUAUCCUCUGUAGCAGGAGAAAACAAGCUUGCUCCAUCUUCCAUGUGACAGCCCUUCAGCAAAGUGGCCAUCAUAUCACCUCUUCUCCAGGCUAAACAUACCCAACACUCUCAACUGUUUCUCAUAAGGCUUGGUUUACAGACCAUUUAUCAUCUUGGUCACUUUCCUCUGUGCACACUCCAGCCUGCCAAUAUCCUUCUUAAAUGGUGGUGCCCAGACUGGACAAAGUACUCCAGGUGUGAGCUGACCAAGGCAGAAUAGAGUGAUACUUUUACUUCUUUUGAUUUGAACACUAUGCUUCUGUUGAUGCAGCCUAGAAUAGCAUUAUGUUUUUUUGCUGCUGCAUCACACUGUUGACUCCUAUUAAGCUUGUGGUCUGCUAAGACCCCCUAGAUCCUUUUCACAUGCGCUACUGGCAAUCCAGGUGUCCCCCAUCUUAUAUUUAUUUGUGCAUCUGGUUAUUUCUACCUUACUGUUAGAAUCUUACGUUUGUCUCUAUUGAAAUUCAUUUUGUUUCUGAUUCUUAACUCUUCAUUGGUGACAGUAGAUAUGCCCAAUAUCCUUGUUCCCUUAACCAAUUUCUAGGCUAGGGAAAGGGGUGGUUUGGAUGAAUGCCCACUUUGGGCAGCUGCCCUUUGGUGGAGACCAGGGUUUAUUCUGCCCCUCAGCUCUCCAGCCUUCCUUUUCCCUGUCCUCAACGCAGUCAAUUAUUAUAUCACUGAGGUGGCAAUUCAAAUACAUUCCUGGCAGUUCAUCCACAGCUCUUGGCAAAUAUUAGCCAAAGGGAGAUUAUUCCAGAGCAAAGUUUGCUGAUGGGUAUCUCUGAAUGUUUGAUCUCUUCAGACUCAUCCAAGUCACUCUGCCUACCUUCCUCACUCCCUCUGCUCAAUGCCAGCAGCUCCAGUACAAUAUGUGGGUGCCCCCCCUACAUUAUAGGGCACACGUAGACCUAUUACCAUCUACCACUUCUAUUUUCCUGGUUUGAAAACAGCAGUCAUUUUUCAUGAAUUUCCAAAGGCAUUAUAGACCAGAUGCAACAUUCAAAUGACCAGUAAGGGUCUCUGUUGUUGCUAUCCCUUCUCCAAGAGUGAAAAUGUAGGUGGCAUCUUGGUUAUGGUGGAGAGGUGCUGUAGGGUAAUUGGCUUUUAAAAUGGGGAGGUUGGGUAAAUUGUGACACAGCAAAGGGGGAGAUUGGUGCCCUGUACCAACAGCAAUGGGAGGGGACUCCUCUGGGUCUGAUGGAUCUUUCUUCAAAGACAAUGGAAGUGGUGGGUGUUCUCAUUCUGUUUUGUUUAUUAUUGGAUGGUAUAUACACUGUUGAUGUGGGUUGGGGACUUGAUCAGUGCCUGAAGGGGAAACAGCUUCAUGCACACCACUCUUGCACUUUCUGAAGAGCGGAAUAUAAAUAAAAUGAAAGGAUAAAUAAAUGUUUAUAUCCUUACUUUAGCACUGGAAAUAGGGCAGGAGAGUGGGGGACGGGGAGCACAAAAUAGGGCAAAUGCAAUGCAAGGUGUGUGUGUAUGUGUAUGUGCGUGGGGGGAGGUAUUUUUCAGGUAGUAUUUGCUCUGCCUUACCCCUAUUGUUCUACCUGUGGCUGAUCUAUCUUUAGGGAUGGUCAAAACCAUUUUUAAAUGGUUAUUGUUGUUAUUAUUGUUAUUAUUUUAAUGUUUAAAAAUGCAGUUUGCAUUAAUACAAAUGAAGAGCACAAAACAAAUCUAAAAUGAUUCAUAAUAUUUAAUAGUUUCAGUAUUCUUCAAACUUUGCAGAACUUCCAGAAAAAGGAAAUUUUGCAAGUGUGAAUCAGCUAGCAAAAACACACACUCACUCACAUACACCUUGCAAAAUGAAUUGUAUCCUGAGCUUAGCCAAAAAUGAGCAGCACUCAGGGGGAUGCGAGUUCCUUGAUGGAGACAAGCUAAGCCUCAUUGCAGUGAUAUUCAUGGACAAUCCUGGCAGAAAAGUUGUCACCCGUUGUUAACAGGCUAGUUUGGAUAGGAGAUCUUACUGCUAUUAAGGAGGCUGACCUGGAGGAUCACUUCCAUAUUCAGAUUUUUGCUAUAGUACCACCCUCAAUUAAAUGCACACAUGGUUGAACUGCAAAACUAUUUUAGUGUGGUGAACAGUUGGAAUGGCAAGGUGAGUGGUGAAUGCUCAAGAAAACUUCAUUUUAAUUGCUUCACUCAAUAGAUAGCUCAUGACUAAACACAGUUUUAGAGCUUCCCAAAGCAGGUUGAACAAUGAAGUAGCAAACAACAGUCUUGAGCGUGUGACAAUGGCUGCUUUAUACAGAUUUGACUGCUCAGUCACCCUGUCACCUGCACCACGAUAUUUAAAGUAGAGCCUGACUCCACAUUCACAUUCAGGGCUGGCCCAAGGCAUUUUGCUGCCUGAGGUGGAGCCCUCCCCACACCCGCAAGAUCAGGCGCAUAAUAUCCAAUAUUGGCCAAGUCAUUUUUGAACCUGAAGCAAAUAAUCCCACAAGUGCCUUUCCCCCUCCCUGGCAGGAAAAAUCCAACAACAAUAAUAGCUUGCCAUUUGCCGUCAUUUCAGAGCACCCAGAAUCAGCUGCUUCAGGUGCCAUCUCUCUUUGCCUUAUGGUAGGGCUGGCCCUGCUCACAUUCUCCUGGAUAUGAGGCAGAUGCUGCACAGGUUGCCAGCUGCCCUAGAGCUUGCCCAAGCUAGGCUUACAGGCGCUUCUGUGGGAGUCACUGUUGCCUUGGAAUGCCGGAUCCUAUCAUGUCUGUUUCAUUGAUUUAAGCACCGCCGAAAGGGUUUUAAUCAGCCGUUAGCUGCCUGCUUAGGCAUCAGGAACAAACCCAUCAGCCAAGAGAGAACCACAAAGGGCCAGGCCCAGGGCUGGAGCGGUCCCAACUCUUUAAAGAUGCAAAUUGGCAAUCAAAGAUCAAAGCCGUGAAGUUGGCAUAAUCUCCCUUAAAAGGGUUCCAUUAUUAACGAGCUGGGCUUGUAGCUCACCCUACUUCACUUGCAGCUUCUGAUGAGGCUGCCAGGCUGUGCCCUCCUUCCCUCCCACCGCCUCGGCUGCAGGGGGAAGGAUGAGAGGCAAAGGAGUGGGAAGGUCUCGCCCUGUUUGUUUUUCUCUCCUCUCUAAUGUGUUGGUGUCAAAUUCUCCUUGGCAGAAACUACAAACCCCCGGAAUCGAACCACAGGGACACGGGGAGAGAGGAAGAGAGAUGUCGUGUCUGAGAGAGAGAUACAGAGAGAGGAAAGAGUAGGGAAUGAUUCUUGUAUGGUGGGCUAGGUUCUCCUGCGUAGAACAGAGGAUUUCAGCAUGGCAAGCAAAAUCUGCCGAAAUUCCCUGUUCUAUACGCAAGUAUUAAAGAGCCUUGUUUUCUUUCACAUCUCUCCACCCCACCCCACCCCCAAUGUUAAUGGGCUCCUCAGUCCCACCAUUGCCGACACCCUGGCUAUCGCUUCUUUGGGCAUCCUUCUCCUGCAGAGACAUGCAUAUCAUCUCUCAGUUUUUAUCUGAUGCUCUAAGGUCCAGCCUCCCAAGACAUUUUGCUUCCUGAAGCAGAGCAGCAAAUAGUGCCUCCCCUCACCCCAUGCCGUCAAAGUGUAUAUAGCACCCAAGGCUGGGCAAGGCACCAAAUUUUUCCGUGUAUAAGACGCCCCCAUGUAUAAGACACCUCUACUUUGGGUUCCCCAAAUUUAGAAUAUUGGCAUAUGCACUAUCUGUGUAUAAGAUGCCCCCCCCCCCCGAUUUUUAACCUUAUUUUAAAGUAAAAAAACCCCUAGUCUUAUACACUGAAAAGUACAGUAGUUUGAUUCCUGAGACAGAAAAUCCCAAAAGGGACUUUCCCUCUACCUGGCAGAAAAGGUAUCAGCAGCAUCAUUAUCACAUUGCUGCCUUUUCAUAACACCGCAAAAUCUGCUGCCUGCUUAUGGCAGCUGCCUCACUCUGGUAGGGCUAACCCUGUAUCUUCUUGGCUUGCCUCUCCCCACUCCCUUCCUUGCUUUCCUAAUGAAAUGAAGGGGAACAUGCCUUUCAGCCGCUGGGCUCUGGAAUAAGGAACAGAAGCCAUAAAAGGACAUUCACUCAAAAACACUUGGUUAGGGUUGCUUGCCUUACCAUUUAACUUGCCCACCCCUGUGAUCACUAGCCAUGGAGGGACCCCCCCCCUUUCUGUAUUGUGUGUCUUGGCAAACUGGGGAGUUUAAUCCACAGUAAUGAUUUGCAUGAAGUCAGGAGGUGUGGAUAGUUAAUUUCAUGUUAAUUAUUUUGGAAUGCAACAGGGUGAUUUUGUUUGUGCUGCACAAAUGAGCUGUGAUUGGAGACAAAACACCUGAAAUGAGGGAUACAAUGAAAGGCAGGCACCCAACUAUCUAGAAACAAAAAAUAAAUAAAUAAUAGAGACAAAUUUAAUUUAUGGAGAGCUGUGUAUGAGAGAGUGGGACGAGGGUGUGAGUGAACUGGGUGGGUAGAGAUGCUCGAGGGAUUUGUUCUCUCUGAAUUCUGGUGUGAGCUGACCUGAUCCGCCUUCUCCUAGGCUAUCACGAAGAUCUGAACACAUAGUUAUCCUGCGGAGUUCGCUCUUUGAAUUUUAUGGUGUAGUUCUCAGCUCAAAAAGCCUACUUGUUUUUAAUUGUUGUAAAUAUGUUUAUUUUAUUUUUAAUUGCCUUGUUUAAUCCCUGAAGUUUUUGCCACCCACUGGGAGAGCGAAGGGUGGGAUAACCAUUUAAUAAAUAUAAAUAAAUAAAUAGUAAAAUUUUAGGGUGAAAUACAUUUGAAAAUGCAUACUUUGAGAGAAAACAGAUUUAUAAUUCUGUAUCUUAUGAGAAAAAGCAUUCAAAUAAAGUUUUUUAAUGUAUAUUUAAUUAUGGGGGUGGUGGUGCGGAUUUUGUAUCUAAGAAAGUUUGCAGAUUAAUGCAGAAAUGGGGCAGAACAGGCUUACGAAUGAUGCUGUGCAAAAGUGGCAUAGAACUGGAAAUGAAGUGAUGUAACCAUUCCUACUGAUGUGAGCUGUAAGAUUGGGAGGAGUGGCUGGUGAUAUGCAAGUGAGGAGCUGGUCCUGAGCCCAUUCUGCCAUCCAUAGUAGAUUACUGUGGCCAUCAUUUUUGUCUGGUGCUCCUGAUGCUUCUUCCUGAAUCGCUUCCUUAGCACAUCUGAAGGGGUCCCUUCAGUAGUAAUGAUAAUUGUGGCACACAGCAAAGUAGCAGUCCCUAAGACCAGCGGUGGAGCAAGCCAAUCAGGCGUGUGGGGUGGCACGCGUGCCCUGCACCCCGCGGUACGAGCCGGGGCAGGACACUCCACCAGGCCUCUGAAGAGUCUGCCUGUCUCCUCCCUCUCAGCCACCCUACAGCUGAGGGCGAGGUGGCGGGCGGACCGUUUGGGCAGCGCGGAGCCUGUGGGCGCCCAAGCCAUUGCGUCACUCCCAGGAGAGAUGCAUGGCCUAGGCACACUGCAGGCCCCGCAGUGAGUGCCACUCGCCAUUUUGUCACACCCCUCAGUGGUGACACCCGGGGCGUCCUGCCCCCACCACCACACCUUCGCCCCUGCUUAAGACACUAUGGUUGCAAGCAAAUGAAAAACAGAAGAGCCCUGUAGAUGAGAAAUGGGGGCAUCAAAAGGAUAAUUAAAGACUCAGGCCAGGGCUGUACCUGGCCAUGGGGUGAAUGCAGACAUUUACCACAUGGUAAAUGUGGGAAAGCCUCGGUGCUUGAUAAAGUCCCCACUGUUUACCAUGGCAUUACAAUGUGUGGCAUGAGGAAACAACAACAACAGUUUCCUUAAUUCAGAAGACCAAAGUAAACUAUAGUAUAAAACUUCAUACCACUUGGUGAGUGGGUUACCAAUAUCGAAACAGUGUGUAACAGUGAAGAGGAAUGGAGAUUAUGAACUGUGCAAGGGAGGACCCCCUCAGAGUGUCCUGCUGAUCCUUCACCCCAUUGCCCCCAAAUGCACUUGGCAGUCUUGACUCCCAACACAGCAAUUUGCUUCACCCUGUGCUCUCGCCAAUUCAUUCACCCCAUUGCAUGUGUGCCAAUUCUGCAGCUACAAUUCAGGCAGGCACAUCCCUUGAUAGGUGCAGAAGGGGACCAACUUGGCCAGACAGGGAGCACUCACAGGGCUGCCUUGCCUGUCCUAACCCUGCUGGUACUUCCCUAGUUGUAUUCCCUAGUUGGCUGCAUGUCCAUCUCUACUGAGCUCCCUGUAUGCACACUUUAUGGCAGGUGUGGGGAAACAAUCAACCCUCCAGAUGAUUUUUUGGACUACAAUCCCCACCAUUCCUGGCCACUGAGUAUGCUGGCUGGGGCUGAUGGGAGUUGGAGUCUAACAACAUCUGGAGUGCCAUGGAGGUUCCCUAUCCUUGCUUUAUACCCUUGACCAUGGUGAGGUGACAACACCUUGGAGGGAAAGGAUUCUGGAUUUUAGACACAAAAGCAGGAGUUAUAAACUCAUGAUCACUUGCUAGGGAUUUUGAUUGCCCCAUGUCCCAUAAUUUCAGGCUAGUUGUAGUGUGAAGCUCACUCCCUUCUGAUUUGGUGAUGGUGAACCAUUCCCCCACCCACCACCGCUGUCCUUGGUACUUGCAGAGAAAGAUAGAUGGGGCAAGAACAGUGAUGCCCUCUGAACUACAUGGGAAAUUUCCAGUUCUAUUGAACUGGAGGAAGGAAUAGUGGAUUUUCGUCAUGAACAGCAUAUGAUUUACUGCUGAACUAUGACACUCACAUCCAAGACACCUCUUGCCUUCCUUUCUGAGAUGCUUGAUUUUUUCAAAAGUCAUGCAUGCACACCAGGGGGACCCUGACCAGUGGCCAGUCCCCUGGUACAUGUACAGAUUAUUUAAAAAAACAAAUUUAUUCAUCUUCUGCACUACCACUCCACAUGCUUGUUGAAACCGUAGUAUGUGAACAGCCCUGCCAGGUCGACCUCUUGCCGUGCAGGAUUUUCUUCCACUUCCCAAACCAUUCUCGAGAUUCUUCUAUAUGGCUGCCCGGCUGGCUUUAAUUGCCAAGCCACCAGGGCCCAUGACGUGCCCCUGGGUCUCCUGCGGAAAGCCGCUUUUUCCGAUGUUUCCUGCCGAGCUGACUCUGAGAGCUGCCUGUGCUGUUAACCAGGCAUGGAAAUUCUGGCACCAUCAUCUGGGAGCUGGUGUGACAAUAAAUCUUAUCAGCAGAAGCACAUCCUCUCCCGGAGAGAUAGGCCCUGCUCCGCACACCCUGGAACACAAGUCUUGCAUCUGCACAAUGUCACCGUGAAGGAUUUUGCAGAUAACACCACGGCUGGGUAGGAGAUGGAUUCUCUACCAGCGCCCAGAAGUGCGAUAGGAGAUGAGGCCUUUUGUCUAGGUCUUCCCUCUUCCUUAAAUCUGUGAUGCAGCCAGGCUAUUAGCAGGGGGAUGGGACAGUGGAAAAAUUAGUUUAGGAAAGCUACAAAGACACAAAAAAGACAAAGGCAAGUCCCCGCUCCACAGCAAGCCCCCAGAGAGCCCUGGUUCCAAACGCAUAAGAAGUAAGGCUGUUGCAGGUUACUGACUUGUAUCUCGCAAUGUCUGAAGCUCUUAACAAAGGGUAAAGCAAUGGACUAGCUUUCUUUUUUGUGUGAUGGCAGAGAGAGGCUGGGCAAACUCGGGGGUCUAUAAACUACUACAUGGGGGGGGGGGCAGCUGAGAGGGAAGAAGUCCCAAAUUCCCAGUGUAUGCAGAUGAUCAUGUUUGGUGUAACAUGAGGCAGAGAGUACAGAAGUCAAGUUGUUUAUGUCACAAAACCUAGCUCAUGCAUUUGUUGGGACAGGCACAAGGACAGCCUUGGAGUAUAGUGGUACCUCGGGUUAAGUACUUAAUUCGUUCUGGAGGUCCAUUCUUAACCUGAAACUGUUCUUAACCUGAAGCACCACUUUAGCUAAUGGGGCCUCCUACCGCUGCUGUGCCGCCAGAGCAUGAUUUCUGUUCUCAUCCUGAAGCAAAGUUCUUAACCCAAGGUACUAUUUCUGGGUUAGCAGAGUCUGUAACCUGAAGCGUCUGUAACCUGAAGCAUAUGUAACCCAAGGUACCACUGUAUAUAUAACAUACCUUGACUGCGUGAUGAGGUUGGGCUGUGUAUAUUCCCUAAUGCUGUAAUCCACUGCUUAGAAAAGCAGAACUGGGGCUCAGGAUUUUUGUUUUUAUUUUAGGCAAGGUACUAGUCCUUAGAGUUGUGAAAAUAGGCUUGUAAUUGUUUCUUGCAAGAGAAGUCAGCCCAGCCCCAUUCACACAACCCACACCGCCCUCUUGAGUUGGGUGGAUAGGAGCAUCCCUGUGUUUUCUGCACCACCAGUAAGCAUAAGGAGUGCUUGUGCUUUUCCCUUCCACAGCAAACGGGAGAACUCGGGCGUCUCUGGCUUAGAUGUAGGCAUAAAGUGUGUGUGUGUGUGUUUCUUUGCUAAAUAGAGGCAUGCAAUAUUUGUGCGUGUGUGUGUCCCUCCCCAGCACGAAGCGCCUGUGCCAGCGAUAAGCGUGCCGAGGGCGCUGCUUUGGCCUGGCAGGCGUCCGCUGCCCCAGGCAGGUCUUAGCCGAGUUUAGUUUUAUACACUUGCUCGCGCGCGCGGCCGGCGCGGUCCUGGGAGCGGUAAUGAGAUGGAGGCAGCAGAAGGACGGUGCGAUAAGGCAGCCAGCUCUGCCCCAGCAGAUUAAAUGCUGGGAUUAAGCAGGCGGUGCCAGCGCGGCUGGCGUUUUAUCUCCGCAGCGCUCUCCCCUCUCAUUCUCCCGCUUGAUAGCGAACAUUUUCAGAGCUGUCAAGAGAAGAAAUUGCUUGUUAACCCUUUGAGGGCCGAUCUUAGCCCCGGAGCGGGGACGUGCAGGGGGUGGGUGGGGAGAGAUUCCUGUUCUUAGCUGUCCAGGGAAGUGACUAGAGCCCUGCAGGCUGGUCCUUUCCGCGCCGCCCCCCAGCCCCUGUCCCGUUAUAUGCCUUAGCUGGAGGGAAUCGGUCCUUUUUUCCCUCUCCCCCCCCCCAUGCAACCAUCCAAUUCAGGGCUGCAGCAGCAGCACCAAUAUAAUUGUGACCUUUUGAACAGAGCAGCCUAGGAGAAGCUGGUGUGCAUCUCUGGAGACUCCAAACAGUAGCAUCUUGUGCAACGCUCCUCCCCCCCUCCAAGGGGAAAAAUAAGCUUCUUUUUUCUUUACUCAUGUGUCAUACCAGCCCACACCCUCCAGUCCUCCUAGAUCAGAAAGAAUUGUAGUUAUGGCCAAAGCUUUCAUGGAAAAGGAGGACCCACUUCGCACAUGGUUUGUAUUGUAAAGACAUAUCUUUUUGCCCAGGCUUCCCCUGACCCAUGGGAUGGGACCCUCUUUUAUUUGUUUGAAUUCUCAGGAUUCCCAUUUCUAUUUGUUUGUAUACACAAUGACUACUGCUUUACUGGAUUUUGUUGUAUCUUUGUUUUAACGAUAUUGUCUGUUGGCUUUAUGUUGUACACUACUGCAAGAUUUUUAAAAAAUACUAAGCAGCUUAUAAGUGUAUUAUAGAAAAGAAAUAAAGUGUUAGUAGAUACAUUACUACAUGGCAAUGUGGCCCUGAGGCCAUAAAACACAUGAGUUAUAGUAUGCAAUAUUUGUAUGCAAAGCUGAAAGGCAGGCUAGCGCCACGCACACCCCCCCCCCAGCAAGCCAUUAAUGCUGUUAGUUCAUUGCUGUCCCUCUAGUCUAGAUGUGAUACCAUUCAUGCAAUUAGCACUUUUGUGAAUGGCUCUUUUAGAGUAAAUAGCAAGAUUUGGCUUGGGACUGCAGAGCGGAGCAAAUUGUUAUCCCCCCCCCCAGUACCCCAGUAUUCUGAUUUGGAUCAGGGACACACACCUGCUAUUUACUCCUUUAAAAAACAAUUCACAAGGUUACUAAUUGCUUGAAGGGUGUCCCACCCACUGGAUCAUGAGCACCUUGUCUUGAUAUCAGUUCUGUUCAGGGAAAGGGAGCAUCUUCUUUUCUCUUGAGUAGAUGGUACACACCCCAUUCUCCAGGUAGCUGUUCAGAGAUGACCAUGAUCAAAACCCUUAUCUGGUGCUCUUUAAGGCACUUCCUGUCAAGCUCUUUUCCCGCCCCUGUGAGCUAUCCUGAUCACUGCUGCUUGUUCCUUGCACUUUAAUUGGCUUCCCAGUUUGAUUCUUCACCUACUGCUGCUCCUUGCCAGGCAGGACCAGGUUACCCUAUCCUGUUACCUGAGAGCCAGCAACCAAUCCCCUCUGGAGCCACACUUUUUUGAGCACACCACUAGCUAUUCCAUCUGAAUCUUCUCCUGUGACUUUUCCCAUCUCUCUUAUGGAUCAUUUUACCUCACAAAUACACAGUCCCCCCUUUCUGCUGCUCUUCUGUCUCUGCUCCCCCUCCCACUGCUGCCUUUUUAGAUACUGGAGCAAACCUGGCCUAGAGUGGGCUCUGCUGGCAUCCUUCUGCAGGCUGAAAAUGGACCAUUUAUCCCUGUGUUUAUCCCUCCUCACUUUUCUGCCUCAGUGCCAGUUUGUGAUCCAUGACAAGCCUCUGCUUCUCAUCUCUAGAUGGCUCCAUUCUCUUCACAGACUCUGCCGAGGAGAGACAUUUGUCAAAGGCUUUGUUGAGAGUCCCAAUAAAUUCCUGUUCCCCUCUGUGCAGAAAUCAUUCUCCUCGGCUAAGGAGGGCAUUGUUCUUUUCUUACUGGGAGCAGAAGCUCCUGCAAUGUGCCAGGCUCAGUUACUGUUCCUGAUCUUGGUGAGGAAAGUGUUGGUGGCUGCCUUUGUGCUUCUGCACGCUUUCUUUCUCCAAGAUGCUUCUCUGUCUGAAUUUGCCCCUGCUGUCCCUGUGGAGUGGGGUGGGGAGAAAGAAGUAGGGGAAUUGUAUGAAUACUAGGGUAAAGCUCUAUAGCAAAUGACUAUGGUCCCACCUAUCAAAAUUGUGUUAGGAAGACAUUGCUUGGCUCUCUCUUUGGUUUCUAAAAUGGGCCGGAAGUCUUAAGGCCAUAUCCCUAUUGUAAACAAAUGGGUUAAAAACAACAACACUACCCAAGAUUAUCUCCCUCCUUUAUCCCUGCACAUUUCCCCAUAAGGCUUGGGGCCCAGUUACCUUUAGUCAGGUGGGAACAACAUAAAGAAAGCCCUGCUGGCAACUGCUAGGCAGUUGCGCAUCUAGUCCAGCAUCCUGUUCUCUCAGGGGCCAACCAGAUGCCAAUGAGAAGCACCAUCUCUUCAGAGAGGAAAGUGAGACUUUGCUAAAUUUCUGAAAUCCUGACCUUAGAUAUGAAGGUGCAGGGCCGUUGCCAAGUGUUGGCCAUCCAACCUCUGCUUAAAAACCUCCAAGGAAGGAGAGUCCACCACCUCUCAUGGGAGUCUGUUCCACUUCUGAACAGCUCUUACUGUCAGUUUUUCCGAAUGUCUCCUCUUUUUCAGGCUAAACAUACCCAGCUCCCUCAAGUGCUCCUCAUAAGGCUUAGUUUCCAGACCCUUUAUCAUAUUGGUUGCCCUCCUUUGCACAUAUUCCUUUGCACAUAUUCCAGCUUGUCAACAUCCUUCUUAAAUUGUGGUGCCCAGAAUUGGACAGUUUUCCAAGUGUGGUCUGACUAAGGCAGAAUAGAGUGGUACUAUUACUUCCCUUGAUCUGUUGAUGCAGCCUAGAAUAGCAUUAGCUUUUUUUGCUGCUGAAUCACACUGUUGUCUCAUGUUAAGCUUGUGGUCCACCAAGACCCCUAAAUCCUUUUCACGUGUACAACAUUUGCCCACCUCCAGUCUGUAGGGACCUCACCUGUUCUCAGAUUUGCUGCCUCUGUGUCAAGCUCAUCCACAUUUUAGCCAUUAACAACAUGCUUUGUGGGUCAGUAGCUUCUCUUUAGCACACUGCCAUCAAAUGUGCUAUGAUUUCUCCUGGAAAACAAAGAGGAGGGCUAACUGAUAAGCCAAGAGAUGUAGAAGGGAGCUGCUGCAUAUGAAUUCCUCAAGCAAAGAAUGACAAAGAAAACUGGUCUCAGGAGAAGAAAGAGAGCUGGCACCGUGCUGUGUAAACAGUGAUGAAGGGUGGACCAAAGAGAUUCAGACCCCAGCUGCAGAAUCUUGAUUUCUUCCUUAUCCCCUACCCUGGCAAGCACAUAAAAAACAAGUUUUAGUUCUUUGAAGAAGAGAUGCUGGUGCUCCAAGGUGCCAGGAAGCCAUGCUUUCUGACCAGGGAAGCCCUGUCUCCCAUUGCCAGGUGCACCGCAGCUAUCUCAGCUCCACUUUCUUAGUCAUGAGGGGAAGAGUUCCAUAGUGUAAUGCUAAAUGUUUCAAGUGCAGGAGCUCAUCACAAUAGCCCCCAAAGAGAGAUGCGGGCAGGUAAAUUGAUCAGUUCACACAGAUGCGUACACCAGAGAACAGCAGUACAUAGCAUAAUAUCCAAUUCCUUAGGAUGAGCAUGACGGCUAUGCAUAGUUUCCAAGGAGUAAGAUGUACUUUGCUUUUUAUUUGCAUAGGUUCAACCUGUUAAACACAUUGAGCUGUAUCAAAAGACCAUCAUCGAGCUGAAAGGCAAUCUUGAACUUUUAAAUGGAAAUGCAAACGAUCUUGGAAAGAACUGUUGCCAUUUAAACUGCUAGCUUGAAGUAAGAACUCCAUCAAAGGAGAGGAAAGAAGUCUCCAACUCUGCUUCAUUCUCCAAGGGUUCAUCCACGCUUCUGCUUGUCCUCCCACUUUCUCCCAAGGAAACCUGCUCUUCACCGCUGAGUCAAAGCAAACGUCAAUCAGGUUUUCUGGGGAUUGACAUUUGCUCCGAUUCAGUGGUAAAGAAGUAGAGCAAACAGAAAACUGCUCAGACCCCUGCCUUGAAAGCAUGGAACAAGUGGCAAACCUCUCGGACUCAUGAUUUUUAGGCACGGGAAAAGCAAAGUGUGGAUGAGUCCUUUAUGCUGAUUUGUCACAAACUUGAAAUCGUUGUUAUCACCUCACUCAUUUGAUGACAUCACCACACUUGUUCUGAAAAAAGUUCCAGAAAUGUACUAUGGAAGGCCCAUUCUUGGGGGCACUUUUUUUUUUGUUGCUCAGGACUAGCAUCCAAAACAAGUUGAAUCUCUACUCAGCUUCAGCCAUGCUUCCUAAGUGCUCUGCUUCCUAAAUGCAUGUAUACUUUCUUUUGCCAAGAAUGUAUCUUUGAAUCAAAUUAAAUUAAUUGUGUGCAACUCAGCAGGGUGGCUAGGGAGGAUUAAUUAGCGUUAUAUCAUUGGGGUACAAAUUUCUUGGGAUUAAGAAACAAUUGCCCCAGGCUUUCAUCCAAGGCUAGGCAGUGGUCCUGUUGCUCAGGCACAAAAGCCAGUAAAAACGUUAACAAGCCCUAAAAUAAAUUUCAUGCAAAAUUUAUGUAAAAAGAGUGUCACUUGGGCUCCAUAGUAACAUAGUUCAGAAAAUUAGGCAGGGUCUGCCAUCCUGUCCAGCCACAGCCUCUCUGCCCAGCAGAAGUUGAACCAAAACGCCAUGGAACAAGAGUCCUUUAUGUCAUCGGACUGCAGGGUUUUUAAUGGGGGGAAGGAGGUGAGUGAAUGGCUACAGAGAGAGGAAAGAAGGCCAGCUGAAACUACCACUGAUACAGAUACCUGAAUACUCUCUUUGACAAUCUGGUGUGCAUGAGGAUGGAAAAAAUCCCCCCCCCCAAACAGGUGAGGAGGCUCUGAAAAGGAGCAGGGAGAAGCUUUGAUCAACACCACAGGUUCUCAUUUACCGUAUUUUUCGCCCCAUAGGACGCACCGGCCCAUAGGACGCACCAAGUUUUUUGGGGGGGGAAAUAAAGAAAACAAAAAUUAUUUCCCCCCAGGCGCUUGUGGGGCCGGCAGCGGGGAGAAGCGCUCUGCUCCCCGCCGCCCGCCUGCAGACCAGGUCCGGGGACAGCGGGAAGACACGCUGCGCCUCCCAGCUGUCCCCGGAGCUUGCGGGGCAGGCGGCAGGGAGAAGCGCUCUUCUCUUCUUCUUUUUUAAUAAGAUAUUUAUUAGGAUUUUUUAAAAUAUUACAAUAAAAAAUGAAAAAGAAAAAACAUACAAAAUAAAAAUGAUUAAAAACACUCAGAUUUUCCAUUGCUUAUUUUUCUUUAGCUUGUUUCCCGGACCUCCUCAUACCUCCCUUUUUUGUAUUCCAGUUCAGUUUGUUGGUUCAGCAAAUCCUUACCCUCUUUAUUUAUCCUAAUCUUUGGUCUUAAAAUAAUAACAUUAGAUUUUUACCUCUUAAUAACCCCUUUUUCAUAUUCCCUUAAAGCAUUACAGCUAGAAACCACUUAAUUUCUAUCCAACAUCAUUCUAACAUUCAUUAAUUUUACAGUAUUUCUGUAGAUAAUCUUUGAACUUCUUCCAAUCUUCUUCCACCGACUCUUUCCCUGGUCUCGGAUUCUGCCAGUCAUUUCUGCCAGUUCCAUAUAGUCCAUCAGCUUCAUCUGCCAUUCUUCCAGAGUGGGUAGAUCUUGUGUCUUCCAAUACUUUGCAAUGAGUAUUCUUGCUGCUGUUGUGGCGUACAUAAAAAAUGUUCUAUCCUUCUUUGACACCAAUUGGCCGACUAUGCCCAGGAGAAAGGCCUCUGGUUUCUUCAAGAAGGUAUAUUUAAAUAUCUUUUUCAGUUCAUUAUAUAUCAUUUCCCAGAAAGCCUUAAUCCUUGGGCACGUCCACCAAAGGUGAAAGAAUGUACCUUCAGUUUCUUUACAUUUCCAACAUUUAUUAUCGGGCAAAUGAUAGAUUUUUGCAAGCUUGACUGGGGUCAUGUACCACCUGUAGAUCAUUUUCAUAAUAUUCUCUCUUAAGGCAUUACAUGCCGUAAACUUCAUACCUGUGGUCCAUAACUGUUCCCAGUCGGCCAUCAUUAUGUUAUGACCAACAUCUUGUGCCCAUUUAAUCAUAACAGAUUUCACCGUUUCAUCCUGAGUAUUCCAUUUCAACAGCAAGUUAUACAUCUUUGACAAAAUCUUAGUUUUGGGUUCUAAUAGUUCUGUUUCUAAUUUUGAUUUUUCCACCUGGAAACCAAUUUUCUUAUCCAAAUUGUAUGCCUCCAUUAUCUGAUAAUAAUGAAGCCAGUCUCGCACUUUGUUUUUAAUUUCUCAAAACUCUGCAAUUUCAGUCUAUCUCCAUCUUGUUCCAAAAUUUCCCAAUAUUUCGGCCAUUUGGCCUCCAUAUUGAGCUUUUUCAGAGCUUUUGCUUCCAUCGGUGACAGCCACCUUGGAGUUUUAUUUUCCAAUAAGUCCUUGUAUCUUAUCCAGACAUUAAACAAUGCUUUCCUGACGAUGUGAUUUUUAAAUGCUUUGUGUGCUUUGACCUUGUCAUACCACAGAUAUGCAUGCCAUCCAAAUACAUUGUUAAAACCUUCUAAAUCCAAAAUGUCAGUGUUUUCAAGAAGCAACCAUUCUUUCAACCAGCAGAAAGCUGCUGAUUCAUAGUAAAGUUUAAAGUCUGGCAGGGCAAAUCCACCUCUUUCCUUUGCAUCUGUUAAUAUUUUAAAUUUUAUUCUAGGCUUCUUGCCCUGCCAGACAAAUUUAGAAAUAUCUCUCUGCCACCUCUUGAAACAAUCCAUUUUGUCCACAAUUUGCAAUGUUUGAAACAAAAACAACAUUCUAGGCAAUACAUUCAUUUUUACCGCAGCAAUACGGCCCAGCAGUGAAAGCUUCAAAUUUGACCAAAUUUCCAAAUCUUUUUUCACUUCAGCCCAGCAUUUUUCAUAGUUGUCUUUAAAUAAGUUCCCAUUUUUGCUGUCAUGUUAAUCCCCAAAUAUUUAACUUUCUUAACCACUGUUAAACCUGUCUCAUUCUGAAACCUCUCUCUCUCCAUUGGUGUUAAAUUUUUCUCUAAAACCUUGGUCUUUAACUUAUUCAACUUAAAUCCUGCAACUUGACCAAAUUCUUGAAUCAGUUCUAAAACUCUUUUGGUACUAGAUUCUGGCUCCUGUAACGUCAAUACUAAGUCAUCUGCAAAUGCUCUCAGUUUGUACUGUUUGGCUCCGACCUGUAUACCUUUAACCAACCGGUCCCUUCUAAUCAUGUUCAGCAGAACCUCCAGGACCGAUAUAAAAAGCAAUGGGGAAAUUGGGCAACCUUGUCUUGUCCCUUUUUCUAUCUUAAAUUCUUCCGUCACCACAUUAUUUACAAUUAGUUUAGCCUUUUGUUCUGAAUAAAUUGCACUUAUACCGUUUUCAAAACCUUGGCCUACCCCCAUCCCCUGUAGGUUCUUCUUCAUAAAACUCCAAGAGAUAUUAUCAAAAGCUUUCUCCGCGUCCACAAAUAUCAAAACAGCUUUGGUAUUUAUGUUCACUUCUAGUUUUUCCAAAAUAUCAAUUAUAUUCCUCAAAUUAUUGGACAAGUGUCUUCCCGGGAGAAAGCCCGCUUGAUCUUUAUGAAUCUCUUCCAUCAAUACUUUUUUCAAUCUCUUGGCCAAAAUGUCUGCAAAAAUUUUGUAAUCCACAUUGAGUAACGAUAUGGGGCGGUAGUUCUUAAGCUGAGUCUUUUCAGUCUCUGUCUUCGGUAUAAGUGUAAUGUACGCCUCUUUCCAAGACUCUGGUGCCCUUUUCCUUUCCAAUAUUUCAUUGCAGACUUCCUUUAAAGGUUGUAAUAGCCACUCUUUCAAAGAUCUAUAAUAUCUAGAAGUCAGCCCAUCCGGUCCUGGAGAUUUGCCUAAUUGCAUGUUUUGAAUGGCACCUUCUACUUCCUGCUCAGAUAUUUUGUAAUUCAGCAUUAAUUUACUUUCUUGGGAUAUUUUUGUAAUCCAUUUGUCUUCAGAAAUCGGUCUAUAUCAAUUUCCUUCUGUGGCCCUUGUGUAUAUAGUUGUUUAAAAUACCUCUGGAAACAAUUUCUAAUCUCAGUUGGGUUAUGUAUAUUCUUUCCUUCCACUUCUAAAUUUAUAAUAGUAUUUAGUUUUUGUCUUUUUUUCAUUUGCCAGGCCAGCAAUUUCCCAUAUUUGUUGGCUGAUUCAAAUGUUUUUUGUCUCAUUUGUUUAAUUUUCCAUUCUAUUUCUUGAUUCAUCAUUUCCAUAUAUUGUACUUGAUAUAACUUUAUUUCUCUCAAAAUCUCCUGCGACUUUGGUUUUGCUCUCAAUUUCUUUUCACUUUCUUUUAUUUUCCCCAAAAUUUUAUCUUUCUUCUCAUUUUGACUUCUCUUCUUUAUUGCAUUCUGUUGUAUCAGAAACCCUCUCAUAACAGCUUUACUUGCGUCCCAGAUUACUCUUUUUUCUACAUUAGUAUUCAUAUUUAUUUCAAAAUAGUCUCUCAAGGUUUUUUGGGCCUUUUUGUACACUCCUUCAUCUCUAAAUAAGGUGUCAUUCAUCCUCCAUCUGAAGGAGCCAGUUGAUGUUAGUUUGAACUCCAUCCUUACCGCAUUAUGGUUGGAGCAGGUUUUUGGGCAGAUUUCCACUUUCUUUAACUUUGGUGCCAUUCCUCUAGUUACCCAUAUUUGGUCAAUUCUAGUCCAUGUCAUCUUAGCUUCAGAAAAGAAGGUUCCCUCUCUUCCCAAGGGGUUCUUUGUUCUCCAAGUGUCCACUAAAUCAAAAUUGUCUAUCAUCUCAAAAAAUGUUUUCGGUAGUCUACCAUCCUUGGUAACUACCUGUCUUUGUGCCUUAUCCAUGUUUGUAGAAACUACUCCAUUCAUGUCCCCAUCAAAAUCAGAUUGUAAUCCAAAUAGUCCAAUAAGGUCUCAUGCAACUUUUUAAAGAAUUCAGAUUUCCCCUCAUUCGGUGCAUAAAUUCCUACUAUCAAAAAUUUCUCUCCUUGAACUUGGAUUUCAAUUGCCAAAAAUCUUCCUUGGUCAUCUUUAAAAGUUAAUUUCGGUGAUAAUUUCUCCUUUGCAUAUAUCACAACUCCUCUUUUUUUGACUUUGUCAGAUGAUAUAAACUCCUGUCCCAAUCUCUUAUUAAUCAGUAGUUUCCUGUGUAACCUUGUUACAUGUGUUUCUUGUAAACAAAUCAAGUCCAAGUUGUACUUUUUUUAUAAAUGAAAAACACUUUUUCUCUUUCGAGGAGAGUUCAAACCAUUACAAUUCCAACUUAACAGUUGCAGAGCCAUGAUGGGGUUACUUCGCUUUACCUCCAACUGCGCCAAGUGUCUGUUCUUGUUCUGUCAGUGGUGUCUCUUUCUCUGGACCAUGCAAUCCAAAGGAUAAGUUUGCUAUGUCUAGUAUUCCUUUUUCCAGUGCUUUUGGCUCUUCUCCGGAUUCCACUUCUUUCUGUAGAUCUUCUCCGUGAUCCUUCAGAAACCUAUCUUUGUCAUUGACUGAUCUUAUUUUUAUCUUUCUUCCUUUAUAUUUAAAGGACAGGCCUUGAGGGAAUUCCCACCUAAAGAUGAUUCUGUUUCUUCUCAGCAGGGCAACCAGAUCUCCGUAAUUGAGCCUUAAGUCCAAAAGAUGUUUUGGGAUGUCCUUGAAUAUCUCCACACUUGAAUCGUAAAUUUCCAAAGUCUUUUGGUAAUGCAGAUUCAAAAUUUUGUCUCUCUCCUCUUUUGUUCGAAGGGUAAUCAAGCAGUCUCUCACCUUAUUCCUCCUUCCUCCUCUUCCAAGUCUAAAUGCACUCUCUAUCUUGAAUUCUUCCUUCCUCAAAUCCUGUUGCCAGAAAUCUGCGAAUUCCUGCGUAAGAAAAUCAGCCAAAUCAUCUUUCUCACGUUCUGGUACAGCCCUGAUUCUUAAAUUUCUUUGUUUCUCUUUCAGUUCAAUCAUAGACAAUGUCAAACCGUGGUCCUCCAAUUACUUAUAUACCGGUGGUAUCUUCUCUUGAGUAGCAGUUGCUAUAUCUUUUGCUUCUUCAGCUAUCUUUCGAGUCGAAGCAGAUUCCUGUAGUAAUUUUUCAAUGGACUCUGUAUUGGUAUUCACCUUCUGUCCCAAAUUAUUAAUGCUUGUAGUAUUCUGGUCAAUUUUAACUGAUGCUUCAGCUACUUGUUUAUUUGUUUCAGCUACUUGUCUAGCCAAAUUUUCCAAAGAUUCAUUAAUUUUUCCAAGUGCCUGUGCCAAAACGUCUUCGGACGACAUAACUUUUGGUUUAUCCUGUGGAGGUGCAGCCCCUGGUAUUCCAGAUGGUCCAGAUGUUGAAACCCUUCGCUGCAACGCAGUAUCUGUCCGAUAGGGUCUGCCAGACCUAGUAGUUUUUUCCUGCGCCAACUCUAACUUUCCUCUUCCAUCUGCCAUAACACUCUCAUGGGAGAGAAGCGCUCUUCUCCCCGCCGCCCGCCUGCAGACCAGGUCCGGGGACAGCGGGAAGACGCGCUGCGCCUCCCAGCUGUCCCCGGAGCUUGCGGGGCUGGCGGCGGGGAGAAGCACGCGUCUCCCCGCCGUCAGCCUCCAAACCACAUCGGGAGACAGCGGGAUGGCGGCGUUCCGCCUCCCCGCUGUCCCCCGACCUUGUGGGGCUGGCGCUGCGGCUCUCCUGAAGCCUGGAGAGCGAGAGGGGUCAGUGCGCACCGACCCCUCUCGCUUUCCAGGCUUCAGCGAAAGCCUGCAUUCGCCCCAUAGGACGCACACACAUUUCCACUUCAUUUUUGGAGGGGAAAAAGUGCGUCCUAUAGGGCGAGAAAUACGGUAACCAUUUAUUUUGUACACCAUCAGUUCUAAAAAAAACACCCUUGACUUUUGGCCAUCCAAAUGGACUGAACACCAGUCCCUUCACUCCCUAAUACCCCAUUUUCCAGCUGUCCUCUCAGAGUUGCUGUUCUCUAUAACACAAUGCCACCAGCAUUGGAACAUCAGGCAUAGGAGAUCUCCUUUUUUCCUUUUAACUAUAACUCCAAGAUCUAUUAACCAGAACCAGGUGCAAAAGAUAUACUCAAAGAAUUAAAAGAGUUCUGAGCCCAGGAAUUUGCAGUGAAGAACUGAACUGAGUUCACAGUCUUUCCGUACAGAAAGCCAUUCCUGGAACCCCUUCACCAGCAUACAAAAUUUUCUAACUGGGGGGCGGAUGGGGCAGGUGUCAUUUUGCAGCUGCCACUUUUAAACAGUUGGGAUUCAGAUACCCUUGCCAAUCUCUUGGAGACCUUCCAUUAGAUCCUGAUCUACCUUCUGUCCACACCUAGCAUGCAGCUAAACAAGCUAGGCAGAUCGUAAACAUGCUUACUCUCAGGUAGGUGGAAGACUUCUAACUCCCCUUACUAUUUGCUAGGGGGGUGAGAUUGCCAAAUAAUGUGUGAUUUAUUGUGGUGGAGCUCAUAUGUGAGAUAGGAAGGUUAAACCCCAUGUACCAUGGUGCCUAUACUGAUUGUGUUCUCCCACAGUUGUUUUUUAAUAACUCCUCUUCUCAAAAAACAGAUAACACUCAUCUAAUUCAACUCUUUUCUCUCCCCAUAUUGCAAAUGGUGGCAAGUUAGGGUUGAAACUUGAGUGAUUUUCCCAAGUUCACCCACUGAGGUGAACCAGGGACCCUCCAACUCACAUAUUAUCCUCUUAGCCACUACAAUAUUAUGCUCUCAGUCAUUGCUUCUGCAGAAUUAGUCCCAUUCCACCCUCUCAUUACUCCCAACCUUUCCAUGCUGUCUCAAUCACUUUUCUUCCACACUUCAUGCACAAAGAGUUUCCCGCACUGCAGGGAUUUCUGGUUCAUGAAUCUCAAUGGGAUGUCUUCUGUCCUGGUGGCAGGAUGAUAGGCAUGGUAAAGGCUCCUAGUUCAGAUCUUUGCCAAUGCAGUGGUUUGGGGGUUGGGGUGGGGGAGAGGAGAAUAUUUAAUAGUAGGGCAUGGGUGCCAUCUGGUUGGGUUCUCUGGUGCCAGCAAUGGGCACAGUGUUAUGGGUAAAUCAGGGAUCAGGAGGCAUACUGGAGGGAUGCGGUCUUUUUUGGAAACAGCUCUGGGAGCCACAAUCUUAAAUUGUGACUAUGGCCUUACAAGCUUGUUUUAGGAAAGGCUUGCUUUAGACCCCAAAUGACAAGGCUGUUCCUUCUGCCCCUUAAUCACAUCCAGUGCUUCUAACAGAAAACCUAGCCUGGCUUCCAAACCUUGCACAUGCCUGGCCUUUCAGAACCAAGCAGUACGAACCAGUGACCAGUGCAAGAGUGACACCCUUCCUAUUGGUGUUGAGCCACUCUUGCCUUGUUUGGGGACCUGCCUGCCAGGGGCUCACCAGUGCAGAGCAGUCAGCUCCAGAUCAAGCAAUGGGAAGCACUCUCUGUAGCAGCAGCCAUGUUACAAAUGGCUCAGUGGAGCAAAUUCGUCUGCAGUGGAGCUGCAACCACUGGCACAAGUUAAUUGAAACCAGGAACAAGCAGCAGAGGAACAUGUCCUGUAUGUUGUAGUCAGACAUGGCUACGGUGGCAUCCCUAAGAAAUGGCAAAGGCCAGAGAGUGGACUGAGAGAAAUGGUGAAUUGGGUGACCCUACAAGGCAGCUGCUGGUGGUAGAAGAGAACAGGAGGCCUGGAGAUCCAAGGCAAAGGCAGGAGCUGAGCCAAUUCCAGCUCAGGGUCUGAAGUAGGCUGUUUGGUCUGGCAGCUGAUUAAAAGCAGCAGGGGCCCAUGGAUGAGAGGCUGUUGUGCCACAAGUGUAAGAGGCAUGCAGUAUGCAGGGGCAAGAUGAAAUUCAAGUUGUCUGGGAAGGGGCUCAGGACGAGGAGGGAAAGGGAGGGGAGGGGGAAGACAAGUGAGAGGGAGGGAAGGAGGUAUCAGAAGUGAAAUCCUAUCCCACUGGGUCAGAAAAUUGCUGCAAAAUCAGGCUUGAAAUGAAUUGAAAUUGCUGAAUCCAAACGGAUCUAAUAUCCCAAGCCAACAGCAAUAGGAUGCUGGUAUCUGCGCUGUGUUUCCCUCAUGGAGCAAACAGGUGGAGGAUGUCAGUAUGCAUGCUGGUGUACAUUCUGGAGGAGGGGAGGGGAGUUGCAGCUGAGAAGGAGGAGAGAGGGGAGACUUCAGGGGGAAGGGGAGAGGAAGACUGAAACUGUGGAGAUCCAUGGACUGCAACAAAGGGCAUUUGAUGAAUAUGAUUUGUGUGUGUGUGUGUGUGUGUGAGAGAGAGAGAGAGAGAGAGAGAGAGAGAGAGAGAGAUGCAUAUGGGACAGUUGGAAAAAGCUCUGACAGCUAGGAGCGCCAUCUCUGCUGGACACUGACUUUGCUGAGGGAGCUGAUGUCCAGGCCGUGCCCCUGCUCUGACUUUGCCACUUACACAAGUUGAAACUUCUGCUAGUGUCCCCGUCUCCCUGGGCCGUCUCCCUUGGCAACGGGCACUUGUGUGACUCCAGCUCAGCACUCUCACUUAGCAGGCAUGGCUUCUGAUUUCCACGGCUGCUUUCAUGGAUGCUGCGUGCGCUUCCUCUUCAGCCCCAAAUCUCUGUGCAGCACCCGUAGACAGGAAACCACACGUUCCUGGUGCCUAGAGAACCUUUGGGGCCCUGGGAUAACCAGGUCAGAGGUGGUUUUAGGGUAGCACGACCAGUUCGGCUUCACUGGGCACCAGCGCCGCAGGUGGUACCGUAACAAUGAUGUAGAACAGAGUGCGAGUGGCAAAGGCUGCCACUGUAAAUCAAGAGCCCAAAGUCCACCACUGACCCACAAAUUCUCCCUGUGUUAACCUGCCUUUGGGAAUAGGAUGCAACACAGUGUGCAGGGAGGCCUAUUUGGCUGCUUUAGGCUCUUUCUCCUGUGUGAAGCGUUGUAGGCCAUGCCAUUUGGUUGAUGAGUUUGGUAGCCAGGUGGUAGUGAAGAUGGUUGGAAGAUGACUUGGAGAGAGAGAAGAUCAUGCAGUGAGAACUGGCAGCGAGGCCGCAGAAAUACUGGCAUGCAAGUGUGGUAGGAAAGACUUUUCCUGAACAUCCAGGGACUGGACAAGUGGUACAGCAGCUGUAACAAAAUCCUGGAAGAAACAUGAACGGGUUCCAGCUUUCAGGGCUGCCAAUUGAGCUAAUUUGCCAUGAGCUCAUUUCCAUGUAGGCUGGCCAGUAUCUGUGCCAGGGCUGCAGGUGAUCCAAGUUAUGAGGAGCCUCACAACAGCUAUCUCAUAUGAAGCCAGGUAUGGAAAAAGGAGUCGUGGUUGACCCAAAAUGAUCUCGCAGGCCAACCUCUGAGGCCUGACAGGGCUAACUAGGCCCACGGGCAGGAGGUUCCCUACCAGGGCUCUAAUGUAAAGUGGUGAGCACAACAAAACAACUUUCCCCUCUCAGUGUGGCUCCCAAAACAGAGGAAAGCUAUGCAGGAGUGGAGUUUUGUGUGGAAAAAACUGUGAACUCAUUAAAAACAAAUUCCUAGGCUCAAAAUGUGAUAACAGGAAUCCUUUUCUUUAAAUCUGUACUCUUCUGUGCUUGGCUCUGAUUGGUAGCACUUGAGGUUCCAGUUCUCUGCUACACUGUACACGCAUAUGCGUCAGUAAAACCCUUAAGUGCUUUGGAGCGAAACUGUCACUGAAUCCACAUGUACUAGUCUUUCAGGCAGCCUUUGGAAAGACAGCCUAAUCACGGAGAUAGCAGAUAAAUGCUCACAGAUUAAUUACACCAUUCAGUAGUGUGCCCCUUGGGGUGACCUCAAGGGGAUUAUUUCCAUACAUUUGAGUGAGCUCUGUAUCCUUUGCCACUGCCUGUUCUCCAACUGCUCCCCUCCCCGCCCCAUAGCCUUCUCAUUUGUGACAUGUACAAAAAGGAUAUGAUGAGUCCCAUAAACCUAUUUACUAGGGUGUCACAUUUGUAUCCAUCCACCAAGAAAGAGACAUUGCUUGAGAGAGGGGGCAUAGUUCAGUAGUAUAGCACAUGGCUUUUGAGUAGAUAACAGUGGUGAGGGGACACCCCCCCAUGCCACCUCAAUGUUGUUGAACUCUAGCUCCCAUCAGCCCCAGUCAGCACAGUCAGGGUUGGGGAUGGUGGGAGCUGCAGUCCAACAACAUCUGGAGGAUUACAGGUUCCCCAGUCUUGGCGUAGAAGGUCACAGGUCAAUCCUUGCCACUAGCUGUUUAAAAAACAUCUCAACCAGCCUGAGACUGGAGAAACCCCUGUUUCCCAGAGUUGCCGACCUUUUUGCAGUGCUGGCAGCUUUGCAGGGCUGGAGGAGGCGGGAGCGGCUGGAGGGCGGCUCCUCCGGCAGGGAAGAGGUGGAGGCUCCAGCCGCAGCGCUGCUUCACCGAGGCGGGCAAGGGCGGCGAGCUGAUGCCGGGAGGCACCGUGCUGCUCCCAGCCUCUGCCUCUUCCCUGGCGCCCGUGCCGUGGUGGCCACGGCAGGCGGAGCCUCCUGGUGCAUGGCGGAGGUGGGUGAGGGCAGCAAGCUGAUGCCGGGAGGCGCUGCAUCCAGCCUCCGCCUCUUCCUUGGCGCCCUCCAGAACUUGGCACCCUGCUGCCCCGCGCCACUUGCCUCUGUGGGCAAGAUGCCCCUGUAUGUAAGCUUCAUAUGUUAAUAUGUCAUUCUCUGUCAGCAGUAUAUAAUUAAGGAUACUUAAUUUAGAACAAGAAUAGCCAACAAGGCACUCUCCAAAUAUUUUGGACUUGAACUCCCAUCAGUCCCCCAAAGCAUGGCCAAAGUUCAGGGAUGGUGGGAAUUGUAGCCCAAAACAACUGGAAGGCACCAUGUUGAUUACCCCUGAUCUAGGAGCUGCCAUUUCUUUUCUUUUAAAUUAAAGGAUUUUACUUGGGUAAUAGUAGUACAUUGGUACCUCAGGUUAAGAACUUAAUUCGUUCUGGAGGUCCGUUCUUAACCUGAAACUGUUCUUAACCUGAGGUACCACUUUAGCCAAUGGAGCCUCCCACUGCUGCUGUGCCACCGCCGCGCGAUUUCUGUUCUCAUCCUGAAGCAAAGUUCUUAACCCGAGGUACUAUUUCUGGGUUAGCGGAGUCUGUAACCUGAAGCGUCUGUAACCUGAAGUGUCUGUAACCCAAGGUACCACUGUACAUACAAAGCCUCUGUUUUCAAGUCGUAGAAUCUUACAUACAGAUCUGUAGCAUUUGUGGUGAAAUGUUAUUGUUACAAGCAAUAUGGGUUUGUGAGGUAAGAGAAGUGGGAAGAGAGAGGGGAGGAAAUGGGGGAAUAGUAAAAUUUUAUUAUUUCACAUAGUAUAUGAGCAAAGCUUUUAUGCCAGUGUCAUGUGAGUGGUUACUUUAUUUUUGCUAGCGAUGCAAGAGACCAGAGGUCUUGGUUGAUUUCAUUUGGUUAAUUGCAGUGUGUUUUGUUGGUGUGUAGUGGGGGGUGUUGUUGGAUCAGGUUAACCAUAUCAAUUCAUAUGCUAUUGGUGGGGAUUGGUCAUUUCUUGUUGGCUUGCAUAUUUCACUUGGUGUAUGUGUAGAGCUGAGAUGAAGUGGGAAACAGGGAACUCUACUACUGAGGACAAAGCAGUCCACUGAUUCUGCAUCCUCAUGGAGUAACCCGAGAUCACAGAACAGGGCCUUGGAAGUGCCAGCCUGGGUCUAGUGCUUCUCAGUAGUGCCCUUCCUCAGGCUAAGCUUCCUUUCCUCUAUUCACCCAGUGAAUUCACCCAUUUAGGCUCGAGGCUUCCCUUGGGCAAGCUGGGUGCUAGCCGUGGCAGAGAACAGUGGGGAAAGGUUGCCCUGCUCGUCACAUCUCAGAAUGACUCAGAAAGCAGGUUCCCUUGUCUCCCAUUCCUUUUCGUCUUCAGUGGACGCCGUCACCAGCAGAGUGGGGUUAGCAGCUCUGGAGAAAAGAAGAGAAAACCCCCGCCGGGGCUGAGAGAAUGUUUGAUGAUGGCGGAUGAUAUAAAAGCUGAGCUAUUUCUGUCAAGGUCAGAGUGUAGCCGAGGUGGCACUGGCAGCAGCGGCUUCGUAGAGCAGGGAAAUGAGGGAUCUCGUCAGGAAAUUACCCUGCUAAUGGGGUCUCCCUGGCACACAGCAGGCGGGAAUCCCAGACAUUCUAGAGCUCUGAUGGAAACAGAGGCAAGAGACCAGCACAGGGGUCACUGAGGGAUGAGGGAUUGGACUGCGAGCUGGGAAAAGAGCACAGAUAAACUGAAGGGGCAGAAAUGAAGGUCCCCAGGGAGAAAUAUUAGGGCCAGCUGUUGGGUGGUGCGUGGGUACAGCAGUCUAUUUUGCUUCCAUAGAGAAGGGCCUAUCUUAGCCUUACAGUUUCAAAAAUUUAGAAUGAUCAGGGUUAUAUCUAUACAUGCUUUUGCCAAUUUACUUUGGCCCCAUCUUCACUACACAGUUAAAGCAUUAUCAUACCACUUUAAACAGUCUUGACUUCCCCAAAAUAAUCCUGGGAGCUGUAGUUUGCUAAGGCUGAGAAAGUUGUUAGGCGACCCAUUCCCCUCAUAGAGCUACAAUUUGCAGAGUGCUUUAACAAUCAGUGCCUCUUCUCAGGGAACUCUGGCCACAGAGAUGCCAGCUAACUCUGAACACGGUGGUACCCCAUUUGUGUUUCCCUUUGCAUUUUGGACAUACCUUCACCAUCACCACCACCACCAUCAUCCUUUAAAAUCAAAUGAGGAACCUCUGCCCUGGGGUCUGAAUAUGACCCUCCAGACCUCUUAUCCAUCCCUCAGGACUCCCCAGUCUACGCCCCUUACUAAUCUAUUCUAUCCUGGCAAAAGCACUCAAGGAGGGUGUAGAGUAGGACUAUUGAGGGGUGUGGCCUGGGGAGAGGGGUAUGGUGUGGAGAGGGGGUGUGGCCUGCAAUAAGUCCCAAGGGCCAAAUAGACAGGCCUUGAGGGCCAUAUUUGGCCCAUGGGCCUGAGGUUCCCCACCUCUGACCUAGAUCUUAUUUUCCCCUCACACUCAGAGCCUCCAGGCCAUUCUUUCCACAUAUAUCAGGCUUUCAUUGACCUACUUUUCUGUCAUAUUCAGCUUCCCAGGCCCCUGUCCUCGUACACUCAGGUGCUCUCAUUUCUAUUGUUGUCCCUCACAUUUGUCUUUGCUCCCCUGGGACACUCCCUAGUCCCAGGUGCCCACAGUUAGGCAGUUUUUGGCCUAUUCCCUCCAUAACCUGCUUUUCCUUCAUGCGUCUUAACAAUGGCUUCCCCCUGGCUGUAUAGACCCCUCACCUCCACCUCCACCACCUACCACACUCUCCAACUGCUAACCCUGAGGUUUGUUUCUCCACAUCCCUUGUCUCCCCUCUUCUGCCUGAGCCCCCUCCCUCUCACCUGCCAAGCUCCCUGGAUCUAUGGGCUGCCCUUGUCGGACAUAAAUUUCCCCUGGCCAUUCCCUGCCCAUAAAUCUUUCUGCUGCAGCUCCCCAAGCGCCGCGCUUCCUGACACCUGCCCUGCCCUGGACCAUCCACACCCCUUGAUUUAAUGCCAGGCAGAUUUCAUUACUGCUGCUUGCUCUCCUCCCUGGGUCGUUAAUGAAGAUGUUAAAGGAGAAAAGCCCUGCCCCCGACCCUGUGCCCCCACUCAUGUCCUGCACUCAAGUGCAUCCGCUGCAACUCAUCAAUCUCUGCCAGCAUCCGAACUGUUCACAAUGGGUGUCACCGCAAAAUGUAGUGUUGUAAACCCUCCCUCUCCUCCGCCAUGCUCAGGUUUCAUAGGCUCAUCUCUCACCCAUGGGCCAGCAGGCAAUCCUGUCCUAAUUCCCCUGCCAGGGGAUGGAAAAUUUGGGGGAGGUGCCACCCCCGAUUAUUCCAGAAUUUUUCACAAUUUUAAGGGGGGCCCCCCACAUUUUUUCUGGGUGUUUUCCAGGCCUUCACAUCUCUAGCAGGCUCUGUCUCUAGCAGGUACCAUGCUCUUCUUUUUCUGGGUGUGUUACUGCCUCCUCAUCAGAAUUCAGUUCAUAUAUUCAUAUGAUGUGUUUGCCUUCAACUAAGCUAGGUGCUCCCCCACUCCUCCAAAAGCAGCUUGCAGAAUGAACCCUAUACAAAUGUGGUACCCCUAGGUGAGCUUGCAAGCUGAGCGCAACACAUAGGCAAGGUAUAGUUGCACACUAAUCCUUUAAUAAACCUCCUUUUGCGGCCUGCUUAUACCCCGUAUUCGCAUAAAGGGGGCAUCAUACGAGUACACUGGGGGGGCACACUCCUGCCUCUGGCAUCAGAUAUGCCACCUGGCCCCAUUUUUAGAUGUCCGUAUAUUCACAUAGAGAUGCAGGUGGCGCUGUGGGUUAAACCACAGAGCCUAGGACUUGCCGAUCAGAAGGUCGGCGGUUCGAAUCCCCGUGACGGGGUGAGCUCCUGUUGCUCGGUCCCUGCUCCUGCCAACCUAGCAGUUCGAAAGCACGUCAAACUGCAAGUAGAUAAAUAGAUACCGCUCUGGCGGGAAGGUAAACGGCAUUUCCGUGCGCUGCUCUGGUUCACCAAAAGCGGCUUAGUCAUGCUGGCCACAUGACCCGGAAGCUGUAUGCCGGCUCCCUCGGCCAGCAAAGCAAGAUGAGCACCGCAACCCCAGAGUCGGUCAUGACUGGACCUAAUGGUUAGGGGUCCCUUUACCUUUACUUUAUAUUCACAUGUCAUGAAGGGGGCUCUUGAGACUGCUAAAGGCAGAAGAGGGCUGUGAAGCUCUUGGCAGACAUCUCAGUUUGGUAGUCCACAAGUUUGGAAGAACAAACUGCUGCUACAUGUUUGUAUGCUUUACACAACCUCUUUGCUGUCCCCACAUGGUGCAUGGCCUGUCCUUCAGUCAUGCACUUUCCAGCAUAUUCUGAGACCCACAGGAGAAGCUCAACUUUGUGCUCUGCUUAGUUGAAAAACAGAUUAGACAUGAGUUGGGCUUUUCCUGUCACGGCACAUACUGUAUUCUGUGGAUCUCUCUUCCUAGAGUGGCCCAUCUGAACCCUUCAUUAAAGGUCAAAGUGGCAUUUAGACUAGAAAACAGUUUUACAGAGGAUCUGGAGAUCAAUAACAGAACAUCUGCUUCAUCCACAGCUCUGCUGGUUCACUCUGGCCAGGUAGAAUCAUAGAAUUGUAGAGUUGGAAGGUUUGGAGGUGGGUUUUCCAGGAUUCUCCCCACCCUCUCCUGCUUUUUAACUUUUUUUUCUUCCCAUGGGCAUUGAGGGCGGGUGGUCCCCCCCCUUUCCUGGAGGGUAUCAGGGAUGCUAAGUUUUGGACCCUGCAAAUCCAAGAUCACAGCCAACACAUCCCAUUGUUCCACUCACACAGGACCACAGACAGAGCAGUGGUGGUGCAGCUUCCCACUGUCCAUGGCAACAAGGAGAUCUCCACCUGUGGAUCUUACUUUCCACCUGCUGAGAGGGAAAUCCACAGCAUCCAAUGGCCCCUUUACUGCCCUCCUCAAGAGUUUAGGAUCACUCCCUUAAAAUUAUUCUGAUUUUAUUAUGUUGUUUUAAAAUUAUGUUUUAUGGUAGGCCACCCUUGUUAAAAUUUUGGGAGGUGGAAAUGUGUAGUGUUUGUUGGUUGGUUGGUUUGUUACUGUGUGUAUCUUUUUAAAAAACCAUUAGCCCCCUUGAUUGCCCUGGUAGAACAGUGAGAAGACAAAUGCUUUUAAGAAAACCGUAAAAGAAAAUAAAUACAGUUUAAAAUAAAGACAUGCAAGAGCACUGAUAAAAGGGAAUAUGGAACAUGCCACAAAGCAAAGGAAAUUGCUUUUCACAUCUUCAUGUUCCAUGGCAACGAGUGCCACCCCAGAGUUGCCAGGUUGAAGCCCACCUUUCCAUUUGCCGCUGCCUCUGGCGAUGGGGCAGUGAUGGUUUAUCCUGCCUGCUUCUGCCUUCCUCCACCUGCUGUGCAGCACACCUGAAAUCUUGUUCAUUACAGCAGGCGAGGGGAGGCAGGGGACAUGCACAACAGGGCGGUGGGAGGAACGGAUAAGAGAAAAUGCAGCUGCCUUGCUUCCUGCUGCUUCAGGAAAUUUAAGACUGCAAUUCUAUGCACACUUACCUGAGUCUAAGUGUCGUUGAGCUCAGUGGGUCUUCCUUCCUGAUAAACAGGCUGCACUGCGUCAGAGCAGAUCUCCAGGUUGUGUCCUGACAACCCUAGUUCCACAGGCCCUGGCGGACACUGGUACCCAAACAUCACUUCUCUGGACCUGUAUAAACUUGUCCCAUGGGCCCCCCUUCUCUCCCUCACAAAAGGCUUUGUCUGUUUUGAAAAACUGGAAGAUCAUUUGGUGUUCUUUCAGGUUUGUAGGUUCCUUUUCCCCAAGGGUGAGAAGUUCCCUUUAGCCACUGCUUGAUGUCUGGGGGAUCUAGUGUUAGUUUGUCCAUAUGCUUUCUGGAGAUGAGAAGCCUUACUCCCAUAUGUUUUGGGCCUGUCAAUCCGCUCCACCGUACUGGCUGCCAGUGUCCAUGGAAUCUCCAUGUCCCUGAUUAAUAUGAUGUUUGUCCUUCCUGCCUUCUUAUCAGUCAGCUGCCACACCAUCUUGGCUCAUCCUGCCUGUGAAAAGGAAAUACAAUUCCCACCCUCCACGGUUCAGGAUGUUGCUUGUUCUGUUCUAACUCUUCUACUGAUUGGUUCUAAAUUGUCGUCGUCGUCAUCAUCAUCAUCAUAUUCAGAUCCCGUCCAUCUAGCUGGGUUUCCCCAGCCACUUUGGGUGGCUUCCAGCAAAAUAUAAAAAGAAUAAUAAAGCAUCAAACAUUAAAAACAUCCCAGUACAGGGCAGCCUUCAGAUGUCUUCUGGAAGUUGUGUAGUUCUUUAUCUCCUUGACAUCUGAUGGGAGGGCGUUCCACAGGGAGGGUGCCACUGCCGAGAAGGCCCUCUGCCUGGUUCCGUGUAACGUCACUUCUCACAACGAGGGAACUGCCAGAAAACCUUCAGAGGUGGAUCUCAUGAGAUCAUAGGAGAAGUGGGCGCCCUUUAUAGAUAUUGGUGAAUAGUUUGCAUAAACCACCUCCAAGUGUGAUCCUCAGUUAAGCUAAUCUCCCCCCCCACUCCGCCCCUCAGACUAGGCCUCCCUGGACCUUUGGACCCAGUAAAGUAUUUUUUUCACUCACCAUGCAAAUAAUUGGGCUUUCAGUAACACUGGAAAAUGAAAGUGAGCUCAAAUUGGAGGCACCAUCAAAAGGAGUAUUUAAGGGGGUGCCAUUUUAUCCACAGACUUUCCUCAAACUAAGCAAUGGCAGAUGGAUCAUAGUUGGACUGCCCAGUGGCUAUCUCUGAAGCAUCUAGACUGAGCCCAGUCCCAUGAUUUGCAGAACGUCUGUUGCUGAGCUCAGUUUGUUUCCAUCCCAACACCUAUUGAUGCAGUCACACCCCCCCUUUAAUAUAGACACUUUGCACAAUUCCUGGGUAAUUAAGGAAGGGCCUCCCCACCAUCUUGGGGAAGAAAAUAUGCCUCUUUCUCAAUAUUUCCAUAAUCACAGGGACUUUCAACACCAGCACGAGAGAGCAAGGAUGGAUACGGAGAAAGAAAAUCCCCUAGUAUUUGAACAUCACAGAAAGGAUAUCAACAUCAAGACAACAGCUAUAUAGCUGAGGGGAGGGGUAAUGGGGGGUUUUUUUCAGGGGGAGGAAUCAAGGAUUCUUAGAGCUUUCAAGGCUUAUCUAAGCACUGUACAGGCAUAGAACUGAAAGGGGGAAAAUUAAUUUCGAGGUUAGUCACAAGCUAUGUCAACUGUCCCAUCUCACACACAGUGCAGCUGACCCCUCCCCACUUGCCCCCAUUAUAACUGGCCCACUUUCCACCCAGCCAUGAGGCCAUGUUUGGGUAGGCACGGCUGCCACAGACAUUGCACAUCGGCAGGGUUAAAUCAACCUAUUAGGCAGAAGCUCCCAGCAAAAUGACAUUUCCUCUCGCCCGGCAGAGCCAGGAACUACCGUCCUCAGCUGUGAGAAAAACUAAUAUAAAGCUGCCCUUGUGUGAAGGGCCCGAUGGUAUCAGGGAAGGCGCAAUAAAUCUCAGCAAGGAACACAUUCACUGAGACGGGCACAGCCACACACAUACGGCUACUCCACACUCUCAGAGACUCAUACACAGAUAUCUCCUUAGGAGACCCCGGGUCUUUCUCUGUCGCACACGACACAUCACCCUACACAACAACCACAUCCAGCUGCCAUGGGCAGGAGCAUUGUUGGCCCCAGAACAGGCGCAUGUAGCUGUUCCUCACACACACUGCUACCCUGCUGCCUGCCGUAUUGAUAACCCUCACCUACAAAACUAAUAUAUCCUUCACCAUGUGUUUGCCAGCCUUUUUUGUGGACAGAAUCCCUGCGUCUAUGACAGUCACAAUUCAACAAGUACAGCACAAACAUGCAGUGAUAAGGAAAGGCUCACCUGUUGAUUUCUUGAAAGCCAUGCAGGUGCUUGUGACGUGCAACUUGUUGACACAAAAGAUGGCAACCCUCACUUAACCCUCAUGCCUGAAGCGUAUGGCUGCCCCUUAGAGCAGACAGGCCCCAAGUAUUCAUCAGAGAAGGAGACAAUUUUAGUCUCACAUUUCAAUCCAGAAACAAAAUGCAUUCAUAUACAGGUGUCUCACCAGCACGGGCACAAUACAACACUGGCCAUUACCCCCCCCCCCCCAAAGACACAUAUAUACAGAAACAGAGCUAUUUCUCUCAACACAUAUGUACAUGCACUUGGGCAUCACUACCAUGGACAAUAAGAAGCUGUACCCUAUAGAUAUAAACUUAUCAGUGCUCCCUCUUACAUAUCCCUUGCAGACUGACCUCUUCUGGCAUACUACUUUGUCCCAUCUUAAUUUAAAUAAUUAAAUAAUUUAAAGUGCACAUGAAUGUAGAAUUCCUCAGUAAGGAGAAGUGAACCCUAGAACCAAAGAGUACUGAAAUAGGAAGCAGACUCUAAAAGACCUCAUAUUUUGUCAGUGCACCCGCUUACUCCAAAGAAGUUGAGACGGUUGCAAACACUUAGGUUAUUGGCGAAAUGACAUUUCCCCCUCCUUGGGCUCCCGGGGAUUUGGCUGCAAUGGUGGUGUGUACAGUGGCCCUGUCUAAUUCAAGAUCCUGGACUUAGUCUUCUUAGCGCCCCCUCCUCUUUAGAAGGCCAUGCCUUACUUCAGUUGUGAAGCACACAAUAUUUUUCCUCCUUGGCACCAUUUUGUGCUUUGAAACAGCUUCUACAUUUCUGAUACGUUAGAGAAAAAAAAAAAAUUCCAAAUGAAAAGACCAGUUUGCCAACCCUAUUAUAAGAAGGAAUUCUUACAGCAUGUGCAGUUGCACAUUUUUAAAAACACCAACACUAAAAUCAUAGCACUACAGAAUAACAUGGUGCUUUUUUUCUGCUGCCUUGAUGCUAAACACAUUUGCUUAGGAAUAAGUGCACCAUUUCAUUGCAAAAAGGGGUAACAUAAAUUUUAAGUAAAUAAAUAAUUAGAUGAUCAUCUGUAAUCAUGACUGCCCCCUGACAGUACAAUGUUUUUAAAAACAAAAAGAGAAUGUUGUGACCAGCGUCAGCCCGGUGGGCCCCUGUAUGUCUAUCUCAGCCUAGGUGCUGAUGCUGGGCUUGUUUACUUCUGCCUCCAUCAGCUGCUCUUUGGGUGGUUGUGUUGUGUGGCUCUGGACUUCAGUUGCAACGUCCAGCCCUAGCUAAACAACCAGGUGUGCAGUGGCAACGGCUCAGUGAUUGGUAGACACACUCCAGAUAGGGGCUACCCAUUGGGCCAGUGACUGCGGCUGAGGGCCAUUUGUUAUAAUUUAAGAAUAUGCAAGGUGGAUACAUGUGGUGGACACAAUCAUGUUUUAAGUGACCAUUUGUGACAGGGAGCCACAUGAAUGCAGCUCCACGCAAGUGAAAUAAGUGUGUGCAGCCAUUUUAAAACCAGCAAUUUUAAACAUGACAUUCCUUAUACACACAAUGUACAAUCAUAAUCCAUGAGGGUUUGGAAGUUGGGGGGGGGGGUUGGAGGGAAUAUGUCCAAAUCUUAGUCACUCUAUAAUAUAUAAUAUAAUAGACAGUUGCCAUCUCCUUGCAAGUGCUGCCACCUGCUGACUAACUGGAAACUUGGUGCUAUGAGCACAGGCUGGUUUUGCUGAACUUUGAAGUAAGUCCAGCCUUGGCUGAAAAUUUUGCUAAUAAGGGUAUUCAGAUCAGCAGUUUAAGGCUUCUUUGUUUUUCAUGAUCAUGCAAAGAAGUGCCACAGCCUACUCUGAAUUCUCUCUUCCACCAUUAUUUGCACCCCACUUCCUCUCUUUUUCACAUGAACAUUUGUGCUUUUAUGUCAGAAAUCCUUUUGUUGUUUCGGGGGCAUCAUCUCUCUCCUCACUUGGCCCAAACUAAGGGUGAUUACCACCUCCAAUAUUUAUAUGUAUAUAUUCUUCAGAAGGCAGCUAUUGGUGAGAGAUUUUGGAACAUAGCCAUGGGCAUGAGAGGAAAGAAGUCCAACUAUUUUUCCUGUGCUUGCAGCCACGGUCCAACACCAACACAGCUGGAGUUUGUAAUAGCUGUGGAAAGGGAAACAGACAGGCUCAAACGUUUAAGAGAUUCAUGGCACAUUUAAAGUACUUAUCUAUGCUAGGGUAACAGCUUUAAGCUUAGAUGCAGAUUUAGAAAUCAUUACUGGAAUUUAAAGAAAUACAAUGCAUCUUGCCAUGGUGGGGAAGGCCAUGUGUGUCUGCUCAGUCUGCCACUCACAUGCUCACUGUUGACGGACAAUUUCAGCGCCCCUGCUCGCUUCCUAGGGUUAUUCAGCUUUAAACUAGGGACGGAGUGGAAAACCCUUCCAACAGAGAGUGCCUUCAGAGAGAAGACUUUAAAGUAGGACAAAUGGCCACCCUCAUGAUCCAUACAGGAAUCCCAACAACCUGAAGUCACUGCAUCUUCCUCACGUGGUACUUCUCUGCUAACAAUCCAUGGCCUAACCACACUGAUGUACAAAUGCAUGUGUAGGAACCAAUAUUCAAGGUUAACAACUCCACCCCCACCCCCGGCCCCCCACCCCAAAAAAAUGACCUGGGAACUCACGGGACCCUACCCAAGUAAAUGCCUUAUGUGUGCUUAAUCUAUAGCUACAUGUGAUAGAUUGUUUUAAAGAAUGCUGGACUCAGUGAAUCAAUGUUAUUCUGCCCAUUUGGGCUUCAGCAGAGUUACUGUCAACUUCAGGUUGGAACAGAGAGCAGGCCCAACCAGAGCCAGAGUGCAGUAAUUACUCUGGAUUGAGAUCGGAAUCUGGUAUUUGACCCUGAGAUAAUCUUAUCUCUUCAAACUGUUCUUGGUAGCAUAGAACAUCUUGCUAUAUCGGAGUAUGACUUAUCAGCUGUAUUUUAAGGCCUGGGAGAUGUAUGGUAUAUCAAAAGAAAUGAGCAAAUGUAUGUUUAAGUAAACUUUCUAGUUUAAUAUAGAAAGCAGAAAUAAAAAGUCAUAGGAUUAAAGAAGUGUGAAAAUUAAAAAUAACUACAUGCAAGCUGGCUGCCUCCUCCUCCUCCGUUUAGUAGUUUACUCAUGUGCCACUUUUCCAUGGUGAACCAUGUUCAAAGCAGCUUGCAGUAGCAUCAGAAAAGUUUGCAUAAUAAAAUACAGCCAACAUUUCAGGAUCAUUCACUAACCUCAAAGCAUUAUAGUUAAUAGUCAUGUAAAUAUUAAAAGGCCAAACGUCUCCCAUUAAUAUGCACUAAGAUUAAACAACCCACUAAUAAUUCAUACUGUGGCCUAACAAUAGAAAGACAAAAAUACAAUCCAAACAGCAAAAAGAGUGCAUUUAAUCCUAAACUAAAUGUUGCCCCCCAGCAACAGCCCCCUAACAAUACAUUCCGGUGGAAGUUUGCUUAGAAAUAUAUUCCAUUGUGUUAUGUAGUACUUUCCUAACCAAAUAAAUGUGCAUCGGGUUGCAACCUACGUCAGUCAAUGCAGGCCUGGCUCUCCCAGGCCAGAUGGAAAUAAGCCAGAAUGAGAAGCAAGAUCCUAAUGAACAUUGGCAAGCGGUGACAAGGCUUGACAAGGCAGUAAGCUUCCAUUGCAUUGGUACAAGAGGUUACAUUUUCAAAGGCCAGAAAUCCAAGUCCAAAGCAGCUGCUUCCCACUUGUAGUUCCAAGUCACAUCAUGGAUGCAAAUUGACAAGAGUCUCUUCCAGCAAAGAUCCAUCAUAGACACAGCCAAGGUCCACAUAGAGAUCCAUCUUUUUUCCUUUCUUUAAUACAAGAACCUCCUAUGUUUUUUUCUAAAGAUCUCAAAAUCUAGUAUGAGGGAUUGCAUUCGUAACCAAUCACAGCCUUCAUUCACUGUAAAUCAGCUAUUCAGAUUACCAGGAUGUAAAACAAAAGCCGGUUUCUGAAAUAUCACAUUCAACAAUGUUAGAAUCCAAGUAAGAAAUCUUGCACUAUCACAUCAAAAAUAGUUCCCUAUAUCCUGUAGCUGGGAUAAUGUUGGGAUAAACUUUAUAGUUUUGCCAUUAAGGUAAAUGAGCAGAUCUUGUAUAUAGACAGUCUGUAGUCAUUCACAUAUGGCACAAGAAAAAGGAAAUUCCUCACAAAAAAGGGCUAUAUCCAUAUUAAUUAAAUUUAAAGCCACAUUGAGUGUUGAUGAGCUUUCUUUUCUCAGCUAUUGAACUGGGUUUCUUAAACUGGUCUGUUCUGUUGUGCUUAGCAUAAAAACAUAAAGUUGAAGCAUCAUUAAAGAGGUACAAACCUCCCUAAGAUUGGUUUGAGUAGACAUCUUGUACUGCCCUACUUCCUCAUCACUUUCCCAUCCCUCCUCUGUCCUUGUUAUUUUUUUACAAUGGAUUUCUGUCAUUGUACCUGUUUACAUUAAAUAACCUAGAUAUGACUUGAUAAUUUUAAAAAAUAUUAUUUAACAAAAGGUAAGCAUAGCUACUUCCUGAUUCUGGAGCCCAGCUAGUGUCACAUUGUUGUCUCAAGGCCUCCACCCCUUUCCUGCACAACCACAUCAAAUUUAUAGGUGUGGUUAUGAAUGUUCUGGUACAAAUGCACAAACUCCAUGGUUUAUAAUUAAAAAAAUGAAAAGACCAAGCUUGCAGUUCCAGGACAAGAAAGUAAGUAAAAACUGUAAACACAUAAAGAUUAGUACUUGGAAAGCUAAGGGUAAUAAAAUGAAAAUGGAACUAAAUGAGGCAGGAUGCACCAUGACAAUUGUGCCAGUUGGCAGAAUGGGCAAUCAUCAUGAAUUGGCUAACAUUAGCGUAAGCUCUGUUGUAUCUUAUUUAUGUUAUUCUUAUUUCAGACAAUUCCAAUAAUUAAGGGGACAGCGAUAUUUAAAGAGUGGCAAAGAGCAAUUUCAAGAUAUAUCUGGCAGGGUAAGAAGCCAAGAAUUAUGUAUAAGUUAUUAACGGAUGCGAAAGAAAGAGGCGGCUUCGCCCUGCCAGACUUGAAAUUAUAUUAUGAAGCUUCAUGUCUCUGCUGGUUGAAAGAAUGGAUAACGUUAAAAAUACUGAGUUAUUGGACUUAGAAGGUUUUGAUAACAGAUUUGGCUGGCACGCAUAUCUAUGGUGUGAGAAAAGAAAGAUUCAUAAAGGUUUCGAAAACCACAUCUUUAGAAGAUCUCUCAUAGAAAUAUAGGAGAGAUAUAGAAGUUUAUUAGAAUCAAGAACUCCCCACUGGCUAUCUCCAUUAGAAGUUAUGAGUCUUAAGAAAGUCAAUAUGAGGGGGAACUGGAUUACAUAUAAAGAAUUGAUUAUAAAGGAAGGAGGAAAAUGGAAAAUGAAAUCCUAUGAAGAAGUGAGAGAGUAUGUGUAUGAUUGGUUGCAUUAUUAUCAGGUUAACGAAAUGUUUAAAAAGGACUUAAAAGAAAGAGGUUAUGAGGUAAAAGAAUCGAAAUUUCAAAUAGAAAUAAUAAACAAUGAAAAUAAAAUUUUGUCCAAGAUGUAUAAAAUCUUGCUAGAAUGGUAUACAAAAGAUGAGGAAGUUAAAUCGGUUCUGAUACACUGGGCCAGAGAUUUGGGUUAUAAUAUACAGUUUAAUGAUUGGAUAAAACUGUGGAAUGAAAAUAUAAAAUUUACGGCAUGUACUGCGUUAAAGGAAAAUGUUAUGAAAAUGAUUUAUAGAUGGUACAUCACACCUGUGAAACUGGCAAAAAUGUAUAAAACAUGUAAUAAGUGUUGGAAAUGUAAAGAAAAAGAAGGAACAUUUUAUCAUAUGUGGUGGGAUUGUAAGAAGGUGAAGGGCUUCUGGGAAAUGAUAUAUAAUGAGAUGAAAAGAUGUUGAAAUAUACGUUUGUUAAGAAACCAGAGGCUUUUCUUCUAGGAAUAGUAGGAAAUGAAAUAAAUAGAAUGGACUGUAAACUUUUCCAAUAUGCAGUAACAGCAGCGAGAAUAUUAUUGGCCCCAAAAUGGAAACAGGAACAACUGCCGACGCUCGAAGAAUGGAGAAUGAAACUGAUGGAGUAUGCUGAACUGGACAAACUAACAUGAAAGAUCAGAUAUAUACGAGAUCAAAAGUUCAUUGAAGUCUGGGGGAAAUUUUCAGACUAUCUGAAAUGCGUAUGUGAUGAGCAAAUAACGCUAGUGGGAUUUCAAGAAGUUCUGUAAAUGAUAGAGGACUAUUGUAUUGAUGAAAACUAAGUGUGUGAAGGUUUAUAAAAUGCAAUAUAAAAUUAGGAAAUGCGUAUUUAAAAAUUUGAAUAAUGGAUGAUUGUCAGAGAGGUUGAAGGAAGUCUAAAAGAGAAAAUAUGUGAUAAAUUUAGAUUGGAUACUAUAAAUGUAUGUUGGAAAAUUUAAUAAAUAAAAAAAAAAAAAACCAUUAGCGUAAGCUCACAGAGAUAGAUAGAUAGAUAGAUAGAUAGAUAGAUAGAUAGAUAGAUAGAUAUAGAAGGAUGGGAGGGAGGGAGACCACUGCUGAGCCUUGAUAGGGUCUGACUCAAGGAAAAUAUUAAUUAGGUGGCCCAAAUCUUGGGUCCAGUUCACACAUUAUGGAGAGGCAAACCCAAGUGCAUGCUCAACAGGAAGCUGUAUCCAAUUGUGGGCCCUUGGCAAGUAUCCUUGCAUGCUACAUGUAACCUUCACGUUGUACAUUAUUUUGUGCACACUAAGAACAGGUGUGCCUCUAAGAAUGUAGUGUGUGGGUGGGUCUCCUUCUUUUAAAGGUGCUCAGAAUACACCUGUGCUCCCCAUUUGAUAAGGUUUCUAUUCCCUAUUUAGAAUUCUGUGAACCCAAGUUGGGAUUGUGACCUUUUGCUCCUGAUAUGACUACAUGGCUUUAGCAGCUACGUGACAAGCUCAACAGAUAAAACUGUUAAAGGCACAAGACCUCUUCCCGAAAUAAAGUUGGCAACCCUAGCUGAAGGGCCUGAAUAGUUGGCAGCCUAUUAAGCAUAGAGCAGUUUUCCAAAGCAGCCCUGGGCCUAUUUGACUGCAAACACCAUACACUCCUUGUUAGGGGAUGAACAAAUCCCAAAGCUUCGUUUGCACCCUGGCACCCUCCAGCCUUCAGGAUGCGGGGUUUUUAAAUGCUGCCUCCCACAGCCUUGAAGGGGAAAGGAAGGUCAGAAACAGAAAAAGGCUUGUACCUCCGCAAUGCUUAAUUACUGAGGGAGAUCAGCUCCAAUUGUUGGCUGUAAUCAAUAUUUAUUAAUUACCACAAUUAAUUGUGAUGCAGAAUUAGGGCGGUAAUGAGUGGAGUGUGUAAUCAGGAAGGGCUCGUUAGGCAACCUGCAAGCUAGACAGGGGGCAAGCUGGCAGGCAGCCACUCGAGAGCCUCUGGGAGUGACAGGAACAACUGAAACAGAUAGGAAGGGCUUUGAGGGGGAGGAAUAGGGCAGCAGCAGCAGGCAGGUGCAUAAAGAGACUGUGACAAGUGAUGUUGUGGGUGCCGGUGUUCUGUGCCCUGUGGCAGGCCCAACAUGCCUUCUUCAUUAGUUUUGUCACCUCCUUAGCAAAUGUGGAUCAGGCCAGUGUCCCAUCUAGCCCAGUAUUCUGUUCUCACAGAGGCCAACCAGAUCUCUAUGGGGAGAAUAGGAUCAGGACUUGAGGGCAAUGGCAUUCGCGCUCCACUUUUGCUCACCCGCAACUGGUACCCAGAGGCAUACUGAGUGGAAUUCAACUAACUAGUCCCACUAGAGCAGGGGUCAGCAACCUUUUUCAGCCAUGGGCCGGCCCACUGUCCCUCAGACCUUGUGGAGGGCCGGACUAUAAUUUUUUUUGGGGGGGGGUGAACGAAUUCCUAUGCCCUACAAAUAACCCAAGAUGCAUUUUAAAUAAAAGGACACAUUCUACUCAUGUAAAAACUGGUUCCCGGACCAUCCGUGGGCUGGAUUUAGAAGGCGGUUGGGCUGCACCUUAGGUUGCCUACCCCUGCACUAGAGGAAGCCAGGGCAAGGAUUUCCAUUAGCAUAGUGGGGCUUCCCCUCCCCCUGCACAUACAAACACACACACAAUUGGUUUGGGGGGUGAUCAGGAGAACCCCCAAAACUGCACAUCGGGGGUGGGGAGGUGGGAGGGUGUUGUUCCAUCUGACAAGCUGAAAAGCUUACAUUGAAAGAACAAUUGCCAUAGUGCUAUGCUAAAUUCCUCCUGCUGUUUCCAACAGUGGAGAUAGAACAUAACCAUUGUGGCUAGUAGCUUUAUCCUCUUAAAAUGGGUAACCAAUACCAUUUCUUGUGUGAGUGUAUUCCUAAAUGUAACUGUAAGUGCUGUGUGAAUAAGUAUUUAUUUAUUUUUUAAUGUUUGUCCUGAAUCUUCCAUCAUUUAGCUUCAUCUGAGGGCCUCAAGUUCUUGGAGAUGACCUUGCAAGGCGAGCCAUUGGCAUUCCACUGGAACAGAUUAAUAUUCAUGUGGGAAGCGUUUAAUAAGCCCUAGGAAAGUCUUUGCCAUUGUCAGAUUGCUGGUGGACAUUGUCUCCCUCCUCAUUUGUGUGGCAAGUGGGUCUUCUGAGCCACAGGCCCUUCCUUACCCAGUGGAGUAGGAAUUGUCUCAGUGGUGGAGGAGGGGAUGCUAUAUUUGUGGAUGGAGUCAGUAUGGCCAAGUUUGAGAGAAACUGGCAGUGUAUUUUACCCCACACCAGAAUCUGGCAGUGAACUGAGCUGAUGUGAACCCUCUUCACAAUUAAUCAUGAGAAGGUGAUGCACCCUGCCCCCACCCUGGCCCACCCUUGACGCCUAAGGAUUCAGCAUAGAUGCCUGAAAAGGAGAAGUAUAUGUAUCUUCUUGGGAGCACUACAGCUUUGUAGAAGUAAAGCUUAGUGCACAGAGGCAAGGGGCUGGGGUGGGAGGAAGGGAAGAGAAGGAAAGGGAGGAUGGGAAAACUUCACAGAAUGGCAUCAGAAUGGGUUCAAACUGUGCUGGGUUAAUGUGGUAGGGCGGCAGAGAAGGAAAGAGGCAUGGAGCCAUGACAAGACAGCCUCAGGCCUGUACUUUGCCAUUGCCUGUCAGGCGUGGCCAUAGAGAACUUUGAUACAGCAUAAAGUUUGAUUCCUGUUUUUCUCAGCUGGAUUUGAAAAGAGGGGUUGGGGACUUGCCGUCUGAAUUAUUCUGUUCAUGAUACCUUUACUGCCUGUUCUGUGAAGCCAAGUGAAAUGUUCUAAGUCUGAGCAAAAAAGGCCUCCCAAAAUUCUCCUCCAUAUUUGCUGGAAGCAAAGUUGGAGGGAAGGCAUUUGCUGAAUAUUCUCCCAGAGCAGAGUGGAUUGGGAAGGCAGAAUUCCCCAGCAGCUGAGGAAGCACCCCCCCAAAAAAGCAGUGGGUAAACCUGGGAAGCCAGUAUUCAAGUCCUCUCUUAGCCGGAAAACUCACUGAGUGACCUUGAGCCAGCCAUAGUCUCUCAGCCUAACUUACCUCACAGGGUUGUUCUGAGGAUAAAGUGUGUGCCAUUUUGAACUCCUUGGGUGAAAUAAUGGAGAGAAGGACUGGAAAAAGCAAGAGCCAAGCCCACAGCUUCUUACACUGAUAUGAAAACAUGGUGCCAUCAUCUUCAGUUCUCCACCUAUUCAUGGGUGAAUUAAGGUAGGGAUGAGGGACAUUUCAUUGAUUAUUCCCUCGGGGGAGUAUUCUCCAGCAAUCAAUCAAUCUCCUUUAUUGGCAUAAAAAAGUAUCAUAUACAUGGAUCAGAACACAAACACAGUUAACGAAACGUAGUGCGUGGGGGGGGAUGACAACCUGUGGACCUCCUGAUGUUGUUGGGCUACAGCUCCCUCAUUCCUGACCAAUGGCUAUGCUGGAUGGGACUAGACAGCAUCUUAAAGAGCAGAGCCAUCACCUUGCCAACAAAGGUCCGUAUAGUUAAAGCUAUGGUUUUCCCAGUAAUGAUGUAUGGAAGUGAGAGCUGGACCAUAAAGAAGGCCGAUUGCCGGAGAUUUGAUGCUUUUGAAUUAUGGUGCUGGAGGAGACUCUUGAGAGUCCCAUGGACUGCAAGAAGAUCAAGCCUAUCCAUUCUUAAGGAAAUCAGCCCUGAGUGCUCACUGGAAGGACAGAUCAUGAAGCUGAGGCUCCAAUACUUUGGCCACCUCAUGAGAAGAGAAGACUCCCUUGAAAAGACCCUGAUGUUGGGAAAGAUGGAGGGCACAAGGAGAAGGGGACGACAGAGGAUGAGAUGGUUGGACAGUGUUCUUGAAGCUACUAGCAUGAAUUCGACCAAACUGCAGGAGGCAGUGGAAGAUAGGAGUGCCUGGCGUGCUCUGGUCCAUUGGGUCACGAAGAGUCGGACACGACUAAACGACUAAACAACAACAAAUGGGAGUGGGAGUCCAAUAAUAUCUGGAAGGCACCACCUUGGCUACCAAUCACUGUAAGAGUGGUGGUGGUACAAGCCACACCACACACUCCUGGGCUACUCAGCUGAAUGGACAGUAGUAGUUUCAGGCUCUUGACAUUCAUAAGGGGCCUCUGAAAACUCAGUACUCUGCUGUGCUUGAUGCUGGGGAGGACACCCUGUAAAACUCUUGUCACUGCAUCACACUAGCAAAUGAGGCUUCUGUGCUGCCAAAGUAUCUGCAGGGAAAUGACAGUGGUUCCCUUUGAACACUGUAGACAAGCUCCCCCUCCCACAUAGUGGAGGCCGUAUUGAUUAAAUGGUCCUAUUGGCAAAUGGUGCAGGUGCAUAAGAUUGAGGUGGAGGAAGCAUAGAAUCUGGAAUGUAAUGGGUUCUAAAUCAAAUCGCAGGGAGGGGAAGAUGUUAGUGGCAGACCUUGGAUUAAGUACUUAAUUCGUUCCGGAGGUCCGUUCUUAACCUGAAACUGUUCUUAACCUGAGGUACCACUUUAGCUAAUGGGGCCUUCUGCUGCUGCCGUGCCGCCAGAGCAUGAUUUCUGUUCUCAUCCUGAAGCAAAGUUCUUAACCUGAGGUACUAUUUCUGGGUUAGUGGAGUCUGUAACCUGAAGCGUAUAUAACCCGAGGUACCACUGUAUCAUAGUUGCAGCGCCUCCCAAGGCUUUGCACUCAGUGUGACCGAACUGGUUGCAGUCUCCUAACUCUGUCUCUGCAGAUGUAUUGGGGUUGGCUAAGGGGUCGAUCACACUUGGUAUAGGCCCAAGAGAUUUGAUUUUGAGAGGCAGACACAGAAUCCUUUGGAACUGGCAAGCAGGGGAUCUGGCACCCAAACCUAGCAAUUUAGACACAACCAGAGGGUAGCUCAGGCUAACAAUGCCUAGGGGAAAAGUGCUCUGUCUUGAGGAGGGGUCCUGACUAGCAGGUAAUUGUUGAGUGCGCUGGCCGAACACAAGGUUACUGUAGGCAAUUAAAAAAACAAAUAAUGUGGGGUGAUGCAUGCACACACACCCCGUCCCCAGGAGAUGCGACAGCACCUUCAGCCGUCUCUUACCUGAGAUAGAAAUGGGUGUUUGAAGUAUUAAGGGCAAAGGGAGGGGUGUUGCUGCUGGGAUCCACCCCUUCCUUCGCUCAUCACAGAGCAGCCAGUGGCAUCUGACACAAUUGGCUCACUGUGGUGGAGGGGACGGGGGGCUCCCUGCAGAAAGGAAAACAUUGCAGAUGAGGAUAUUGACUUCCCUCGGGUGGAGCCCCUGGGAAGAUCUAGGACACUCAGCCUCAGGGCUCCGCUCUGCCCAACGUCAUCCGUUGAGCCGGGGGUUUCUCAUCUGUGGUGAAGAUGCCCUUGUCCUGCUGCCCAGAUGGGUCCCCUCCUGUGCCCAACUUGGACGGCUCCCUGGCUCAGCUCACCUCCCGCUUCCUGCGUGCGACCAAGCUGCACGGGCUGCACUACAUGGGCUCACGCCAGCAGUCCUGGGCACAGCGUCUGUUCUGGAGCGGGGCUUUCUUGACAUCGCUGGGGUUGCUGUGCACAUGGUCAGCCAACCGGAUACAGUACCUGCAUGCUAAACCAGUGCACACCAGAGCCCACAUGAGCUGGUCCCCCUGGAUGCAGUUCCCAGCGGUCACCUUCUGCAACCAUAACCCAGCACGCUUCCUCCAGCUCACCAGGCCGGAUUUGUACUCAGUAGGACACUGGCUGGGGCUGACCUACAAGAACCACUCCCUGCUUCCCAGCGUCUUGGAGGAGUUGCCAGAAGAGCAGCGCCCCUGGCUUAGCCGCCUGGCCAACUACACCCGGUUCCUGCCAUCACGCCUCUCUCCACAUACAAUGGAGAGUUUCUUCCAUCGCAUGGGACAUCAGAUUGAGGACAUGCUGCUGGAUUGCCACUUCCAGGGCAAACCUUGCGGAGCUCAAGACUUCACCCCUGUGAGUGGCUUCCGUUCUGCACCAGGACCUGGGGAGGUGGGGUAAAGAGGCUGCAAGGAUGAAUAGUCAGGAAAACAGAUUACAUCCUUCUUAAAACACUUGGAAUCAAUUUUUGUGUGUAUAUGCAAUAGGGAACAGGGAAGAGUUAGAGGAUAUGUUUGCUUUUUCAAUGCAUGUUUGAAUAGCAGUGUAGCAGCUCUCAUCUGCAUUAGCAGCUUGAAUUGGUUGGUGGUAGUCAUUUGAUUUUAACAAAUCAAUCCAGAAUUAAAAGGUUUCAACUUGUGUGCCCUAAGGGUGCAGAUGCAAGGGAGCAAACUGCACCCUAGAUGAAGAUAUAGCAGAGCCUCCGUCAGGGAAACUCGUGGUCCAUUCACUUUGACUCUGCAAAAGUCCCUGGGUUCAGUUCCUUCCUGUGUUGUGGGGAGACAACAUUCAUUCGCUUGCCAGAGACACUGUCUCAAUCUAGACUGUUGCUGCCUCUCUUUGAUCAUCAGGCAAUUGGCUUCAAGAUUUGUGUUGCUGAGCUGCAGAACAAACAUAGCACUUGCAACAGCCAGGAUCUGUUGCCAUGAGGGUAUUUGCUCCCCUUAUCCUCUUAGUCCCAUUUGACUUGGCAGCUGGUCCAAAGUGACUGUGACAGUCUGGGGCGCGAAUGCACACACACACAUAUACACACAGGCUUCUUUUGGGAUUGCCUGCACCUUGGAACAUGCUCCAGCAUCUUCUGCAAUGUGUAGGAGUUCCAUGGCAGCUGCUGAGAGGUUCUAUGGCAGAUGAAUCACUCUGGAAAAUAUCUCCUGCAGGGUGGAAGUCUGAAAAAUACUCAUCAAAGCCAUACUUUGUGAAUGGGUGCUAAUCACAGAUAGGGAAAGUGGAUAAGCUAGAGUCACCUGCAUGUGUCAAUUGUGUGAACAGAACAUUGUGCAAUUAUUGGAGAGCAGCACAAUGUUGCUGGUCCUGCCUCUGCCACCAGGCAUUCUGUUGGUCCUGCUCCAGGAUGGCUGUUCAUAGAUAUAAGCAUUGAAGAAGCCUACACAUGAGCAGUUGCUGGUGUGGAGGCUUCCAGGUGAUUGGCACUUCCAACCAGAAAGGUGUCCCAAUGAUGAUGAUGAUGAUGAUACCCCAUCCAAGAAGGCCUUCUGCAUCAAUAGCACAAUCUCUCACAUGGAGGUUUCUUCAGUACAGAUGUCCAUGCCAACAGAAAGACUUUCAGGGGCAAGCUCAGCAGUGUACUCAAUGCCAAGCAAGGGCCAGUAACACAGCCCUGCUCCCUGGUUAUUGUGUGAUGCCCUAAGGCGGCUUAGGCUGAUGGAAUUUCAUAAGAGAGAGGGCAGGGAGACCUCAUGGGGCAACCCAGAAGGAGGAAGAGAGAAUUACAAGGCUUGAGGCAGACAAGGUAAACGUUUGGUGGCAGUGGAUGGUUGUUUUUCUGCUGCAAGUGAUGAAUCCCACUGCAAUGGACUGAGGUACUAUGAAAUCUAAAGUUAGAUCUAAGUAUACUGGGGGGUUUUUUUGGGGGGGGAUGUUUGAGAAAGAAAUAUCGGCUAUUUUAGUUUUGUUUUCCUGCCGAUCAAUAUUGCCUCUCCCUAGUGUUUUUAACAGCAUUCCUCUUGUACCUAUUAUCGUCUCACUUUAAAAAACUACUUGUUUGCUUUGGCACAAACUGUUAAUUUCUGUGUGGCUUAAGGUGUUGACCUAAGACAGUCAAAUUAUUGUGUGUAUCUGGACACUGUAGAAAUAAACCAAUCCUAAAUAUUGCUGAUGGAUCCCAAAGGGUUCAGUACCACCAGAAUAGUGGUGGCCAAAGAAAGAGUUAGUUGCUGUAGAGUGAUUGGGGUCAGUAUCCUGACCCAACCUGGUAAACACAAAGCGGGAAGUGCUUGUUUCAGAAUGAUUUGAGGGAGCAGCUGGGCUUUUUGAGGGUCCUUGAUGUGGGAGGGGGCACCAUCACAGCUUGGGACCAACACGGGUGAUGUAUCAGACGCUGACUUUGAGGUUUAUUCCCCUUGGUUAUUUUCAGUCCCAACCUUGUCCUGAGAUGAAGUGGCCCUGCUGGUAUAUUCUUUGCCUCUAUAGCUGUAUCUCCCCACCACUGUCCUGCCCCCGCUUAGUCUCCAAGGGUCAAGUACCAUUUAUCCACUUAUUUCCUGAAAUACAAUGUAUGCCAUGAACUCACAAGAGCUGUGCUGGAUCAGAUCAAAUGCCUCUCUAGUCCAUCCUGCUGUUUGUCACAGUGGACAGCCAGGUGCCUUUGGGAAGACUGCAAGCAGGACAUGUCCUCUGACUCUCUGAAGAAUCUGACACCCUCUUUUUCAGUUGUGUGUGCCUCCCUCCUUCCAGCUAUAUGGUGUAUUGGGUUCAGGCAGGAUUUUUAUACCCAGCUCUCUCCUAUGCCUGAGAAACUUCUCCCCCAGUACCUUGUAGGGCUUACAACUUAGGCAGGCAGAGCUCAUAGAUCUUGUCAGGGGAAGAAGCCAUGGUAAAAUGGAGGCAGAGUAAAGGAUAAGCCAGAAGCUGGAAUAGCAGAGGGGUUGUUCCAAUUCUGGGUCAAAGGCCUUGGCAGAGUUGAGUGGGGAAGCUUCCUGCUCCUUCUGGCUACGCUGGCAUGCACAGUAUUUGUUAGGCUUCUAGGCAUGAUGGGCCCUUUCUCUAAUCUGCCCCUUUCUCCCCAGGUCUACACACGCUAUGGGAAGUGCUACACAUUCAAUGGCGACCGGAACAAACCACGAGUGACUCGCCAGAGUGGGAUGGGCAACGGGUUGGAGAUUAUGUUGGACAUCCAGCAGGAGGAGUACCUGCCCAUCUGGAGAGAGACCAGUAAGAGCUGGGAGAGUGCAAAGGACGUAGAAACAUAGGACACUGCCCUACAACAAAUUAGACAAUUGCGCCUUCUAGCGCAAGGGGUAUGUGUGCUCAGGCCUGGGGGCCAAUUGCAGCCCUCCAGGCCUUUGACUGUCCCUAGGAAUUCUUCCCAGGCCACAUCCCUCACAGCCAUGGUCCAUAACCACCUUCAUUUCUUUUGCCCGACUGUAAUGUGUCCUUGAACUGCAAUAAUGCCUUUCACUUGCCUGGAUGGAGCGAUGAAGGCAUAGAAACCUCUGACUUGUGUGGGACUGGACUUCCGUUACCCUGCCCACCACUGGCCUGCGACACCUGGAAAAGGUUUCCCACGAGGCAACAACCAUCAGGCUGAAAAAGGCUUCCCAUGCCUGAUACAGUUUAUUAUUGCCCAUUCUGAAUUCAGAAGCCCUCCAGGGUUUCAAAGGAGGGGUGUUCCCAGCCUUGCCUGGAGAUAUCCGGGAUUGAACCUAGUGCCUUCAGGAUGCAGAACAUGUGUUCUGCUACUGAGCUAAAAUGAUGGAGUCACUGUGCCAGCAGCUCUAAUCUCCUUCCUCCCCAGCUCCCCUUCUCUCUGCCUACCUCAGUCCUCACUCUCCUGAUAACAGAUUCCCUCUUAUAUGGCUCAUUGAUGGCACUAUCUACCCCCAGAAGCCAGUGGGAGUGAGCAGGAGGGGUUAGCUGCAGUUUUGUGAAAGUAACUAGAGGUUCACCAACAUUUUUUCAAGGGAAAGAGCACCUAAAAAAAACCAAGUUCUACACCCUAAUCAAAGAGUUAGGAAGCACAAUAAGAAAAUUAUUCAUUACAAAUAUACAAACAUAAAAAGCAUUCAUCAAACAACCAGAUGCCCUAAUUACUAUACUGUAUAUUACAAUUUUAAAAAAUGUCACCAAGAUCACCAGUUUAAGACACUGAUGUGCUGGCAUAUUCAAAUGGAUGCUCCUGGCAGCACAUUUGUGAUAUUUUUAAAAAUUAUAAUACAUAGCAGUAACCAGAGCUGUUUGUUUUAUUAAUGCUUUUAAUAAAAUCAAGAGUCCCCACUUGAUUAGGCGUCAAUCAGCUGCUCUGCUCACAAUGGUUGGAAAGGACAGGAAUGUAUGAAUGCAAAGGAUAGACAUGAAGAUCUCAUUAAAUUACAUGGCUAAAUUUAUUCAGCUAAGGUCUAGCAAAACCUUCCUUAACUAUGGCCUCAUUCCUUCCCCUUGCAGAUGAGACAUCAUUUGAAGCCGGAAUUCGAGUACAGAUCCACAGCCAAGAUGAGCCACCCUACAUCCACCAACUGGGGUUUGGAGUCUCUCCAGGUUUCCAGACCUUUGUGUCCUGCCAGGAGCAGAGGGUAAAGACCAUGAGACAAGGGGAGAUGAGUGCAGGGCUGGUGGGGUGCGAGGAGAAAAGGGCUCCAGCUUUUUGGGGAAAGUGAGACUAGAUAUUGUGUGGGGUCUGAUAACAGUAAGGGGGCAUAGAGAGAUAGGCCUCUGGCAGGGACAGGUAGAUGCAAAGUGUCAUAGUCACAUUGAGCAAAGAGGUAAGGAUUAAGCAUUGCUCCCAGUCAGUGAAUGUUUAUCCCUAGAACCUCCCUAUGAGCUGUUAGAGAGGAGGACUAAGCAGUGGCUUUAAUGACAUGCUAGUCAAACAUCCCAAAAGGAUCUGGACUUGAAUGUCACUGUAACAGGCAUUUGAUAGCCUAGGACACAGGACUCUUACCUGGUCUGGUUCAUUCGGGCUAGUUGGAAUGAGGAGAAUUGGACAACCUCAAUAUCUCUCCCACCAGACCCUAGCCUGUAGAUAGCAACCAGAUGUGAUGCUGUUACAGUGACCUGCACUUAGCAGGCUGGACCAUGGGUCAACCAGGAUUUUUAAAAAAUCAGUUGAUUGCUUGCAGAGAAGUUAAAUAUAAAUGAUAGGUCUGCUUGCUGACAUCUGGAAAAAAACCCCAGCAGCACAGCACAUCUUAAUGCUAUUCAGCAAACUCCACAACAUCUCAGCUAACUCUAAUGCAGUUUGAAUGAAGACACUGAAGUGUUUACAGAUCUUUUGCAGGGAUUGUUUUGUGCUUUCUAAUGAGGAGAAGCAAAUCUAUACACUUAAACUGGUUUAAUGGUUAUUCCAUCUUUCCAGGGAACCGUGACAUUUGUAAUUCAAUAGAGUAAUAAGAAUCUUAGGAAAGAAAAAUCUCAGCACCUAACCAAACUACAAUUCCUAGGUUUCUUUGGGGGAGCCAUGAAAGUUAAUAUGACAUAAAAGCAAUAUAAAUCUGUAGUGUAAAUACAAGGUGCUGAUUUUCUCAGUGCUCCGGGAAGAAAUGCCUAAAUCAGGAGGGGGCAGCCUUUUUGGCUCAUCAGGCCAGAUCUUUAUCUACCCCUUCCCAACCGGCAAUCUUUGUCAGGUGGGCAGGACCACCCACACAUCAAUCAUAUGAUGUCAUAAUGAUGUCAUAUGAUUGAUGUGUGGAUUGUCCUGCCCACCUGUCAAGGUUGGCCCACAGGGUUGGGGGAAGAUAGCGACCAGGCAGGAUUGAGCUCCCCAUGCCCCAGUCAAUGUGUGAUGAAUUUAGUCCUGCUUUCUGCAGGGUUUGGGUGCACCAUUGAGUUUCCCACCUUAAAUGAUUGUUUCUUCACAGGCAUUGGAAUCAGAGGGAAAAUCUGAAAUGGCAAAACACGGUUCCCAUAAUCAGAAUGAAUUGCAGAAGCUUAUUUCAGACCCAAAAAAAUGCAAGACAGCUGCCGUCCUUUUAGAAGUAUUCCUUUAUCAGACGUUACAUUAAUUGCAUUGAACUGUGUCAAUUUAGUGCCUCAUUUCCUUCCUCUACCAUGUUCAAAUUAAACUCUACCUAGCUUUGUUUUAAUUUUAGCUCAGCUUCAGCACAAGGCAGUGAGCAGUUUAAAAUUUUUCAUACAUAUCAAUGAAUUGGCAUAUGCAGAUGAGCAAUCCUUUUUUCAUCUAGCCGGGUGGCAACUCUGAUUAUUCAUCAAAGAAUUUCACAGCAUUACAAUGAAUGAAAGAAAAAAUCACCGUAAAAAAAGUGUUAAAUCAACAUUUGUCAUUUGAAGGCUCAUUUCUUUGCAUUCUGCCAGCAUCUGUCAGAAAGAAGUUGAUCACAUCACAUCAUGUAGGCUUUCUCAUUAGAUAUUGAUCUUGAAAUACCACCCCCCUCACACACCAAUCACCUGCCUUUGUAGGGCUUAUGCUUAGUAUUUAUAUAGCACAUUUCAAGUAUUCAAGGUACACGUUAUUGAUAAUGUAGUACAAGGUACUGAGUACUUUAUCUCACUAGCCUUACACAACAUUCCUGUAAGUUGGGCUGGUGUCUUAAUAGAGCACAUUGGAAGGGAAAAGAGUGCAGAGGCUGUGAGGACAAUGACUUCCUUAUGGGAGCUUGUUCUUGAUUUGAGAUUUGAACUGCAGACUUCCUUAGCCACUGCACUAGAUCUGUAUGAAGAACUGCCCUUUUCCAUGGCUCAAAUGAAAACUGUGUUAGAUUCAUUCUGCAGAUCUGUAGUGAGAGUACAAAGCGUGCACACUCCGAAAUGUCAAGCAAAUCUGUAAAAUCUGAUGCAACUGUAUUCCCAUUAAUACAGAGCUCGCUGGUGGUUUGAACUUCCAUGCUGAUGGGGGGCAAAAACCAAGCACCACUAGGGUUAUUUACAGCUGAGCUUGUGGGACAUUGGGAGCAGAUGGGGCCUGGAGAGCUGAGCUGGGAAAUGGGCUUCAGUGAGAGCAAAACUCCCUGCCCCAGAGCUGCAUUGAGAGAGGCAUUCUUGGUCCCCCAGCUGGCCAGGGCGCCACUUUCUCUUGGCUCUUAGCCUGCCCGCCUUCUCCUGCAGCUGACGUACCUGCCCCAGCCCUGGGGCAGCUGCCGGGCCAGCGUGAAGGGGGAACAGGUUCUGCCCGGCUACGAGAGCUACAGUAUUGCUGCUUGCAGGCUGCAGUGCGAGAAGGAGGCUGUGGUGCGGAACUGCCAGUGCCGCAUGGUGCACAUGCCAGGUAAGGUGACCCACCACCACCCCUCCCCUUAAGUCCCACGGACUCCAGGACUCUCUCCUUUUGCUCCCUCGUUGAUGUGCUGGAAUAUGAAUUCAUUUCUGCCAUGUGCUAUUUUGACACUGUUGUCAUUUUCCUGGACUGCUCUUGUUCCUUUAAUGGAGCAGCCAGACAUUUGGCAGCCAAGCAAGUGAAGCUUUCCCCAUAAUCCAUUUGUGUGCCAGGAAAUUUUUGUGUGUGUCAUACAGUUAUUAAAGAGACAGGAGCUGGGGGAGACAUAGAGGUAGCACUGCCACAUACCCACCCUGCUCUCAGCCUCUUUGCACUGCCAUAUUCUAUGCCUUCUUGGGUAUUAGGAUCCCUGACACACUCAAGUUACUUGUGGGAGAAGAGACUCUCUUGCAUAAGCCCCUGGUAAUUGUGACUCAACUUGCCCAUAGUGCAGAUCUUUGCCCUGAGAUCUCCCUACUGGAGCAGAAGUGUGGCCCUCCAUAGCGACUCCAUGCAGGCAUGUGAGCACCUUAGGAAAAGAUCAUUCAAAUUAUGUCUCCUCUGGCCCAGCCCCUGGAAUGUGUUGGGCUGGCUGUAGCUUUUCCUUGCCUUCCACACCAGCAGCUGUUCUGCCUCCUUCAGUCUCCGCCCCCCCCCCAACAGCCAUCUGCCACCUUCCAGGGCAUCUCAUCACAUGAAGUGGACUGAAGUCCACAAACCCCCAUCUAGAGAGCGAUCAAUCUGACAAUGAAGUCCUGGGAGGACUUGGGUAUGUAUGUUUAACGUGGAGAAGAGAUGAUUAAGAGGUGAUACAAUAGCCAUCUUCAGUUAUUUGAAGGGCUGUCACAUAGAUGAUGGAGCAAAUUUGUUCCCUGUUGCUCCAGAGGGCAGGACCCCAAUCAGAUUACAAGAAAGGGGAUUUCAACUAAAUGUUAGGAAAAACUUCCUGGCUGUACGCACUGUUUGAGAGUGAAACAGACUGCCUUGGAAGCUGUGAGGAGAAGGGCUUUCCUUCAUUAGAGGCUUUUAAACUGAGGUUGAAAGGUCACCUACCAGGGAUGUCGUAGCAGUGGAUUUCCUGUAUCCAAUGAAGAGUUGGACUAGGUGGCCACUGAGGUCCCAUCCAACUCUAGAACGUCUUAUCAAUACAGGAAAUUUACUACUACAGUGUCCCCGUUAAAUUUCAGUCCAUCGUCAGCUCAGGACUCAUCCAGACUUCCUUUUGUGCGGCAUUUCUAGGCUUUAAAGCUCUGUGUCCGAGUGGUUUUGUUUUGUUUUGUUUUGUUUUUUGUCUCUGCACUUUCCCUGGGAAAACCCUUGUUUUUACUGCUGAAUCAGAGCAAAUAGCAAUCUGCAAGGGGGAAGCCCUUCUGUCAGCAAUCCUAGGCAAUUGCCUAUAAUUGCCUAAUGAAGUGACCAACCUUCUCUCUUAACACCACCGAGUAAGAGCAUGAACUUGAAUUGGGGUGAGGAGAGGACCCAACUCUGUAUCUCACUAACCAGGUCCUUCUCCAUCAGGUAACGAAACCAUCUGCUCGCCCAACGUUUACAUUGAAUGUGCUGACCAUACACUAGGUAAGUGCUUCAGCAGAUACUGAGCAGCCUGAUGAGGGACCUGGGGGGAGAGGAUCUAGUCAGCCGGUAGAACGGAAGGGGAACCCCUAUUAAUUGUUGUAGACACAGCUGCGUGUUUGAUGGCUUAAGCCAUUAAGCGAUAAGGCUGAACAGUUUUUGUUUGUUUUGUUGUUUGUUUUACAGCGUUUAUAGUGUGCUCUUCAUGGAAUAUUUUCAAUCCCAGAGCAGGAAAGAAAGUAAUAAUCAGAGGGGAAAAACAACAAUAUACAACAUUACAAAAACUGGUCCAAUAAAAACAAAUUAACAGUUCUAUCAUAAGUCAAGCAAGUUUAGUAUGGUGGUUUGUGAGGAAGAGUCAGGGAGGCUAAUACCACAAUCCCUCAGCUGGGGUCUAGUGGGCUGGUACAGAGGAGAGGAGGGCAGCUGUCACCCUGGGGUGUGAUGGAGAGGCAUGUUGUUGGGCUGCAUCGAGGGCUCCACUGACCCUCUCAGACACGUGUUCGUAUCCCAACAGGAGUCCCAAGAGGAUUUCUAGACCAUGAGACAUUGCCUCAAUAGGCUGUGGGUCUUUUGCCAUGGCAGGGAUGAGCAGGCAAUGGCUCAUUUGAUUGCUGUUCCAAAGUGUUCUUAUCCUGCCUGACGUGCGGCUCUCUGCUCACAGAUACAGCAGUUGAGGAUUCCCAGGAGCGCUGUGUCUGCCCCACGCCCUGCAACUUGACCCGCUACGGCAAGGAGAUCUCCAUGGUGCGCAUGCCCAACAAGGGCUCGGCCCGGUACCUUGCUCGCAAGUAUAACCGCAAUGAGACCUACAUCCGGUGAGUGCCCUGUUGCUGAUGCGCAGCCCACAGGCUGUGGGAGAAGCACCAGAACAUUAUAAACAAAAGUGGGCUAGGAGGGAACUGGGUUGGAGGAAUAUAUGAGCCGGCUCAGCCUCUGAAUCCUUUCUCUCCCCUCCCCAACUCCCCUUAGGGAGAACUUCUUGGUGCUGGACAUCUUCUUUGAGGCACUGAACUAUGAGGCGAUUGAGCAGAAGAGGGCAUACAACCUGGCAGGGCUUCUUGGUGAGUGAAUCUGCUCCCCUACCUGCCACCUUCCUUUGGUUAGGGCUAGUGCUCUUGAGGCAAAGCAAGCUUCGAGAAGGAAGCUACACAGGCAGGCAGGCAAAUGGGCAAGAACCUGUUUGCGAUUCACACCUUAUGUUGCUGAGACAGAGACAUGACGUGGGCUCACCAAAAUCCCAAGUUUUUAUGGCAACACAGGUGUCACCUCAUUGGCCUUUCCCUGUCAUCUGACAGCAUCUCUGGCUGUUUGCUGCAGUACUUACUUCUGGACUCCAUCACUGGUGGUGCCAGCAGUGCAGGCCCAACAGCAGUUCCCUCUUUUGACAAGCCGCCACAGCAAGAAGGCGCCUGGCCUGGACUUUAUAGAGCCCCACCCCCCUUCUCCCUGACACACCACACUUUGAGGCCUGUGCUGCCUUACUCCCUGCUGGGCACCCAACCAGUGUGCAGGGAGGUACUACUCCCAUAGCAGCUGUGCUCACACACCUACUUCAUCCUCUCCAUGAGGUCUUCCUCCAACCUUUUCCUCCAGUGCUAGAAGGACCCUGGUGCCCAUUGCUUUCAAAAGGCGCAGGAAGCUAACCCUGAAGGAAAGCAAAGUCAUACCAAUGCUCCUGCUGCUCACUCUCUUGCCUUUCCCCAGGCCACCACAUUCAGUCACCAUUUCUCCCUCUCCCAUUCCCUGAUACUCAAUAAAAGCAGCAUGGAUCCUGCCUGAGGCCCGGUCACCCUCCUCCCUGCAGAGGCCUUCCCAGUGCUCAGAGUCCAGCAGAUGACUUGCUUUUCACCAUCGUCUCCCUUGCCCUAACUGCCUCCUUUUCUGCCAGGGGACAUUGGAGGCCAAAUGGGCCUGUUCAUCGGGGCCAGCGUCCUCACUGUCCUGGAAAUCUUGGACUACAUCUAUGAGGUGAGGGCCCACCUAGGGGAGAAAGAGUCUUGUGUUGCAUUAGCUGUGACUUUGUACUGGGCUGAGCUUAGAGCUUGUAUCGAGGGGGAACCUAUAGCUCUGGCACCCCCACUAAGAUAGUGCUGUACCGUUAACUGCUGACACCUUACACAGAGCUGGCAAACUCCCCAUGUUGUCCUAAAUUCAAUGAGUUUACCUGCCGUCAGCACAGGCUAUGCUAUCUCCCCAAGGUGGUAAUAACCAGCACCUGGACCACUUCUAGAGCAAGGAUGAGGAACAAGGGAUACUUGGAGUUGGGAGUCAAACAACAGCUAGGGAGCCACAAGUCUUCCCUGCAUCCAGUACUACAGAAUGAGCUGGUAACAUCUCCUGCAUCUGGACAGCUUCAGUGAACUCCAGCCACAGUGCAUGAUAGGUGCUUGCUAUGGUCCAUGUAGGAUGCCUGGCUGUUCAUGACUACCUGCUUGCAGGACUUAGGGCCUCUGAAGUUAUUUUCCAGGAAGAAAUCUAGCUUGAUGACAUCAUAGGGCGAAGUGGGAAUAGAGCAAAAUGCAAGUUGGCAGGAGUUGCUGUGUGUAUAUGACAUGUUCCCUACCGCAAAGUGAUAUAGGGGUUUAAACACACAUGGAGCUGCCACUCUCUGCCUUUUGCUGUGCCCCAGGUGAUCCGUGACAAGGUGGCCCAUGGCCUACGACGCCCCAAGCCCCCUCUGAAGAAGCCUUCAGGCAGCAUUGCCACCCUGGGACUGGAGGAGAUCAAGGAGCAGGUACACUUGUUUCCCUUGCCACCCAGACUAUUUCCUGCAGCUGCCAUAAAACAGGGAGUGGGUGGAUCGCUGGAAGGAAGCGAGGUGCAAUUCUUUGCCUUUCCCAGCUUUGAACCUGGUCAGCUAGAGAGGGAUGGGGAGGGCAAGAGAGAACAAUAUUCUAUCUCUUUGCAUAUUUGUAUUGGGUAGAUCCACACAAUGCCCACCAAUAUGAAAAAUGAUGUUGGAGAGUUUGUGUCAUUUAAGCACGAGAGCCUCAUUUUGUUUGUGGACCACUGCAUGCUUUGGGCCAUGUGGGCUGCAUGUGAUGUGUGUCUGUAUUUCUUAACAGCGUUGGCUGGAAGAGAUGCACGUUAAUGUGUCAGCUGCUGUGCAAAUUCUGUGUAUUUAUUUAUGAGAUGAUUUACAAACUGCUAACUGAUAGAAUACAUCAAGGCAGUGUACAAAAAAAAAGAAUUAGAAAGCUAUAAAAUCAUAAAACCAUAACAUAUAAAACUCAGGGAUGGCUCAGUUGGUAGAGCAUGAGACCCUUAAUCUCAGGGUUGUGGGUUUGAGCACCACGUUGGGCAAAAGGUUCCCUCAUUGCAAGUGGUUGGACUAGAUGACCCUCAUGGUCCCUUCCAGAUCUGUGAUUCUAAAACAAAUGGCCAGCACCAAAUCAAAUUAAUUCUCUUAGAAAUGCUUGGCAAAACAAAAUGUUUCCAGAAUUGUCAGUGCCUGUUUGAUUUCAACAGGAACAGUGUUGCAGGUUACUGGUACCACCAUGCUAAAAGCUUUGGUUUGUAUAGAAAUUAAACAAAUAUGAAAUAACUAUGAGACAGUAAGUAGGGCUUCUCCAGAUGGUCACAGUUUUCUGGCCAGUUUAUAAAGCACAAGGUGGUCCUUCAGGUAACUUCAGGUUAGGGCUUUAUACACUGACAGUAAUACCUUGAACUUUGUUCAGUAAUGUGCUGGCUUUCCACACCAAAAUGCUGAUGCGGAGCUGCUCUGGCCAAAAACUGGACCGCAGCAUUCUUCACUUGCUGCAAUUUCUGAACCACCCUCAAGGGUAACCCAAUGUAGGUAACACUGCAGCAGUCCAGUCUAGAGGUCCCCCAGGCAUGCAACAGCGUGGCCCAUGUAUUCCUGUCCAGGAGGCAUACAAGCCCAAGCUGGAAAAGGCAUUCUUAGUCACCAAGCACCCAGUGACAGUGAUGUAUCCAAGAGUACUCCCAUGCUAUGUACCUGUAUCUUCAGGGAGAGUGCAACUCCAUCAAGAAAAGGCAAUUUCUGAAACUGCCCAUUUCUGAAACUUGGGAACUGCACACCCACAAAGCUUCCAUCUUACCAAGCUUCAGUGUGUAUCGCCAUUGUCAUAUAUUAAAGUGCCUCAACACUGGGUGUGACGUUGUAUAGUAAGCAACAAACGUUGCUUGAAGUCUUACAGUUUUGUCUUUUUUGUGCUCUGGACCAUGAGAAGAGAAUCAGACCAAGGUCCAUCUGGUCCAGCACCUUUUUCCCACCAACUGUGUCAAGCUAGAUAUCCCUGGAAGCUCAUAGGCAGGAAAUAGAUUUGAUGGCUAUCUAGUGUUGAAGUUUUAUCCUGCUAAAGUUUCAUUUAGCUGUCAUGUUGACAGACCAACAUGCUGAGUUCUCAUGUGCAACACAUGACUGUGCUGCUGCAAGCAGUGUGUGGACAUGCUCCUAUGAGUAUAUUUUUAUAUAUUUGUGUGAGCCCAUUGUGAUCUGGGUAGACAGCGCCUAUAUACCAGUACAUACAUGUGUGCAUGAAUGUAUACAUAUGCACAUACAUAUGUUUCUGUUUGUUUGUGCAUAAAAGAGGCAAGACUGCUUGUGCGAUGCCUACAGAGAAGGCUUUGGUUACAUCUGUGAACCUGUCGUAGUUAAAAUGGGGAAUUUACUACAAAACCAUCCUGGGCAAUAAGUGUUUUACAGUAUAUAAACCCAGAGAGCAGUCAGUGGAUGAAAGCACCUCCUAGCUCAGCUUGAGCAUCUGUUCACUCUGCGUCUCUCAAGUGCAGCAGAUUCAGUGUGGCCAGACAAGUGACAGCUCCUCUCUGCUUUCCUCUUGCUGCAUCCCACCUGACAUGGGAAACCUACAACAGGGACCAGAAUAUGGAAAGCUGGUUACUUACGAAGAAUAUGAGUUAUUGCCUAGUGAAAUUGACAAGUGUACUUUCCAAAGGUUCUGAGAGCUAAAGGAGAUGUUAGGCCUGUGCUUCUAAAGAAACCAGUCUCCAAUCAGGAAUGAUUUCCAGAAGUUCGUUUGCGGUGUUUAUAGAAGGUGUCAGCAACUGGAAGCCGUGAACCAAAUCUGUCCCUCUAGGCAGUUGAGGAGUGUGAGAUGGUUCCUCCACUUAGAGAGAUGGAAACCAAUGCCUUUCCCACCACCUCUUACAGCAGUGGAGGGGAAUCUCCAGCCUUCCAGAUAUUGUUGGACUCCCAGCUCUCCUCAGCCCCAGCUAGCAUGGCCAACUGUCAAGGAUUAUGAGAGUUGCAUUCCAGAGACGGAAUGUCUUGCUGGCCCGGGAAUUUACAAAGAUAGCCUUUAGAUAGCAAAUCUUGCCUCCUUGCAAAUAAAUAAUAAUCCUAAAGAGAGUGUAGAGAGCACUUGAUAAAGAGACAAAAAAGAAAAUCAAAGAUGCACACUGGUGUUGGGGGUUUUUUUCAGGAAUAGUUUCUGCAAAAGAAUUGACCUACUUUGCUAACAGUUAAUGAAGCAAAUUGGUAGGGAGAGGAAAGAUGGCAGGAUAUAACAGAACAAAGAAAUCUAAUCUAUAAUAGUAACUAUUUGAAAAACAAAAGAUGUGACCUGGCACUGUACCACAAUGACUCUAUUUAGCUUUAAAUCAGGGAGUUAAGUAGUGUAAACAUUCAAAAACCAACACUGCACCCGUGAAGAAAGAGAGGCCCUGAUAUCUGCCGGCUGUUUGCUCACCUAUGGAAAGAAGUGCUUAGAAAAUGUGUAUCUAACAAGAUGCUGAUAAAUCUCAGACCCCGAGCAGGAAGAAGCUGAUAAGGCCAUUCAGCUGCAGAAAGAGUUGACUGGGAAUACAUAAGAAGUAAAUGCAAGCUAAAAUUGCAUCAAAGAAGGAUCCAGGCUAUGUAUAUUUUAAGAACUCCUCCAAAUCAAGGAACCUGACCCAGUGAGUUCCACCCACAGAAACAGGCUUUUACACCUAGAUCAGCUGCAGUGCACACUCAACAGGCUGCCAUUUGGAAGGACAAGAUGGUGCCCAGAAUGAGAUGGCUGAAAAUAGAACUGAUUGAAUUACCCCCUCCAGAUCCCUGUGCUGAAGCAAUUUCUGAGUAGCUGUGAGUGCAGCUCUGUGCAGAUUUAUGUAAAGAUCCUGGUACCAUAGAUCUGAGUGAAGAGGUCUAGGAAAUGGGCUUUGCAUUUUUCACUUUUCUAAAAGGUUACACGUAUGAAUUUGAAGGCAAAAUCAUUGUUUGCCUCUGUUAUUUUAUUGCACAAAUAACAAUAAGGAUGUCAAUUAAAUCAACCAGAGGCCUGGUUAAAAAGGAAUGUUUUUGCCGGGUGCCUAAAGGGGUAUAAUGAAGGUGCCAGGUGAGCCUCCCUGGGGAGCCACUGCAGAAAAGGCUAGUUCUUGUGUUACCACCCUCCAGACCACUUGAGGAGGCAGUACACGACGAAGGGCCUCAGAAUACGAUUUCAGCAUCUGGGUAGGUUCAUAUGGAAAGAGGCAGCAAGGUAUUGCGGUCUUGAGUCGUUUAAGGCUUUAUAGGUCAAAACCAGCACUUUGAAUUGGGCCUGGAAACUAAUUGGUAGCCAGUGCGGUCAGACCAGGAUCGGUGUGAUAUGCUCAAACCAUCCUGCUACAGUAACCAACCUGGCCGCUGAAUUCUGCACUAGCUGAAGUUGCCUGUCUUCAGAGGCAGUACAACGCAUUGCAAUAAUCUAACCUUGAGAUUACCAGAGCAUAGACAUAGUAGUUAGGCUAUCCCUGUCCAGUUAGGGGCAUAGCUGGGCCACCAACCAAAGCUGGUGGAAGGCACUCCGGGCCAUUGAAGCCACCUGGGUCUUGAGGAAUAGCAAAGGAUCCAGGAAUACCCCAAGCUACAAAACUUCUCCUUCAGAGGAAGUGUAACCCCAUCAAGAGCAGGCGACCUCCCACCCAUCUGGUAUAGGGAACCGCCCACUAACAGUGCUUCAGUCUUAUCUGGAUUGAGUUUCAGUUUGUUGGCUCCCAUCCAGUCCAUUACCAAGGCAAGACACUGGUCCAGCACUUCCACUGCCUCACCUGCAGAGGUAAAGGAGAAAUAGAGCUGAGUGUCAUCAGCAUAGUGCUGACAAUUUACUCUGAACCUCCGGAUAACCCUGCCCAGUGGUUUCAUGUAGAUGUUGAACAACAUAGACAUCAACAGUGAAUACAGAAUCCUGUUUUUCUUUUUAAAUGAAAAGUGGGCAUCUCAAGACUUCCUCAUAUAGUAGUCAAUGGUAUAAUAAUGGUCUUGUGCCUUCCUGGGCCUGUUAAUCAUUAAAAAGAAACCAGUCUUAACAUACCUGUCCCCAAGUGUGCAAAGGAAAUGCUACCAAAAAUUGAAGAGGGCUCAGGCCUAGCUAGCCUUGGUCAAGUGCAGCACUUUAGUUUUCACAGAGGUGUAAAGAAGACCAGUACCAUUUUCUAGACUAUGCAGAGGCUCCUGCUCCUGUGAACCACAGCAGACACCUACUGAAAGGAGAGAGAAAAUAUCUAAGACCUACCAGAUUGUUUGGUUAAUGGCCUCAUUACUACAUAUCGACAUUUUUUCACCGAGAUGAAUGGGAAGAGAAAUAGAUGGCAGAGAUGGAGAAUGAGGAACCAUUUGCGGAUUUAGGCACCAAGGAUUUUUUUUUUUAUAAUUUCUUUUUCCUGCCUCCACAGAAGUAUCUUUGUCCUGAUAACCUCUGCACCGUUAGUCAAGAAAAGGAAUGCUUCAGAUCCGUUGAGUAGGAAAAGGUGUGCUGCAAAUUCCAGCUUGUGACUUUCUCCCCUGCAAUAUGAUUAUAGCUGCCGGAAAUAAAACCCCUUAAUACAUUACUCCAGGGUAACUGGUCUACUUGGAAAACACGCUAGGCUGUUCUUCCUUGCUCAGGGCACAAAUCCCAAAACCAGGGAGGAAAACCAACAGCAUAGUGUGGUUGGGCUUCAGAAGCUGGCAAAUGUGAAAUGGUACGCAGAUGCACAAAUGUAGCAGCUCUGGCUCUGCUGACUGUUGAUUCCCUGCCUGGUACUGCCCAGCCCAUGCAAGGAAGAUCAAUGUGGAACUAAAUUGUAUCUGCUGUAUCAUUAGUGGGACCCUGAGACCAACACAGAUGCGCAGUUCUUUGUACCAACUUGGAAGCACUGCCCCACCAUCAAUCCACUGCAAAGUAGCAUGUCAUCGAGGACGUUGGAAACAGAUGGAGGAUCCAGGUCACCCUUUGUUUAGACAUGAAUGGAUGGCUCGGAGGCUGAGAUUCAGGAACAGAUUCAAGGACACAGAACCCGGAGAGGAGAAAAUUUAGAGACACAUGGAGGACUGGGAAGGUGGAGGCACAGGCUACACAAGAAGGCAGCAAUAACAUGAACGAAGCGUACUGAGAGCUGCUGGUGCCAGGCGUGGAGAAGCAAGGAAUAAUUGGUGGCUACCAAAGAAAGGCAGCCGCCUGUAGGAUGAAUCCAUGCAGUCUGCAUGAGAUCAUGUGUCAGCAUUGGAAUACAAACAGGUGGCUUUCUAAAUGAUGAGCUGGUGCCUCUACCUAAGAAGAGUCUGCUGGAUCAGGCUCAAGACCCACUUGGUCCAGCAUCUUGUUCUCACAGUGGCCAGCCAGAUGCCUAGGGGGAGCUUGUGCACAGGACUUGAACACAACAGCACUUGUGGUAAACCACUCAAAGAUGCAGAGUGGAGGAAAACUGGGCCAGCACUUCUAUUCUGGGUGCCAUUUGUCAUGUAGUCUGUUGGUUCCUUCUGACCCAGCCUGGAUACAGAUAAUUUCAGGUCAGGGCUGAGUCUUUUUUGCGGACAACAGCCCUCCCACUCUGUGUUUUCCAGCCUACGUUCCCUGUUUCCGCUGCUUGACCUUUGGAAAGCUGGAACAGCUUAAAGGCCACAGGUUCCCUCUCUCUCUCCUUUAAGCAUUAUUCCUUGGUGGUUUUCCUGUGGUGCUAGAACGAUACAAGAUUUGGAGCCCUGCGAACUCCCCCCCCCCACACAAAUGGGUGUUCCUGCUGAAAUGGUCCCUUUCACAGUUGCCUCCUACCUAACCAACCUCUAAAGGCAGGAACCACCCAGAGAAAGGUCACAGAGGAUGAUCUUAACAUUCAGGCAGGUCUGCAUGGCCAUGCGUAUACAGCAAUAUAGUGUAAUCAGGGCAAGCUGUAAUGGUGCAGUUGGGCAUUUCCUGGGGCCCCAAGGCCAGCAAGCGACUUGCUGCCUCAACAGUAGUGCCAUUUUCAUGUUACUUGGAGGAUUCAAGAAGAUCAGAGGCAGCAUGACUUGAAUUCUAGGUUGGCAUGGCCCAUAACAUCUAGGCUCGCGUGCUCCCCAAAUCCUGGAGCUGGCACUGAAUUGUUUGUUCAUGUGUGAGUGAGCAUGAGAGAUAGGGAGAGCUGCAUUGCCUGCCUCUAAUCUCAUGUGAGCAUGAUGGUGAGCGAGUGACAUAUACCGCAUGCCUGUAUUACGGCAUGAGCGGGAGCCGUUCCGCUGGUGCAUUCAAUAUCCCAGGAGCCCUGAUGUUAUAUAAAGAUAAAACACAGGAGGCAGAGCCAGGGAAAGCCCAUCAAACAUGCCGAUUUUUGGCUGGCUCUGGAGCCUUUGGACAAGGAAUAACUAAUUAGCAGCUGAGUUUACUUUAAUUUCCUGCUGCUGCCAACAUUUAAGUCAAUAGAAGCUAGGGCUCCUUGAAAUUCAACCUGGCUGCAGCAAAGAGCUGUAAAUAAAGGUGCAGACAGAGAACUACCCAGACUGAUCUUCGUAUUGUGGCCGUUCCAAUGCCACCUCUGAUGAGUUGGCCAGUAGGGCACUGAAGGCAAAAGAGGCCCAUGUGGCUGCAGCAGGACCUCUGGGCAUCACCCCAGCAAAGCUGUGCUCACUGCUAGCACACUAGCCAAGAUGAAAGCAGCAUUUUGUAUUCCACUUGAGUGGUUGUGGAUUUACAGGCUUAACUCUGGACCCAACCCGCUGAAGGAAGUCCUUUGUUCUCAUCUUGGCUUUCAGGACAUGAAAGCUGCAAUCCUGAGCCAUUAAAAUCAAUGAGGCUGUUGCUGUCGAUGUCUCAGGAUUGCAGCCAAACAUCCCAGGGUUACUCCUGGCAUGGGAUAUAUAUCUUUACUGCAGUAGACUCAGUACUGUCCACUGCACACUGGCACACUCCAUGUGGCUCAGGGUUGAAUUUGGACAUUGGCUCCUUAACAGCAUCGUUUGUCGGCACAGAGAUGAGCUAUUCAGGGCCGACUGAGCUGUGAUUUCUCGGCUCCUUCACUUUCUCCUUUUUAUGUUUUUAUUUUAACCUCACAUGUAAUAACCAUGCAGUUGCAUAUUACUUUAGUUUUUAUCACAGAGAUGCACAAUAGCACAAAUCAAGAGGAUGUGCCCUAGAUACAAUGCGAAGUACAUACCAUAAGGACAUACGGAGAGCCUACCAGGUCAGACCAAAGGCCCAUCUAUCCCAGCAUCCUGUUCUCGCAUUGGUCAGCCAGAUGUUCAGGGAAAGCCCACAAGCAGCACCUGCGUUCAGCAGCACUCUCCCCUCAGUUGCAAGUCCAGCAACAGAUAUUCACAUGGACCACCCUACGUUUAGUACUUUCUUGCUUAAAAUCUCAGGCAACUGUGCUGGGAGAGUCCUUUGCCCGACACCCUGGACAGCCACUUCCAUUGAGAGCGGGCAGCCCUGAGCUAGUUGAUGGUCCUGUGUUCCCACCUAGUGCAAGGCAGCUCCUUGUAACCUAAACCAGCCGCAUAGUAAGAAUUGCAGUUGCAUCUGAUUUUUUUUUGGGGGGGGGAGCAGCUGUGAAGUUGGGAGAGACCGCAAAAAAGUUGCUCUUCCUGCCCAUACCUGUUGUUUGGACUUAAACCCAGGUGGGCUGUGGAAGGGCAGCAGGUGGGAUGGGUAGAAGGGGUCUUAUAAACAGCAGAGAACACCAAGAAGGAGAGGAGUGCUUACAGGAUAGAGGAAGAUUACAGUGGUGGAAGAGUAGCAGGAAAAAUACCAAAGAAGGAAGAUUCCUCAUGCCAGCUGGUUUGCAGGAGGGAUAGGCACUCACUCGUAGGAUGAGCUGGGGCUCUUUGGUCCAAGAGCAGAAACCAGGAGAGCAGAUAUAAGCCCUGUCCUCUGACAUAAGAGGGGAUUGAGAAGAAUCUGAAAGGACUUGUGGAGAACACCACACUGUUUUUCCAACUUCUCAUAGUGGAAACCUUAUGAGAAAGUGUUGAUUUCUAUUGUAGGGGAUGGAUUAGAAUCUCCCCCCACCUCUAAAAAAAACAAUGGGAGGGGGGUCUGAUGCCAAACACAUUUUCAGCCACAGAAGCAGUGGAGCAACAGACACCUUUAGGACAUGCCACUCUGCUUCAGCAUAGGAUAUAUCUAAACAGAAGCAGGAGAGAUGGAUGUUGUUCGUGGUCCCUCCAGGUUAGAUGCACGCAACAGAUGCCUCCAAUCAAUACUUAUCUGUGGCAAACAGCUAGUGUAAAAUAAGCUCCAGCGUAGGAGAUCAGCUGUGUUGUCACAGCACCACCUUGUGGACAGAAUCAUUUUUUUCUGAGCAAGUACUGUAGUGACAGUUCAUCCUUUCCUGCUCAAGCGCCUGGAGGCCUUGUCUUCAGGAAGGAUGGUGGCAAGUCCAGUAAUAUUAUCAUGUAGUCAAAGGGAGGCUGCCUUUUCUCCAGGAACUUCUGGCUUAGCCAGGCAUAACAUGAACCCAGCAGUGGCACAGUUAGGUCACCCCUGUGCUGGUAAGCUAAUGAGCACAUGGAGGGUGGUAUUCAGCUAAGUUUUACUCAGCGAAGACCCAUGAAAUUAACAAGCAUGACUAAGAUAGAUCUAUUCUGAGGAAAAUUGAGUUGAACACGAUUUAAACACACACCCCUCAUUCAAGCCAUUCUAUCUUUAUCCACAUUCCAUGAAGUGCAUGUUUGCUUGUUUGCUUGCCUAAUGUUUCUUGGAGAUGCUGUACAGUAUUUGAAGUGCAAGCUUUUGUGUGUUUUUGACAUGCUAACUGUUUUUCCUGAUUGUGAAAGGCAUUUCAUGCGGUGCACAGGCUAUGCUUUCUGAAGACCCAUGGAUGCAACUUCCACCUUAACCUAUAAUUAAUCCUGAUCCAGCAAUGGCAGCUUUCUAGCGCAGCAAAAACAUUAUCCAUGGGGUGUAGAACCUCACUGGAGAGAGUGGGAACCUUUUUCUUGUUUCAUAAUUGCAGCCGUCUCUGCCCUGGUCCCUUACCAAGGGAAUAUUGCAGUGAAAUGGAUUAGACCAGGGGAGUAUAUAUGGAAUGAAAACAGAAUAUGUAGUUUAGACAAUGAUAUUCCCACAUAGCAGCUCCAUGAAGAAAUAUCAUCUGUGUGCAGCCUCAGCUCUCCGCAUUAAAAUUACUAAUGCACCUAGAGACCUCCGCUGUUAAAGACCUGAAAUAAGUUUCCUGCCCGGGAAUCCCACAUUUUAUUAACAUUGGAAUUACUACUUAAUCAACAUGAAUUGUUCCCCUUCACCUUAUUUAUACAUGCAGCAGCUAAGAACCAUCUCUCUGGUCCAUUUAAGAAUGAGAUUGGACAUUCUAAUCUCUCUCAUAAUUUUCUCUUUGAAUAAUAUCCACCCUAAAGCAUGAUUCCUGAGCUCACAGAGCCUCUCUGAAUUUGAUGGUGUGAAGUAUACCAUGGUACAGCUUUACCCUCGGGAGCUAUCAUUUCAUCUCAUUCGCUAAAUCACACAGGGCACUGCAUGUUUCUAACAGCUUUAUACCCACAGCUGUAAUUAUAUUUAGAGUCUUGAUCUCAUCUGACAUGGUUGAGUGUGGCAUCCCUCCAAGUGUAGAUUCCUAUUCCAUGGGGUGAGAUUCCCCCCCACACACGCACACAUAUCCCACCUUUAAGGGUGUGGGAGAUUUAACAGGGCUACAGGCAGGGGGUCAAAAGUAGAGCAGGCUCAAGAACUUGCACUGGGAAGGAGUUAUAUUGCUCUCCAGUAGUGGAAAUGGGGGACUAGACAAAAAAGGCAGGUGACUGUCAAGAAGGUAGGGACUGCCUAAACCUGGCUUGGUACAUGGGAUGCCUGGAGAGAGUGAGGUUGUCAGAAGGUGAUGGAGCUGUUUAAGGAAGAGCUGAACAGGCAAAGCCUGUGAUAGAGCAUUCCAAAGGCCCAUCUCAGAGAGCAAAAUUUAGGAGUGGAAGAAUAUUGCCAUUCUGUGCCAUAAUCUUAACAGCUCCAGCCUUUUGCUACCACCACAGAGGAAAAGAGUUCCUGCUAGUCCAUGUUUCUUCAUCCUGCCUCUUUCUCAUUUCUGGAUGCAUCACCAGGACCAGGGCCAGGCUAUUGGCGCCCUAGGCAAGGCUAAUUACUCACACACACACACACACACACACACACACACACACACACACACCAUAGCUAACUUAAAAUUUCAAGAACAGAUGUCCUGCAGAAAUACAGUUCUCCAAAAUAUUAUCAGAAAUUUUUAAGCUAUAACAAAAAAUAAUCUGAAUAAAGCUGCCCCUCAAAGGUCAGUCCUGCACUGCUCUGAGGCCUGUGCGCUGGACAGCUGCCUAGUUGGACUGAUGGUAGCACUGCCCCUGGUCAUCACACUGUGGAGAUGGAAGGGGCAGGGCAAGGCCUAGAUAGCAUGCUGAUGUUAUAUCACUUUGCAAGAAAGCAGAGAUGUCUCUCCAUCACUUCUUGUCACAUGCAGCCUUCCUGGAGGAGGUCUCCCUCUAGGAAACUUCAGCAGAAUGCUCAUAGAGCUCCGUACCACCCACCCACCCAGAGGUACCAGCUGCUGUGCUGACCGUGUUUCUUUUCUCUCUUUCUUUCUCAGAGCUCCUGUGAGAGCCUGGGCCGCCACAACGAGGGCAGCUACCCCACAGGACUUCUGCCCAACCACCACCACCGCCACCACUACUCGGGCCAAGGGGUCUUCGAAGACUUUGCUUGCUAAGCCAGCUCGUGCGCUGCUCCCCCCAAACAGCAGCAGUGCCUCUGGAGCAGCUUGGGGCACAGCAGGCUCCGGCCUGCGCCAAGAAGCCUUUUCCAAGUGGCCAGGCCAGGCCUUCCUCCCACCUCCAAAGGCUUCCAAAAAGCACCGUGGUGCUUUUAUAGCCCCCUCCCUCCUGUAACUAACCCCCUUCCCCAGUCCAGCUGGUCCUGCCCCUGCCCUCCAGGGCUCAGCAGCCCCUCCCCCAACAAACCUUCCCCAUACUGAAGCACAGAGAAAGACCGAGGAUCAGCUGCCAAGAACAGGGAGGUGGAAUGGACUCUAAACUGCUCCACUGAUAGGAAGCAAGGCUUGACUGAGGCAGGCAGCCUGCCUGGAAUUUCACAAAGUGGGAGGAAGGGGGACAUGGAGCACGCAAGGGAGCAAAGAGGGCGUCACCAAAGGUAGAGGCAACUCUCUCUCCCAGGGCCCAGUCUAUAACACAGUAGCACCACACAACCAGCUGCUCACACAGCCCCACGUGGCAGCCUCUGCCACAGACUCUGAGUAGCGGGAGCGCUGCUCCCUCCAACACCUCUCACUUUGUCCUGUCUUAUCAUUACUGUUCCUACUUACACCUCUUCCCUCAGCCUCCUUACAAACAUACAUUUCCAUGUACCACUAUUUUACAUGCACACAGGGGUGUCUCAGGGCAGGAAAGAGGUCCUGUAUCCCACUGGCUGCUGCUGCUGCUGUUGGGCAGUGAGUGCCAAGAUGUACCCCACUGCUCACUUGCUGCUGCCCCCCACAUUGAGACUGUGCCCACAAGGAGGUUUAAAGACCUGCCAUCCUGCCCACGUUGUGCCCCUUUACCAUAUGGGUACAGGCCCCUCACCCUCAUGGCUGGCCAGCCAUCACCCAUCCCUUCUUCCCUCAGAACUGUAUAUUUGUACAUAACUGUUUUGGGUCUGUGGUUUUUAGCCGGCUACACUCAGUCUUUUGUUGCUGCAGCUGGCCCCUGCCGGCAUCACUAAACAUUGCUGGUAAGGCAGGACACCACGACAUCGACGUCCAAUCUCAGGUUCCCUCCCAGCUCAAGUGCAGAGGCCGAUGCUGCAGGAGGCUGCUGGCACCAACAAAGCCCGAGUUCCCUUGGGGCAGCCCCUUCCCAGAUGUACAGACGCCCCCCUUCCCCACAUCUUCCACCCUCCUCCAGCAGUAUUCAGGGUCCAAGCCACACAAAAACACCCCACCCUCAGGAGAAAGAGCCUUAUGGGUCCCAUACAAUGUCAAGGGAGGAUAAGGAGCCCAGGCAGCGCCCCAGGACUCAGAUCCCUAGGCUGAAGCACUUAGUAGCAGACUUGCCCAGUGCAUCCGCGUGUGGGGAGUGUGGGUGUGUGCGAUGACUCCUCAAGGGCAGCAGGGGGAAACGUCAACUUUCUCUUUGCAGCAGGGCCCUGAGUAAAGGUACAACAGGAAAAAGCCAACCAACCUACCUUGUGCUGUCUUGAUGGGACAAGGGAAUACCCCAGAACCCAGCUGUGGUCCUCAGCCCUCCAUGUAGCAAACCAAAGGGGGCUCCAGCAUGCACCGUCGAGACACCUCAUGGUGUCAUGCCCCACACUUAGGGAAACGUGCCUGUACUCCUGGGGGUGCAUUUUCAGGAAGAAAGGUGGCACAGGAAUAUGCUGCAAAUGCCCCCCCCUUCAGUGACAACACCAAACUCUUGCAUACACCACCUUCAAGAGCCAAGAGCAGUCAAGGCAUUUGACUGCUGCAGAGGGAGUGGGAGAUUGCAGAUCAAAUCUGCCUGCCUGCUGCAUAUGUGUGUGACUCCAAGGGUGCAGGCUGCAGGAGACUCUCGACUGGGACCCAGCCAGGGAUCUUCCCAGGAGGGGGUCUGUUAAUCCCAUGACUUUACUGAGCGCAAGUCGCUGUUUUACAAAUGUACAAGUUUCUCCCAAUAAAGAGGCACAAGUAGAACUCCAG
Messenger RNA from Podarcis lilfordi (Lilford's wall lizard), 94789 nucleotides. Lineage: Eukaryota; Metazoa; Chordata; Lepidosauria; Squamata; Lacertidae. The record is from the annotation of a GenBank genome assembly.